GAGCAGUUGGAGCAUUCCCAGCCUCGCCUCGGGUGGAGGGAUUGCGGGGAGGGAAAGCAAAACUACACGGCUUCUAUCUGUGUAGUUUUGUUUUUGUCAGGGAAUAUUUCGAGGCUCGACCGUUCUCACCUUGGAUUUUUCUGCACAAACCUUUCUGGAUAAGGGGGCUGCUGCCCGUUAGUCAGUCGGGCUCCGUCCCAUCACUUCCAGGCACUCUUGUGGAAACAAGGUGCCGACCACCAUGUCAACACAAGCGCCAACGUUUACACAGCCGCUACAGAACGUCGUGGCACUGGAGGGUAGUGCCGCUUCGUUCGAGGCUCAAAUCAGUGGUUUUCCAGUUCCUGAGGUGAGCUGGUUCCGUGAUGGCCAGGUUCUUUCCGCCGCAGCUCUGCCCGGCGUCCAGAUCUCGUUCAGCGACGGCCGCGCUGUUCUGAGGAUCCCCGCUGUGACCGCCGCACACAGCGGACGCUUUUCUGUCAGAGCCACCAACGGCGCUGGACAAGCCACGAGCACCGCUGAGCUCCUGGUUACAGCGGAGACGGCGCCUCCCACCUUCCUUCAGAGGCUGCAGACCUCCACAGUGAGGCAGGGCAGCCAGGUGAGGCUGAACGUCAGAAUCACAGGCAUCCCCACACCUGUAGUCAAGUUCUACAGGGAGGGAGCCGAGAUCCAGAGCUCUGCCGACUUCCGGAUCCUGCAGGACGGAGACCUGUACAGUCUGCUGAUUGCAGAGGCCUUCCCAGAGGAUUCUGGGACGUAUUCUGCAACAGCCACCAACAGCAGUGGACGGGCCACGUCUACCUGCGAGCUGCUGGUUCAAGGAGAAGAACCAGUUCCAGCAAAGAAAACCAAGACGGUGAUUUCAACUGCUCAGAUUUCACAGACCAGAGUCACAAGAGUGGAAAAGAAGAUGGAGUUCGAACUGGCUCAGACACUUGGUCACAAGACUCCACCCAGAGUUCCACCCAAACCUUCGUCAAAGUCCCCCACCCAGCCCUCGCUGGUCCCCAAGGUGACCGCAGGGCGCCAACAGUCACCGUCACCUGUCAGACACGUGAAGGCUCCCACGCCCACAACUGUCAGGCCGGUAAAGUCUCCCGUCACCACGAGGAAGCAGCCUGCCCCCGCCGCUGAAGUCCCUCCACCAUGGAAGAGAGGAGAUGAUGGCAUGAAACCAGUUCAUCAACCAGUCAUAGACUCCAAAGAGGCUGAGGGAGGGACAAAAGCUGGGGCGGUGGCCAAAGUGGUGGCCGCCGUUGACCUGGCUAGUAUUCGCCAACCCGUGCAUGUCGAAGGCGGUCGAGCUGAAGAGGUGGAGGCUGUAGAGGCUGAAAUGAGGCAGCAGACAGUUGCUAUGUCUGCCGAUCAACAGUAUCAGAUUGGCUGGACGUCAACGAGAAUGCAGGCUGGUCAAAUGCUCACUGCUGCUCAGGAGUUCACAUCUGACCUGCAGGCUCAGAUUCAGAGAGGGACAGAAAUCUCCUCCAGAGUGGAAACUGGUCUCACUCCGUCUCCAGUUCCACAAUUCAUGGUUUCUAAAGUUUCUGUCCCCAAACCAGAGUCUGUUGGGGAGGUGUCCAUCGCCGGCUCAGCUAUCGCCACUCUGCAGAAAGAGUUAUCCUCAUCUCCUUCUAGAAAGAUCAUCAAACCGGUCAAGUCUCCCAGUCCGUCUCUUAAAGUUGUUAGGACCAGUGAGAUGCUGGAGUCCAUCCCACCGCCUUUCAAAGAAUCCAUUGAGUCGUAUCGCUCUGGCACCCAGGUUCAGACGGGGGUCGCCUACAUGGUGGGGAUGGACAGAGUUUAUGAGGACUGGAGAGUCAAGGUGCCAGAGGCAGCAGCUGUACCGUCUGCAGGUGGCGCUGUUGUCCCACCCACUUUGGUCUCUGGCUUGAAAAACACAAACGUGACAGAGGGCGAGUCGGUGACCUUGGAGUGUCAGAUCAGCGGUCAGCCCGCCCCCGUCAUCAUGUGGUUCAGGGAGGACUACAAGAUCGAGAGCUCCAUUGAUUUCCAGAUCAGCUACGUGAGCGGAUCUGCUCGGCUGGUGAUACGUGAGGCUUUCGCUGAAGACAGCGGACGCUUCACUUGUACAGCCACCAACGAGGCCGGAACCAUCAGCACCUCCUGCUACCUGCUCGUCCAGGUGUCUGAGGACAUCGAGGGCAAGCAGGAGGUCGUUUCCACUGAAGUUACUCAAGUUACAGUAGAAGCUAAAGAAGAGACCGAAGUGAGUGUGGUUGAGCCGGAUUCCCCUGCUGCUGCUCCCAUCUUCAUUAAGACACCCGUCGUUCAGAAGCUGGUGGAAGGAGGAAGCGUUGUGUUUCAGUGUCAGGUGGGCGGAAACCCCAAGCCUCACGUUGUCUGGAAGAAGAGUGGCGUGCCGCUCACCACCGGAUACAGGUAUAAAGUUGCCUACAAGAAAGAGACCGGAGAGUGCAGAUUGGAGAUCUCGAUGACCUUUGCAGACGAUGCAGGAGAAUAUUCUGUCUUUGCCAAGAAUCAGCUUGGAGAAGUCUCAGCCUCCGUCAGUCUUCUGGAGGAAGAGGAAUAUGAAGCGUACAUGAAGAAACAGGAAGUGACAGCUCCAGUGCAGGAGCCCAAACCUGGAGACAUUCCCCCUAUCACAGUGGAUACAAUGACCACCGUUAUCUCCGGACAGGAAUUCCAUUUGUCUGCCAUGGAGCUGAGAAUCAUUCAGGAGAUCGAGCUCACCAUCAUGAAGAUCACCUACAGAGAGAUUAUAACCGAGGAUGGAGAGUUGAUGGUGACCGCCACUGCCACUGAGGCAGUGCAGCCAGCCUUCGACACUCCGGUCAAAAACUACAGGAUCAUGGAGGGAAUGAGCGUCACCUUCCACUGCAAGAUGUCUGGAACGCCGCUCCCCAAGAUUGCUUGGUUCAAAAAUGGCCAGCGCAUCAGGCCCGGUGACCACUACCAGAUGGAGGUCCUCCAGGAUGGACGAGCCAGCCUCCGCCUGUCUAUGGUGCGACCAGAAGAUGAAGGCGUGUACACUGCCUUCGCCACCAACAUGAAAGGAAAUGCUGUCUGCUCAGGGAAGCUCUAUGUGGAGUCAUCUGCAGCCGCUCCUCAGAGAUACACACCACAGCCUGCAGUGCAGAGGAUCAGAUCCACGUCACCUCGUUCUCUGAGCCGCUCUCCUGGCCGAUCACCCAGCCAUUCACCCGGACGAUCUCCCGCUCGGCGGCUUGAUGAGACUGAUGAACAACAGCUGGAAAGACUUUACAAACCCGUAUUUGUCAUGAAGCCUACUGCAUGUAAAUGCUCUGAGGGACAAACUGCCAGAUUUGACCUGAAGGUUGUUGGCCGACCAAUGCCUGACACUUAUUGGUUCCACAAUGGGCAACAGAUUGUUAGUGACCACACCCAUAAGAUUGUGGUUAAAGAGGAUGGGACUCAGUCCCUGAUCAUUGUCCCAGCCAUGCCCCAUGACUCUGGAGAAUGGACAGUUGUGGCUCAGAACAGAGCCGGGCGCUCAUCCAUCUCCGUCACUCUCACAGUUGAUGCUAAGGAAACCUUGGUCCGUCCCCAGUUUACUGAGAAACUGAGGAACAUCAGUGUGAAGGAGGGCACUCUGGUUGAGCUGGCUGUUAAAGCCAUUGGAAACCCACUGCCUGACAUCGUCUGGCUGAAAAACAGCGACAUCAUCACCCCACACAAGCACCCACACAUUAAGAUUGAAGGAACCAAAGGAGAGGCCAAAUUCCAAAUCCCCUCAGCAGGCGGACCAGACAGUGCCUGGUACACCGCCACAGCCAUCAACAAGGCUGGCAGAGACACCACCCGCUGCAGAGUCAAUGUGGAGGUUGAAUAUGUUGAGCCUGAACCAGAGAGGAAGCUCAUUAUUCCCAAAGGAACCUACAAGGCCAAAGAGAUCAGCCCUCCAGAGCUGGAGCCUCUUCACCUCCGUUAUGGCCAAGAGCAGUGGGAGGAGGGCGACCUUUAUGACAAGGAGAAGCAGCAGAAACCAUUGUUUAAGAAGAAGCUCACAUCUGUCCGAAUGAAGCGCUUUGGUCCGGCCCACUUUGAGUGCAGGCUGACUCCGAUUGGAGACCCCACCAUGGUGGUGGAGUGGCUGCAUGACGGCAAGCCUCUGGCUGCUGCCAACAGGCUGCGUAUGGUCAAUGAGUUUGGCUACUGCAGCCUGGACUAUGAGGUUGCUUAUGCAAGAGACAGUGGUGUGAUCACCUGCAGAGCAACCAACAAGUUUGGAGUCGACCAGACCUCGGCUACCCUGAUCGUCAAGGAUGAGAAGGGCCUUGUUGAGGAAUCUCAGCUUCCUGAAGGCAGAAAGGGAGUUCAACGAAUUGAUGAAAUGGAACGGCAGGCUCAUGAAGGUGGACCUUAUGGAGUAACUGCUGAAGAAGAAACAGAGAAAAUGAAACCUGAGAUUGUCCUUCUCCCUGAGCCUGUCAGGGUUGUGGAAGGUGACACAGCCAGGUUCCGCUGCAGAGUGACCGGCUACCCGGCUCCAAAGGUUAACUGGUACCUUAACGGACAACUCAUCCGCAAAAGCAAGAGAUACAGACUUCGUUACGAUGGUAUUUACUACCUGGAGAUUACAGAUAUCAAAUCCUAUGAUUCAGGAGAGGUAAAGGUUAUAGCUGACAACAACCUGGGUUCAGCUGAAUAUGUUGUGAAGUUGGAGAUUCAACAGAAGGAAGACUUCAGAACUCAUCUGCGCCGUGCUGCUGAGGGUAAAGCAAGCGAAGCUCCUGCUGAGUCAGGAAGAGUACCAUUUGAGGUGGUGAAGGCUGAGCAGCCCACUGAAGACACUCAGCUGAAGGAGGUGGUCAAGCUUAAGAAAGCCCAGAGAAUUGUCCACGAAAAAGCCGUAGAAGAGUCUGAGGAACUGAGGAGCAAAUUUAAGCGCAGGACAGAGGAAGGCUAUUAUGAGUCCAUCACUGCUGUUGAGCUCAAGUCACGUAGGAGAGACGAUUCUUAUGAAGAUCUGCUACGGAAGACAAAAGAGGAGCUUCUUCAUCAUGCAAAGGAAAAGGAGGAGGCUGAGAAGAAGAAGGAGGAAGAGCGCCUCAAACUAACUGCGAAACCUCUGAAACCAGAAAGGAUCAAGCUUUCACCCAGCAUGGAAGCUCCUAAGAUCCUGGAGCGCAUCACCAGCCAGACAGUUGCACUGGGAGAUGAAGUCAAAUUCAGAGUCAGAGUUGUUGGUAGACCAGAUCCUGAGUGCCAAUGGUUCAAGAAUGGUGUUCAGCUGGAAAAAUCAGACCGCGUUUACUGGUUCUGGCCUGAAGACCAUGUGUGUGAACUUGUGAUCAGAAACGUGUCAGUCGAGGAUUCAGCUAGCAUCAUGGUUAAGGCAACCAACAAGGCUGGAGAGACAUCCAGCCAUGCUUUCCUGCUGGUGCAAGCAAAACAAGUCAUCACUUUUACACAGAAGCUUGAGGAACUCAACGCCAAAGAGAAGGACACCAUGGCUACAUUUGAGUGUGAAACUAAUGAGCCUUUUGUUAAGGUUAAAUGGCUCAAGAACAACAUGGAGAUCUUCUCAGGAGAUAAAUACAGGAUGCACUCUGACAGAAAGGUCCACUUCCUCUCUGUGCUGAUUAUUGACAUGAGGGAUGAUGCAGAAUAUUCAUGCGCAGUUGUAGAUGAUGAGAGCAUCAGAACCAGCGCCAAACUCAAUGUUGAAGGAGCUCCUCUGGAGAUGGUGAAGCAGCUGGAGAACACCGAGGUGCCUGAGACGUACUCUGGAGAAUUUGAAUGUGUUGUAACUCGUGAAGAUGCUGAAGGCACCUGGUACUUUGAGGACAAGCUGCUCUCUCCCAGUGGUAAAUAUGUCAUGACCUCCCGCCGUGGAAGACACAGUCUGUCUGUGAAAGAUGUCAAGAAGGAAGACCAGGGCAAAUAUACCUUCAAAGUGGGUGAAUUCACAACAACUGCCUCACUAAAGAUGAAAUUGCGACCCGUCACCCUGGUUCAGCCUUUGACGGACCUGACCGUUUGCGAGGGUGAUAUUGCCCAGCUUGAGGUCAAGUUCUCACAGGAAAAUGUUGAAGGCAGCUGGAAGAAGAACGGACAACCAAUUACAGCUUCUGACCGUGUUCACAUUGUUAUUGAUAAACAAGUCCACAAACUCCUGAUUGAAGAUGCUAUCAAGGAUGACUUUGGAUCAUAUUCAUUUGUGGCUCCUGAUCAUGAUAUCACAACCACUGCAAAGCUGUUGAUUCAGAGUAUUGGCAUCUUGGUUCCAUUAAAGGAUGCAUCUACCAUUGAAGGCACCAAGGCUGUCCUGGAGGCCAAGAUCUCUGCUCAGGAUGUUAGCUCUGUCAAGUGGUACCACAAUGACAAUUUGUUGGUGCCCAGUGACCGGGUCUGCAUGGUGGCAAAGGGAACCAAGCAGCGUUUGGUUUUCAGCAGGACCUAUGCUUCUGAUGAGGGUCACUACAAACUGGCUGUUGGCAGAGUGGACACCAGCUGCAAACUCUCUGUGGAGCCUGUGCAGAUCCUGAAGCCCAUGAAGGACAUGGAGUGCUCCGAAUCUGAGAACGUCUCCUUCGAAGUUGAGGUUUCCCACCCAGGUAUCGACCCCUACUGGACUUUCAAGGACCAGCCACUCAAAGCCAGCGGCAGCCACAAGAUGGAAACCAAGAAUAAGCACCACACCCUGACAGUCAUCAACGCGAUGAAGGAUGAGGAGGGCGAGUACAUGUUCGCUGCUGGUGAGAAGACGUGCAGAGCUUCACUUACUGUGACAGGUGGUGCCAUCAAGAAGCCUUUGCGAGAUCUGGUUGUGGCUGACUCCCAGACUGCUGUGCUGGAGUGUCAAGUCGCAAACCCAUCUGCUGAAGGAAAGUGGCUGAAGGACGGACAGCCUGUCGAUUUCAGUGAGAAUGUGCUGAGUGAGGUGGACGGUGCCGUGAGACGUCUUGUUAUAGUUAUCACAAAAGCCACGGAUAUCGGAGAGUACACCUACCAAGUAGCCACGUCCAAGACCACCGCCAGUCUGAAAGUUGAAGCUGUAAAAAUCAAGAAGACCCUGAAGAACUUGAAUGUGGUCGAGACUCAGGAGGGCGUGUUCAGUCUGGAGCUGACCCAUGAGAACGUCAGGGGAGCACAGUGGAUCAAGAAUGGUGUUGAGAUCCAGCCCAGUGAGAAGUUUGAGAUCAGCAUGGAGGGCACAGUUCACACACUGAAGAUCAACAACUGCUCCACACAAGACGAGUCAGUUUACUCCUUCAAACUGGGAAAGCUGUCUGCAAACGCCAGACUUAAUGUUGAAACCCUUAAGAUCCUGAAGAAGCCAAAGGAUGUGACAUCACUGCUGGGUGCAACAGCUAUGUUUGAAGUGGGCAUCUCUGAAGACAACAUCCCAGUUAAAUGGAUGUUCAAGAACACUGAGCUGAAGCCAAACGAGCACUACACCAUGCUGUCUGAGAAAAGGACGCACAAAUUACUUAUCCAGGAUGUGGACAGCAGCAAAGAGGGAGAAUACACUGUGGUGAUUGGUCACCUUCACUGCAGUGCUCACCUCACUGUUGAGUCUCUGCGGGUGACCAAACCCCUUAAGAACGUGGAGGUCCCUGAAACCCAGGUGGCCUCUUUCGAGUGUGAAGUUUCUCACUUCAACGUGCCGUCCACCUGGCUAAAGAACGGCGUCGAGAUUGAGAUGAGUGAGAAGUUCAGGAUCGUGGUUCAGGGGAAACUCCACCAGCUGAAGAUCAUGAACACCAGCAGGGACGACUCUGCAGAGUACACCUUCGUCUGUGGGAACGACAAAGUGUCAGCAACGCUCACUGUCAACCCUAUUCUGAUCACAACAAUGCUGGAGGACCUGAAUGCUCAGGAGAAGGACACCGUCACAUUUGAGGUGAACGUCAACUACGAGGGAAUCACUUACAAAUGGCUCAAGAACGGCGUGGAGAUCAAAUCCACAGACAGAUGCCAGGCUCGCUGCAAACAGUUCAAUCACACUCUGAGCCUCAGGAACGUCCACUUUGGAGACAGCGCCGAGUACACCUUCACGGCCGGGUCCGCAGCUACUACAGCUAAACUCUAUGUGGAGGCUCGUGUGAUUGAAUUCACUAAACACCUGAAGGACCUGAAGAUCACAGAGAAGAAGAGGGCGACCUUUGAGUGUGAAGUUUCUGAGCCGAACGUCCAGGUGAUGUGGAUGAAGGACGGCCAGGAGCUGGAGAUGUCUGACAGGUACAAAAUGACCUCAGACAACUUUGCGCAUCGUCUGGUUCUGCCGUCUGUCCGCAUGUCUGACGCCGGCGAGUACACGGCUGUAGCCGGGUCGAGCAUGUCUGUUGGACACCUGGGAGUCGAGGGACGAGAUGUUAAAAUCUCUGAACCUGAAAGCAGAGACAUUACAGUGGUGGAGAAACAAAGAGCAACGUUUGAGUUUGAGGUAAACGAGGAUGAAGUGGAGGGUCACUGGCUGAGGAAUGGAGCAGAGAUCCACUUCACAGAGGAAGAGAGGUUCAACUACGCCACCAUCAGGAAGCUGCAUCGCCUCACUAUCUCUGAGACGUUCAGGAGCGAUGCUGGAGAGUACACCUUCAUCGCUGGCAAAAACCGCAGCACCAUGAACCUUCAUGUGAGAUUGCCAGAGCCGCCUCAGAUCGUACGCCACAUGCAGGCCCAAACGGUGAUGUCGGGUCGGUCUGUGCGCUUCUCGGCGCAGGUGAGCGGCCUUCCUCAGCCUCAGGUGACCUGGUACAAAGACUCCCAGCUUCUCUCCACAAGCUACAAAUGCAAGUUCCUCCACGACGGAGACGAGCACACACUACUGCUGCUGGAGGUCUUCCCCGAGGACGCAGCCGUCUACAGCUGCGAGGCCAAGAACGACUACGGAGAGGCAACAAGCUCCGCCCCUCUCACUGUGGAAGUUCCUGAAGUGACUGAAACGGUUCGGAUUUCUCCUCCGGUUCUGAUCACUCCCAUGAAGGACGUUCUGGUCUCAGAGGGACAGCCUGCCCAGCUGAAGUGCACUGUCUCUGGGGAAGAUCUGCAGAUUUCUUGGUUCUGUAAGGACAAAGAGAUCCGUCAGUCUGACAUCUUCAGGAUGUCUCAUUUGGAUGAAAUCUGCCUGCUGGAGAUUUCCAGAGUCCUCCCUUCACAUGAGGGAGAGUAUUCCUGCAUUGCCACAAACAUAGCAGGAAUGGUCACAUGUUCUGCCACUUUGAACCUUGAUGUAACCGAAGUGGAGAAGGAACCAGUGGUAAAGGAGGAAGUUAAAGCCUUUUCCAGCUCAACGUUCACAGUGGAAGAGGAAACCCAGGAGUCAUACUACACUGGCUUAAAAUUACCCGACAAAACCAGAACACUUGAACUCAAACCAGAAACUAAGCGCUUCUCCAGCUCUUUGGAGAGGAAAAAAGAAAAACCUGUUUUCCUUAGCAAACUUUCUCCAGCAGCUGCAGCUGUUGGAGAAACUUUUGCCUUUACUGUCAAAGUGUCCGGAUUCCCAAAGCCCACUGUUCAAUGGUUCCACAAUGGGCAGACAAUAACCAGUUCAUCAGUUUAUACAUUUAUUCAUGAACAAGAUGAGUACAGUUUAGUUAUUAACAAAGUUCAACGAGAAUUUGAGGGAGAGUACUCCUGCACAGUCAGCAACAGAUUUGGCCAGUCGACUUGCUCUUCUUAUCUUCAUGUUCAGUUAAAGGAACCAGAAGGGGAGAAAAGGGUUGAUGACAAAGCACCUGCAGCAACUGGUCAACCUCCAAAGUUCAUGAAAGCUAUAGAGUCAGUUCAGUUAUCAGAGGGUGGGCAGUGUUUUUUCAGGUAUGUGUUGACUGGAGAGCCUCUCCCUGAUGUUCAGUGGUUCAAAGGAAGCAUCCAUAUUGAGCCUGCUGGCUUUAACAUGAUGGUGAACAACCCAGAUGGAUCAGGCUUUUUCAGUAUCGUGAGUGUUAAACAAGAACAUAGUGGUAUCUACACAUGUAAGGCAUUCAACCCAUAUGGGGAAGAUUCUUGUAGUGCUGAGCUGCUGGUAUUUAAUGAAAAAUCUCAAGAAGAGCACCAGUUCAUUCAAAAAACUAAAGGCUUGAAGAUAUCACUAACCGAGCAAAGCACAGAGUCUCGGGUGUACCAUGAAAGAAGCCGGUCUGAUCAGAUGAUUUAUACCAUUAGCACUGAAGACCGGCAGAUUAUUCCUAGCGAGGAGGUGGAAACCCUCCAAGAGCUGAAUAUCUCUGCUGCUACACUUCAAAAAGAGCAACUGACCCACCAAGCUGCCCUUCUGCACUCUCAUGAAAUUCAUGAGAGUGUUUCCUUGACUCCAGCCCAUCCCCCAGAGGUCUUGGCUGUUCCUACAAAGCAACUUCCCAAGGCCUCAUUCUUAUCUUCAGUCCAGGAGAGACAGAAGAUAACAGAGCAGCACUCAGAGAGAAUCCUGAGUCCUGAGGUAGUUGAACUGCAGUUCUCAAAAGAACAACAAUCUAAAAUCAUGUCAGCUACAUCUGAGGAGGUCCUUUCCCUGACCACUGUGAGAGCUGAGCCUUUGACGGACCGGACUCCAGAGCACAUGCAGACCACAACUGAGCCCAAGCAGCUUGUCGGCAGCUACCAAGUCGAAUCUGCUUUACCCAUUCUUGCUGAUGUGUCAGAUGCUGUGGAGCGACCAGAGGAGGAGAGAAGUUUUAGAGUCCAAGAGGGGGUUAAGAUUUUAUACUCUGCUCAAUCUGCUGAGCAGUUGUUGCUUACAGAAACACACUCUGAGGCUCUGUUAGCUUUAGAGCCUGCCGUUAAACCACAAAUUGAAAAAGAACAAUCUAAACCAGUACUAGCAGCAGUGAGUGAAACCAGGGUGGCUCUAUCUAAAGAGCAGAGAUAUGAAACUCAGAUACCGGAGCAAGAAAGCAUCCAGCCAAGUAAAGAUAAGAUAUGUAAAUCUGCCAUAGUAACUGAGGAGAAAUAUCAGGUUCAGGGUGAACAGACAGUACAGGUGGCACCUCUACAGACUCCGACAUGUCUGCAGACUAGUUGUGAGGAUAAACAAGUUUUAAAUUUGCAAGUUAUCACUGAUCAGGGUGUUUUAGAGUCUGAGGGAAGACUCGGCAGUGAAAAGCCCCCAAUGGAGCUGGCAGACAUCUCUAAGAAUCCAACUUUGCUGUAUUCAGUGACUCAAGAAGAACAGAGGACUGUGGUAUGUGAGGCAAGUUCAGUGUUCACAACAGAACCCGACUAUGCAUCUGUUCAGCCAAAGAAAGAGCAACCACAGCCAAGAUACCUCCAGUCGAGCCAUUCUGUAUCAGUUUUACCAAAGGAAGGCAUCAUUGCCUUUGCUGAACCUGAUCAGCAGGUGGCAUUACCAAAACAGGAGCGGGCUCGAAGCCAUGCUGCAUCCUCGGAGACACACAGAGAGAUCAUAGCAGAGCAUCAUAAAGACCUCAAUGUAUCUGUGGGUGGGAUUAAGGCACAGUAUAAGACCGAAUCUAUACCUCCAAACAUUCUUGGUGUGUCCUCCCAGCCCCUGCGCCUUCCAAAGGAGACCCCUUUCACUGAAAGCUUCAGACAGCAGCGAGCAUUAGUUCAGAGAGAGGAUCAGAGGAAUAUUAUGCAGUCCUUGAGCAUCACAGACACUCAGGUUUUAGAGGAGGGUCACACUGCCAGUCUUCACACUGAUGAGAAAUUCAAGCCUGAAUCAAAAGUUGAACCAAAGAUCCCAAAGAGACCUGUCUUCAUAGAAGAAAAGGCAGUUGCAACUGAAAGGUGCGCCAUCUUAGAGGCUGCUGAGCAGGAUUUUGCGAUGCAGAUCCAGGAGGGACAAUCAGUCCGGCAGUCUGUGUUGUUAGAGGAAAAGCGGGUCCUUCUGGUAGAACAAUCAAGUGAGAUACAUAAACCAGAAGCUUCCACUGUCAGUGUUAAGACACAACCUAAAGGUGUUGUUUUUAUUCAUGAGUCUCAUGGCGCUCAUGCUCUACCGAAAGAACUCAACUUUGUUCUUAAUAUCCCAAAACCAUCAAGUAUGACUAUUCGGCGUCAGCUGAGAGAAGCUCUUCAGUCUGCUGUGGCCAGUGACCAACCAAUCUUACUAGCAGAAGUGGUGGGGAAGUUAGAAACAGUGGAGAUACAGGAGGUCAAAGUUCAACGAGAGCCCAGACGGACCACUUUCACAUAUCUGAUCACAUCGCCUGGUGUCCCACUGGAGAUCACACUGUCCUUCCAAGGAGAAUAUCCUCAGAAAGCUGAUCUUAAGUCUGAGCUGCAGGUAGCUCUACAAGCUAUGGUUUUCCAGGAGCAGCAAAGUCUUUCAUCAGAACAGCAAGGCAUCUUGCCAAUUGACAGACCUCAGAAGGCUCAGGUCAGCUCAGUACCCUCUAAAGAGAUGUUGUCAACCAUGAUGGACUCAGUGGUGGUGGCAGAGAGUGUUGUUGGGUUUCCUCCAGAAGCAUCUCAUUCUGCAGAAGUCAGAACUGAAUUGAUGGGUUCUUUCCAAAGUGCAACAAUUGAGAGCCACACUGAGACCCAUGAAUCCAGGAAAGUGAGUCGGACAGAGUUUACAUCAGAGAGGGACAUUACUGAAGUAACCACCUUGUCCGCUGUAGAGCAUGUGGACACUUUUGUUCACAGAGAAACCAGAGAGGAGUAUCUUUCAGAGGCCAUUCUAAUCAGUGAGUCCUCUGACAGCCAUAUUGAUCAUCCUGUUGUUAUUGAGUCUCUGGAGGAUGUUUGUGCUGAAAUAAAUGAUAAAGCUGUUUUUACCACUACUAUCAAGUACGCCACCAAGGUUAACUGGUUUUUCAAUGGCCAGCUAGUGAAAUCUGGUACAGAGUUCAAGUGUUCUGAAGACCGUGACACAUACACACUAAUUGUCAACAAAGUUGUCAAGGAGAGGCAUCAAGGAGAAUAUGUCUGUGAGGCUGAGAAUGAAGUCGGCAGGACUACAACAUCUUCAAGGCUCACUGUGGUCUCAAAAGUGAAACCUGUGUUCAAACACAGAAUUGUUCCUCUGGAGAUCAAUGUCGGCAACUCUGCCAGAUUUGAAUGUGACACAGAGGAUGCUCCAAAUGUGAACUUCAAGUGGUUCAAAGAUGGCCACCCCAUCAAAGAGGGUGAUAAAUACAGGAUUAUCAGUCGCUUCACUGCUUCCUCCCUGGAAAUUCUGAGCCCAUCGAAGGAUGACAGCGGGGAGUAUACCUGCAAGGCAUCCAAUCAACAUGGCAGUGAUGAAUGCUCUGCUUCUCUCAGUGUGACGGAGAAACUUCCUCCAGUUUUUCAAACUAAACCUGACAACCAGACUCUGUAUGUUGGAAAGAGGGCACUCAUACAGUGUGUAAUAGGAGGAUCUGCUCCUCUAAAUGUUGUGUGGCUAAAAGACCACCAGGUUCUGCCCUCUGUGUCAGAACACUACCAAACCUUUUGUGAAAAGAAUAAGCACACUCUUGAGAUCAAAACGCUUGAGGCAGCGGACCGUGGGCUAUAUGUGUGCAGGGCAUCUAAUAACAUUGGGAUGGCUGAGUGCAGCAUGGAGCUGCGUGUUGUUGAUAAGCCCAACUUCGUAAAGCCCCUGGGUUCGGUUGCUGCCGUGGUGGGAGCUCCUCUUCACCUGGAAUGUCAGGUGGAUGAGGACACAGGAGUCACCGUUACCUGGACCAGAGAUGGUAGGAAAGUCCACCAAUCUCCAGACUGUAAACUGUCUUUUGAGAAUAAGACAGUAAAUCUUGAUAUACUAAAAACCACACUGAAAGAUUGUGGGAAUUAUGUGUGUAUGGUGGCAAAUGAUGCUGGAAGUGCUUCUUGUUCCACUUCUGUCAAAGUACAAGAGCCACCAGUCUUUGUAAAGAGACUGGAGGGUACAACAGUUUGGAAGCGAGGUAGCACGGCUCGGCUGCAAUGCACCGUCAAAGGAUCCCCCGAGCUUCACACCACCUGGUUCUUCAAUAACAGUGAGCUGUCCAGUGGUGGCAGAUACGCUGCCAGCUUUAAGGACGGUGUCGCCACUCUUGAGAUAAACAAUGUUACGUUGAGUGACAGUGGGAGCUACAGCUGUGAGGUUCUGAACGAGUCAGGCUGUGAGAGCUGCAGCACCAAAGUGACAGUUAAAGAACCUCCAUCGUUCAUUAAAGAUGCACCCUCCAUAGAAGCAGUGAGAGGAUCAGUAGCUGUGUUGGAUUGCGAGAUUGCAGGUUCUGCACCAUUUGAAGUAACUUGGAAAAAGAACAAGAAACGCUUGUCCUCAGAUAAAAAGUACAGAGUAGUGUCACAAGGAUCACUGACCUCUCUGGAGAUUCACACAUUUGAGAGCGCUGAUGCCGGUGAAUAUGAAUGUGUUGUUUCAAAUGAGGUCGGCUCAGUGACCUCUAACUCGGUGGUUAAACAGAAAGAGCCACCUAUCUUCUCAAAGAGGAUUGAGAGCUCUACAGUGUUGUUGGGAAAUACGGUGAAACUACAAGGAGUAGUGAAAGGCUCAGCUCCAAUUUCUAUAAAAUGGCUGAAAGACUCUAAGCUGCUAAUAGAUGAUGACUCCAGUGUCACAACAACAUUUGAGAACAACAUUCCUUGCAUUUCCUUCACCUCUGUUGGGAUAAAACAUGGUGGCAAGUAUACUUGCAUUGCUGAAAACGAGGCAGGGCAGCAGAAAUGCGAGGCUGUUCUCACCAUUCAAGAACCGGCUAAGAUCGUAGAGAAAGCAGCGUCCAUCAGUGUUACAGUUGGUGAACCGGCUACGCUUGAGUGCAGCAUCUCUGGGAGCCCUGAGCUCAAAGUCAGAUGGUUCAAAGAUGGCAAAGAGAUGAUUAGCGGUCGUAAAUAUAAGAUGACUCUGAAGGAGAACACCGCUGUUCUGAAGAUACUUUCAGCAGAUAGAGGAGACACGUCAGAGUACAAGAUGGAGGUGUCCAAUAAAGUCGGAAAAGACGAGUGCACAUGCUCAGUCACAGUUAUAGAUCGUGCGGUUCCUCCAUCCUUCACUAAAACUCUAAAAAAGAUGGAUGGAAGUAUUGGUAGUAAUGCUACCUUGGAGUGCAGAGUUGCUGGAUCACAGCCAAUGGUUGUUUCUUGGUUCAAAGACGACAAAGAAAUUCACAGUGAUGAUAAAUACAAGCUUGAUUUCAGUGAAAGUGCAGCCUCUGUGACAAUUACACAUCUUGAUCAAAGCGAUGGAGGAGUUUAUACGUGCCGGGCUUCAAACAAGGCCGGAGAAAAUGAGACCAGUGGAACACUGACAGUCAAAGAACCUCCAGCUUUCACAGUAAAACCCGAGUCGCAGGAUGUUGCACCAGGAACGAACGUUGUGAUAAAAGCAGCCUUCACUGGGUCUGCUCCACUGGUGGUUAAAUGGUUCAGAGAGGAGAAAGAGAUUUUCUCUGCAGGAAAGUGUAUCAUAAAAAAGGACGUCUCCUCAAGCUCUUUAGAGCUUUAUUCUGUAAAACCCAGUGAAUCUGCUAAAUAUACCUGCCAAGUUUCAAAUGAUGCCGGGAAAGUGGAUUGCACCGCCAUCCUCUUCGUGAAAGAAGCUCCCACGUUCACAAUGAAGCUUGAGCCUUCACGGCUCCUAAAAGCUGGACAGCCUCUGAAACUGUCCUGCAAAGUACAGGGAACUCCUGUAAUUUCCGUCACAUGGAUGAAAAAUGGCUCUGAAAUCAUUUCUGACCACAAACACUUGAUGUCCUUUGAGAGCUCAGUAGCCUCUCUGGAGGUGGAGAACUGCUGUAUAGAAGACAGUGGGGAGUAUGUGUGUUUGGCUUCUAGUGAGGCCGGGAGAGAUCAAUGCAGCUGCUCAGUAACCGUCAAAGAGCCUCCGGUGUUUAUAAAGCCUUUUGAAUCAGCUGAGUUUGUGAAGGGAUCUGACAUUGUCCUGACAGGAACCGUUUCAGGUUCCCCGCCAUUUGAAAUAAGUUGCUUCCUCAAUGAUAAGCUGAUCAGAAGCAACAAAAAACAUCAGAUCCGUGUUCAAAAAGACACAGUCACUCUUCAGAUAUCUGACUGUGACAGCAGGGAUGAUGGGACGUACCGCUGCACGGUUGCAAAUGAUGCUGGGGAGACUACUUGUUCUUGCCAGGUUUCUUUGAAAGAGCCUCCUCGGUUUAUCGUGAAACUGCCUCCCACAACCUUUGUGAAGCAGUGUGAGGGACUCCGUUUAGAAUGCAAGACCAACAGCGCACGCUCCUUGAAAAUGUGCUGGUACAAAAAUGACCAAAAGAUAAGUGACGGAGGCAAUUAUGAAGCCAUGUUCGUUGAUUCGACUGCAUACCUCCAGCUACACUCUGCAAGGCUCGAGGAUAAUGGAGUCUACACAUGUGAGGUUCAUAAUGAUGCUGGCAGCGCAAGCUGCAGCACCACUCUCACAGUUCAAGAGUCUCCAUCCUUUACUAAAACUCCCAACCCAGUGGAGGGAAUUCAAGGGAAAGAUGCCAGUCUUUACUGUGAGAUGUAUGGCACUCCACCUUUCCAGGUUAACUGGUACAAAGACAAAAGGCCCAUAAAAGAGAGUUGGAAACAUAAGAUUGUUAGUGUGGGCAACUCUGCUACUCUUCAUGUCAUGAAACUUGAGCAGAAUGAUGUUGGCCUGUAUGAGUGCAAGGUGUCAAACAAUGUAGGAAGUGAGUUCUGUCACACUACUAUCAAUCUAAAAGAACGACCAGCGUUUGUCACAAAACUCAUCGAUCAGUCCGUAAGAAUCGGCCAGCAACUGACACUGACAGCCACAGUGAAAGGCUCUGAGCCUUUGACUGUGUCCUGGAUCCAGGACAAGGACCAUGUCCUUAGAGACAGUGAUAACAGGAAGAUAACCUUUGAGAACAACGUAGCCACUCUUGUAGUUCCAGAAGCUGACUCAGCAACAGCUGGUAGAUACACCUGCCAGCUGAGUAACGACUCAGGACUGGUGGAGUCAGUCUCCCAAGUUACUGUUUUAGAACCUGCUGCCAUUGUGGAUAGUCCAGAAUCCAUGAGUAUCACAUCAGGAGAAAAUGCUUCUAUUGAAGUAACAGUGUCUGGUUCACCAGAACUAAAAACAAAAUGGUUCAAGGACAACAAAGCCCUCAGUUCUGGUGCCAAAUAUCAGACAUCUUUCACAAAGAAAAUUGCUGUUCUGAAGAUCCGUUCUGCUGACAAAGCGGAUGCCGGAGAAUAUAAACUAGAGGUUGCAAAUCACAUUGGUACAGCUUCUUGUAAAAUCAAGCUCUCAGUCUCAGAUAAGUUGAUUCCUCCAAGUUUCAUAAAGAAGCUGAAUGAUACCCACUUUGUUGUGGGAAGGCCUGGUGAGAUGGAGUGCAAAGCUUCUGGAUCUUCUCCUUUAACAAUUUCCUGGUUCCAUAAUGGCAGGGAGAUCAAGAGUAGUCCCUCCUAUGACAUCAGCUCCACAGAUAAUAAAUACAGACUGCGAAUUUCAACUGUCAGCAUGUCUGAUUCUGGCAAAUACACCUGUAAAGCAGUGAAUGCUGCAGGAGCCAGUGAGACCAGUGCCUCAUUUAAUGUGACAGAACCUCCUUCAUUUUUGGAAACUCCUGAACCCAAAGAAAUCUUGCCUGGCAAAAAUGUAACUUUCUUAGCUAAAGUAAAAGGCAGUGCCCCGCUGCAAGUCAAGUGGUUCAGGGGAGCCAAAGAAAUGCAACAUGGAAGAGGCUGUGAGAUCUCAUUUAAGGCUGAUGUGGCCACAUUGGUUCUUCAUAGAGUUGAUAGAUCCCAUGCAGGAGAGUACACAUGCCAGGUCAUAAACAACGCAGGAAAGGAAAGCUGCCCUCUCCAUCUUUUUGUGAAAGAGCCAGUCCACUUUGUGAAGAAGCUGAGAGAUAUUUCUUCUGAGAAGGGUAAGCCUCUGAGGCUUGAGGUCACUUUCUCAGGAACACCCAGGGUAAAUGUGACCUGGAAGAAGGAUGGGAAACUCAUCUGGGCCUCAAAUGAGUACACGGUGAUCACCACAGACACCUCCUGCAUCCUAGAGAUUCUUAACUCUGACAGAAUGGAGGCAGCUGGCACAUACUCUUGUGAAGUAGACAACGGAGUAGGAACUGACAAAUGUGAAGCACACAUUUCAAUUCUAGAGCGGCCAUACUUUGUCGAUCAGAUGGAGCCAGUGGAGGUAACAAUGGGUAAUGCAGUUACCCUGAAAUGUCGUAUUGCAGGAAGUCCUGAUAUCUCAGUAGCUUGGUUUAAGGCUGGUGGAAAGCUGAGGAAAUCCCCCAUUUGCUCCAUGGAUUUCUCAAAUGGUAUUGCCUCUUUGAAUCUGGUCAAGACAGCUAAGUCUGAUGAUGGUGAAUACACCUGCAAGGCUGAGAACCGGGUCGGUUCAGCCUCUGCCACUUGCAGAGUGACAGUGAAAGAGCCUGUGUGCUUUGUCAAGAAGUUGGAAGACACAACUUUCGUGGUUGGGCAGCCGCUGAAGCUAGUCUGUACAUACACUGGGAGCCCGAGGGUGUAUGUGUCGUGGAAAAAGGACAACAAGCUGAUCUGGGCCUCUUAUCAGUACAACGUUAAAACCACCGACUCUACCUGCAUUCUGGAGGUUCUGAACAGUGACAGGCCUGAAGCAGCAGGAAUGUACACUUGUGAGAUUUCUAAUGGAGCUGGGAGUGAUGUUUGCCACGCUCAUGUCAGCCUAGAACCCCCUCGCUUUGUGAACAAGCUGGAAGACACGUAUUUCAGACUCCGGGAGCCUUUGACCCUGAAGUGCACAUACACUGGGAGUCAGAGAAUACAUGUGACCUGGAAAAAAGAUGACAUGUUAAUAUGGGCCUCAUACAAGUACAACGUCAAGACUUCUUAUGAUACAUGCAUCUUGGAAGUCCUCAACAGUGACCGAGUAGAAGCUGUGGGAAGAUACACAUGUGAAAUUUCUAAUGCAGGAGGAAGCGAUGUCUGCCAUGCUAAUGUGAAAUUAGAACGUAAAGUGCCUCCAAACUUCACUAAGAGGCCGUCUGAGUCCAUCGUGGAUUCAGCUGGUAAGGUAAUAAAGAUGGAGGCUCGGGUGUCCGGCUCCCAGCCACUGACCAUCACCUGGUACAAGGACAACCAAGAGAUCCAUGCCUCUGGAAAAUAUGACAUCAGCUUCAAGAACAACAUGGCUGUGCUGUGUAUCAAAGACUCUGCAGUUUCUGACAGCAGUGUCUACACCUGUGAGGCUUCCAACGAAGCAGGGAAAGUGUCAUGUCAGGUGUCCCUCACAGUUUCAGAAACUGGUCAACCUCCUAAAUUUGACGUCCCUCUGGAGCCGGUCACAGUGAACGAGGGGGAGAAGCUGAGCCUCAAAUGCCAUGUUAAAGGCUCCUCUCCUCUGACCAUCCAGUGGAUGAAGGACAGGAGGGAGCUGAAGUCCAGUGAUAAAACCAAAAUCACAUUUGUUGGUGGGACGGCCUCCCUUGAGGUCAGCUCCGCAUCAAAGGAAGAUGCAGGGGAUUAUCUGUGCAAGGCCAGCAAUGCAGUCGGUAGUGACUUCUGCAAGGCCAAGGUCACUGUGAAGGACAAAGGAGCCAAGCCUUCACCCACCGAGGCACCGACCCCCGCUGCAGCUGCCCCAGUCAAAAGACUCGACAACCUUUUCUUCAUUGAAGAACCCAAAAACAUUUCAGUCACAGAGAAGGGCACUGCAACCUUCAUCGCCAAGAUUGGAGGUGAUCCAAUCCCCAGCGUGAAGUGGAUGAAGGGCAAAUGGAGGCAGAUCACCGCUGGUGGUCGUAUCUCCAUCGAGCACAAGGGCCAGGAUGCCAAACUGGAGAUCAGAGAGGUGACCAAGUCCGACUCUGGCCUCUACAGGUGUGUCGCCACCAACAAACAUGGAGAGAUCGAGUCCGGCGCUGAGAUGGAAGUCACCAAAAAGGAAGAAGGGGAAGGCAUUGGAGAUAUCAGAACAAAACUCAAGAAAACUCCCUCCAAGCAAAAGAGCCCAAAGAAACUUGAAAACAUCAGUAUUGUUGACUUGCUCAGAGGUCAUGACCCCAAAGACUAUGAGAGGAUCCUCCGGGAACAUGGGAUCCAUGACUACAGGGCCAUCCUGCAGGCCGUGGAGUUCCUGAAGAGAGAGAAGGAGAUGGAAACUGGCAAAGCGGAGGUGGAACAUGGUGGUCGGGUUGAAGAGGAGGACAUGGCCAGACUGAUCCAGCAGCUGGAGGGACGUGUCGACACAGAGCCUGUGUCUGUGAUGGAAGACAUCUCUGACCAGACAACCACAGAGAACCAAACGGCAACGUUUGAGUGCGAGAUCCAGAUCAACUACCCAGAGAUCUCUCUGACCUGGUACAAGGGAACGCAGAAACUGGAGAACAGUGAUAAAUACGAGAUCAGCAGUGUGGGCAACCGCCACUACCUGAAGAUUAAGAACUGCCAGGUCAAAGAUGAGGGCAACUUCCGUGUGGUGUGUGGUCCUCACAUCUCCAACGCCAAACUCACCGUAACAGGAGGUGAUUGCAAACCAGCCGACCAAAUUCAGUUUACUAAACGCAUCCGAAACAUCGAAGUCAGCGAACGUCACUCCGCCACCUUCGAGUGUGAGUUGUCCUUUGACAACGCAACCGUUUCGUGGUACAAAGACUCGUGGGAGCUCAAAGAAAGCCCCAAAUAUAACUUCAGGACAGAAGGCCGACGGCACUUUAUGACGAUCCGCAACGUGACAGCAGAGGAUGAAGGCGUUUACUCCGUGAUCGCUCGCCUGGAGCCAAUGGGAGAAGCUCGAAGCACCGCCGAGCUUUACCUCUCAGGCAAAGACGUUGGUUUAGGAAAGGUUCCUCAGGACAUCCCAGAUUCGUCAGUUCAGCUCCCAGACAUGGGUUCCAUGAUCAUUUCCCAAGAAUCCUCUGAAUUUUAUCACCACGAGGAACGAUCUGAAGUCAAAGAGUUUAAGAGUCUGACGGUUGAAGAAGAAACGGUUUCGGUUCUGUACUCCUCCGUCUCAGAAGAGAAAAAAGCUGUGGAAGAGUAUAUUGGCCGGACUGAAGUCAGAGAGGAAAUCACUUCAGUUCAUGAGGUUUACAGGAAGCCAGAAGAGAAACCCUCUGAGCGCGAAGCUCCACACCCACCUGCCGUCACAGAACCUGAGGUAAAGAAGCCAUGGCCUGAUACUUUCACAACUCCUCAGCGAGAAGAACCGACAGUUCCACAAGUAUUCACCGAACCAAAGCCUGAACCCAAGCCAAAAGAACCAGAAAAGGUUCCUCCAGAACCAAAACGACAGCUUCAGAAGCCAGAAGUACCUGAACCUAAAGUGACCGAAGCACCAGAAGUAAAACCUGCCAAGAAAACUCCUGCAGUUCCUGAACCGAGAGUCCCAGCUGUAACCAAACCAGCAGAGGCCAAAGUCCAUCCAGUCACUGAGAGGAUUGCUCCUCCAAAGACUGAGGAGAUCUUGCCAAGAGCACCAGUGCUACCAAAGGCAGAAGAACCUUUAGUCCAGCCAUCAGCAGCUGUGGUUACACCAUCAGCACCAGAACGCCGACCAGCUGAAGUAAAAGAUGUAACCAGACCAGAGAAAGCAGUCGUCCAAACACCUGAAUCUAAAAUCCUUCCAGUCUGGACUGAAGCUGCUCCAGUUAAAGUUACCUCAGAAAGGAAGGAGCUUGAAGUUACUGGAAAACCAGCCCCAUUGGUUUCCAAGAGUGAGCCAGAGGUACUCGAGUUUACCCCUCAAACACAAGAAGAACCAAAGUUUGGAGAAAAAGCUAAGAAGGCUUUUGAAGAAGUGGAGAAGGUCAUUAAGUUUCCUAAAACGGUUGAUGAAGCCAAAAUGCCAAGAGAAAUUGAGAGGUUCCCUGAUGCAACAAAAUUGGUUCCAGAAACACAGAAAAAGAUUCCAGAAAAAACAAAGAUGAUUACUGAAUCACCAAAGGUGGUUUCUGAAGCACCAUCCAAGGUUCCAGAAAAGUCAAAGGGGGAAAUAAAGAGGGGUCAAGAGGUUCCCAAAAAGGUUCCAGAAACACAGACUAAGAUUCCAGAAAAAACAAAGAUGAUUACUGAAUCACCAAAGGUGGUUUCUGAAGCACCAUCCAAGGUUCCAGAAAAGUCAAAAGGGGAAAUAAAGAUGGGUCAGGAAGUUCCCAAAAAGGUUCCAGAAAAAACAACGAUGAUUACUGAAUCGCCAAAGGUGGUUUCUGAAGCACCAUCCACUGUCCCAGAAAAGUCAGAAGAAGAGAUAAGAUGGGGUCAAGAGCUUCCCAAAAGGGUUCCAGAAACACAAAACAUGGUUCCAGAAAAACCAAAAGAAAAGAAAGUUUUACAGGAACCAGAGAAGAUUUUGAUGGUUCCCAAAAAGGUUCCUGAAACACCAAAGAAAGUAAUAGAGGAAAUGAAGGUUAAGGAGCCACCAGCAGACCUAAGGAGUAAAACAGAAGCUCCACAGGUUGAAAUAGUGAAGACCCCUCCAGGUUACAAAGCCCCACAGCAACAAGAGAAGGUUGAAAAACCUCAGCAACAAGUGUCGCCUCCUGAAGUGAAGAAACCUUCUGCACCAGCACCAAAGCCUUCAUAUCCUCCAAAGGUUAUACCUCCUGCAGAGGAGAAGAAACCUUCUGAGCCAGAACCAAAGUCGACACAUCCUCCUCCUCCCCCUGAAGUUACUGCUCCUGCAGAGGAGAAGAAACCUUCUGCACCAGAACCAAAGCCUUCACCUCCUCCUCCUCCUAAAGUUACUCCUCCCAUAGAGGAGAAGAAACCUUCUGCACCAGAACCAAAGCCCUCACCUCCUCCUCCUCCUUCUCCUUCUUCUCCUCCUAAAGUUACUCCUUCUACAGAGGAGAAGAAACCUUCUGCACCAGAACCAAAGCCCUCACCUCCUCCUCCUCCUAAAGUUACUCCUCCUGCAGUGGAGAAGAAACCUUCUGCACCAGAACCAAAGCCCUCACCUCCUGCUCCACCUAAAGUUACUCCUUCUGCAGAGAAGAAAGCAGCACCAGAACCAAAGCCUUCACCACCUGCUCCUCCUCCUCCUCAGAAGGUUACUCCUGCAGAGGGGAAGAAACCAUCACCAGAGCCAAAGCCCUCUGUUCCUCCUCAAAAAGUUUCUCCUCCUGCAGAGGAGAAGAAACCAUCUGUAUCUGAACCAGCAGCUCCGUCACCCAAAGUUGCUCCUCCUGCAGUGUCUCCUCCAGAAGAAAAGAAACUGCCUCCAGUAUCAAGAGAACAACCAGCAGAAAAAGUAGUUUCUCCAGAAGCUCCAGUUGCACCAGUGGAGAAGAAACCUUCUGAGCCCGGUGUAAAGGCUGAACCUACCACCGUUUCUGAAAGAAUUUCUCCUCCUGAAGACAAGGAACCAGUUUCAGCUCCUGGACCAACUAAAGUGCCAACUCUUAAGCAAAAGGGUAAAAUUCCCAUUGAGGAGGAGAAAACUACCGAGGUUCCUAAACUAAAGAGUAAAAUGACCAUAAAACCCAAAGAGAAAGAGCCAGAAAUGGAGACCAUUCAGUUGAAGAAGGCUCCGGUAAAAUCUCCAGAGCCCGAGAAACAGGUUAUAACUCAUAAAGCAGAAAUGAUAAGACACCAUGAUCCAGAACUAUCAGUGCGAGGACUCCAUGAUAGAGAAGAGCGGGAGAUCAUAACCCUUGGAAGAACUGAACGAGUCUUUAUAGCAGAACAGGAAACAAUUCAACUGAGUCAAAUUGAGGAGACUGAAACAAUUAAAAUUGUCCAAACAACAGAGAAAGAAGUUUGGACAAGAACCACAAAACCCAAGAAAGAAGAGGAACCCGAGGUUCCCAGUGUAGAUAAGAAGAAAAUAAAGAAACUACCGAAGACAGAGGAGCAACAAGAAUCUGUGAAACUAAAACCAUUUGAAAAGCCUGGAAAGUUAGAACAAGAGCAAGAGCAGAUCAAACUGAAACAGGUUCCAAGUAAGCCUAAAGAACUUGAAAAGGAAAUUUCAAAGGAUAAAACUGAAACGACAAAACAACGUGACACAGAACCGAGAGUCCAGAAACCUCAAGAGAGAGAAGAUCGAGAGAUAAUCCCACAUGGAAGACCUGAAAGAGUCUCCGUUCUUGCCGAGGAGCCAUCUAAAGCUGGUCAAACAGAAAAACCUGAACAGCCAGAGGAAGACGAGAAAUCUAAGUGGACGAGAACCACAAAGGCACCAAAGGAAGGAGACACGGAGCCAGAUGUAUCGAAGAAGAAAAUCAAGAAAUUACCAAAGAAAGAUGAAGAACCAGAAGUUGUGACAUUGAAACCUUUUGAAAAACCCACAAAACAAGAAGCAUCAGAACAAGCAAACACUAGAGAUGAAGGUCGGGCAAAGACAGAUACUGAGCGCUCUCCUUUUAAAUUGGGUGAGAUGUUGCUCAAAGAUAAACCUACAUCAGCUCUCAAAGACAAAGAAGACAAAGAUGUUUCUUUGACAAGUUCUGACACAAGUCUAGAUAUUAUCAAAUCCCAACCAGAACCACCACAAAAGAAAAAGGUUGAUCAAGUACCUAAGGAUGAAGAAACUACAGCAGCAGAUAAACCUAAAGUUAAACCUAAAGUGAUUCCCAAACCAGAGGAAAAGGAAGAGCAGGUUGUGUUGAAGCCUUUCACCAAAGUCACUAAGCCAGAAAAAGUCCCUGAUGAAGAGAUAAAGAAGCCCGUAGACACAAAGGUUCCAGACAAGACAACCAAAGACAUGAAAGAUACAGAGAAACAGAAACCUGUGAAGAAGGAGGAACCGUCUGUUCCAGCCAAGAAACCAAGUCCUACAGGUCUUAAAGAGAAGAUCUCACCUACUGAAGCAGAGAAGGUCCCAGCAAAACCAUCCGAUGUGUUAAAGAAAGAUGUUGAACUCAAAAAGACUCCUUCUCCCACGGUCAGUACAGAGAAAGCAGAAGACAAAAAGCCCACAAAGCCUGUUGAGGAGCCGAAGACGGCUGAGCUAAAAAAGACUCCACCGUCUAAAGUGGAGAAGCAGAAAGACGUGGAGAAAGUUCCAGCUGAGAGAAAGCCAAGUUCUGAAAAAGUCAAAGAGAUCCCUAAAGCUGUUUCCCCCAAAGACUCAGUUGAAGCCAUAACACUCAAAAAAGUUCCCAAGAAGCCAUCAGAAGACAAGGUCUCAGAAUCAGAAAAGCCUGAUAAAGGUCGGAUCCCCCUUUCAAAAGAGAUUUCUCCUGGAGCUGUGCAAAUGAAGAGGGUGACAACUCAGCCUGAGGAGGAGGUCUUUGAAAAUGAGCCUGACGAAGGCGAGGUUGAGGAGGAAUCCUGGGGCUGGGAUCUUGUUCCCUCAGAGGACUGGCAAGGUGAAGAGGUGGAUGGGGCCGUUGAGACUCCGGGUAUGCCUGGUGCCAGACGAGAUGGGAAACCAAGUGACGAGCCUCCGAAAGGCAGAGGCAGAGGAUUUGGGGCAAGACAAACUCCCUCUCCUGGUGAUGGGGGAAGGGGUCGGGGCAUGAAACCCGGUGGAAAAGGUCCAACACCACCAGAGGAACCGUUUGCAGGCUUCAAGCUCAAACCUGUGGCUUUGAAGUUUGUGAAGAAGAUUCAAGAUAUUGUGCUGCAGGAGGCCGAGUCCAUCGGCUCCUCGGCCGUGUUUGAGUGUGAGGUCACACCCUCUACGGCCGUCACCUCCUGGAUGAAGGAUGACAGUAACCUGCGUGAGAGUCCCAAGCAUAAGUUCACCUCUGAUGGCAAAGAUCGGAAGCUGCACAUCAUUGAUGUCCAGCUGUCCGACACUGGAGAAUACACCUGUGUGGCCAAGAAUGCUGGAAAGGAGAUUACCUGCACUGCUAAGCUCAUAGUUGAAGAGCUCCCUGUAAAAUGGCUGAAGGAGUUGGAACCUGAGACCUCAUGCAUGAAAGGUCAACCAAUGUACCUGAUCUGUGAACUGAACAAAGAAAGAGACGUGGUGUGGAAGCGGAACGGAGAGCUUCUGAAGAAAAAGGCUGGAAAAGUGGCCAUUAAUGUGAUCGGUAUGCAGCACGCUGUGACCAUCCAGAACGUCACUGAUGAGGAUGCAGGCCUCUACACCUGUGAAGUAGAUGGUCAGGCAGACGUCAAAACCUCAACCACCGUCAAAGUGAUUGAAACCAUCAAAGACUGGCUGGUGAAGCCUCUGAGGGACCAGCAUGUGAAACCAAAGUCCAAGGCCACAUUCAAAUGCGAGCUGUUCAAAGACACUCCCAACUGGAAAUGGUACAAAGGCGAGAACGAACUCGCUCCUUCUGACAAAGUUGAGAUCGACAAAGAUGGAAAGGACAUGAAGCUCACCAUCAACAACUGCCAACCUGACGACGUGUCAGAUUACACCAUCGAAGUUGAAAAUCGAAGAUACACAGCCAAGCUCACACUGGGAGAGCGUGAAGCAGAGGUCCUGAAGCCUCUUGCCAGUGUUGAGGUGGUUGAGAAGGAGGAAGCUCACUUCGAUACUGAAAUAUCUGAGCAUGAUGUUCCUGGUGAAUGGAAACUCAGAGGCCAGGUGUUGACCAGGUCUCCGACAUGUGACAUUAAAGCAGAGGCCGGAAAGCGCUUCCUUACACUGAAGAACGUGCAGCUGGAUCAGGCUGGAGAAGUGUCGUACCAGGCUCUGAACGCUGUCACCAGUGCCAUGCUCACCGUUAAAGAGAUCGAAAUGGGCUUUGUUGAAACGCUGAAGGAUGUGUCUGUGCCCGAAAAGAAACAGGCUAAGUUUGAAUGCACCAUCACUAAGGAUAUACCAAAGGUCAUGUGGUUUAAGGGGGUGGAAAUCAUCACCCCCAGCCCCAAAUAUGAAAUAAUUGAUGAUGGGAAGAAACACAUGCUGAUUGUAAACAGCUGUGAGUUUGAUGAUGAGUCUCAGUAUUCGAUAGAGGUAUUGGACAAAAGGUCAACGGCUCAGCUGACGGUGGAAGGCAUGAGGCUCAAAUUUGUGCAGCAACUUAAGGACCAAACGAUCAAAGAAGGUAACUCGGUGCGCUUUGAUAUCGAGUUGACUCACGAGAACGUGCCGGUGGUUUGGUACCGAAACGAAGUCAAACUCCACGUGAGUCGAACGGUGCUUAUGCACGUGGAAGGAAGGAGACACACUCUAGAAAUGAGGAGUUUGAGUCUAGAUGAUACCUGCCAGAUAAAGGCAGAAGCCAAGGGAAUUUACUCCUCAGCCAAACUGACAGUCAUAGAGGGAGACGCCAUCUUCCUGGUGAAGCUGCGGGAUUACACCGCCACCGAGAAAGACGAGGUGUCACUAGACUGCGAGCUCAGCAAAGACGUUCCUGUGGUCUGGUAUCACAAUGAGAAGGAAGUCGUUAACUCCAAGCUGGUGGUCAUGAAGUCAGAAGGCACCCGCAGGUCUCUGGUCCUGAAGAAAGUGGCGCAAAACGAUCAAGGAAAAUACGUAUGUGACUGUGGAACAGACAAAACAUCAGCCAACAUAAUGAUUGAAGCACGUGACGUUAAGGUUGUGCGGCCGAUCUACGGCGUGGAGCUGUUUGAUGGCGAGACGGCUCGUUUCGAGGUUGAGAUCUCUGAGGACGACGUCCACGGCCAGUGGAAGCUGAACGGAGAAGCGCUCAAUCCUUCCUCAGAUGUGGACAUCAUUGAGGAAGGAGGCAAACACACCCUGAUCCUGUACAACUGUAAGGUGUCCAUGACCGGAGAGGUGUCUUACUCUGCUGCCAAUGCCAAAUGCUCCGCCAACUUGAAGGUCAAAGAACUUCCUCUGAACUUCCUGACCCCCCUGAGCGACGUUCAGGUGUAUGAGAAGGAUGAGGCCCGGUUCGAGUUGGAGGUGUCGAGACCUCCAAAGAGCUUCCGCUGGCUCAAAGGCUCCCAGGAGCUGACAGGCGACGACAAGUACGAGAUGAUUCAGGAGGGCAAUAUGUACGUUCUGGUGAUCCGAUCGGCGGCGUUUGACGAUGAGGCCAAGUACAUGUUUGAGGCAGAGGACAAGAGGACCACCGGCAAACUCGUUAUUCAGGGUAUUCGCCUGGAGUUUGUCAAGCCCAUUAAGGACGUAACAGUGAAAGAGAGAGAAACUGCAGAGUUCAGCGUUGAACUGUCUCAUGAAAACAUCUCGGUGGUUUGGUACAAAAACGACGUCCGGCUGCUUCCCAGUAAGGUGGUCCAUAUGUCGGAUCACGGAAAAGUCCACACUCUGGCCUUCAAGGAGGUGACGAUCGACGACACCUCUAUGAUCAAGGUGGAGGGCAUGGACAAGAGCAUGACAGCCAUGCUCACUGUCGUCGAGGGUGACUUGUACUUCACCACCAAGCUGCAGAACUACACUGCUGUGGAGAAGGACGAGGUGAAGCUGGUCUGUGAACUUAGCAAGGCUGUUGCUGAUGUGAAAUGGUUUAAGGACGGGAAGGAGAUCACUCCGUCCAAGAACAUCGCCAUCACCACGGAUGGAAAGAAGAGAAUCCUGAUGGUCCGGAAGGCAGAGAAGGCCAACAUCGGAGAGUAUACCUGCGACUGUGGCUCAGACAAAACCACAGCAACCCUCAACAUUGAAGAGCGCGAUAUCAAGGUUGUCCGUCCCCUGUACAGCGUGGAGGUCACUGAGACAGAGACAGCCAGGUUUGAGACUGAGAUUUCCGAGGAGGACGUCCACGGAAACUGGAAACUGAAGGGAGAAGCUCUGCACCAGACUGCGGACGUGGAGAUUAAAGAGGAAGGAACCAAACACAUGCUGAUCCUCUAUAAUGUUCAUAUGGACAUGGCCGGAGCUGUUGACUUCUCUGCAGCCAACGCCAAAUCCAAUGCUCAGCUCAGGGUCAAAGCUCGCUCCAUCACGCUGAUGCGUCCACUGAAGGAUGUGACAGUGACAGCUGGAGAGACGGCUACCUUCGAGUGUGAGCUCUCAUAUGAAGGCAUCGAAGUGGAGUGGUUCGUUGGAGGACAGAAGAUGGAGGCCAGCGACCGGGUAAAACCUCGGGUGGCAGGUAGAGUUCACACUCUGACUGUCCGAGAUGUGAAGCUGUCAGAGGCCGGGGAGGUCAAAGUGACUGCCAAGGACUUCCUGACUCAAGCUCAGCUCUUUGUUGGAGAGCCACCAGUAGAGUUCACAAAGCCUCUGGAAGACCAGACGGUGGAGGAAGAGGCCACCGCCACCCUGGAGUGUGAAGUGUCAAGAGAGAACGCCGAGGUGCGCUGGUUCAGGGAGGGUCAGGAGAUCAGAAAGACCAAGAAGUAUGACACCAUCGCUGACGGUCGCAAGAGAGCACUUAUCAUCCAUGACUGCUCUCCAGAUGAUGCCAAAAUGUACACAUGUGAUGCUAAAGAGUUCAAAACUUCCUGCUUCCUGGAGGUUACACCUCCUUAUGUGGAGUUUACAAAACCACUACAGGAUGUGGAAGUCAGAGAGAAAGAAUCAGCCAGGUUUGAAUGUGAAGUGUCCCGCGAGUCUGCCAAGGUUCGCUGGUUUAAGGACGGCAGCGAGAUCAGGAAGGGAAAGAAGUAUGAAAUCAUUGCUAAAGGAGUGCAGAGGAUCCUCAUCAUCCACAAGUCAGUGUUUGACGAUGAGGCAGAGUACGAAUGUGAUGCCAGAACCUUCAAGACGUCUGGCAUGCUCACUGUCAUCGAGGAAGCAGCCACAUUCACCAAGAACCUGUCCAAUGUGGAGGGAACAGAGACAGACAGUGUAAAGAUGAUCUGUGAAGUUUCCAAGGCCAAUGCUGAGGUUACCUGGUUCAGAGGAGAUGAAGAACUGCCAGAGGGCGGACGCUACGAUCAGAUCAUGGACGGUCGCAGGAGGAUCCUGAUCAUCCAGGACCUGAGGAUGGAAGAUGCUGGAGAGUACAACUGCAGACUGAGCCCCACUGUCAGAACAUCUGCCACCCUGAAACUCAAUGAACUGGCAGCGGAGUUCAUCUCUCGCCCUCAGAACCAGGAUGUGGUAGAGGGUGAGCAGGCUGAGUUCUCCUGCACCGUGUCCAAAGAGACCUAUGAGGUGAAGUGGUUCAGAGGUGAACAAGAGAUCCAAGCUGGAGACAAAUACACAAUCAUCAGUGAAGGAAAGAGAAGGGCUCUGAUUGUGAAAAAAUGUGACCUGAAGGAUGAGGGUGGCUAUGUUGCUCACAUCGGCAGCGUCAAAGCUUCUGCUGAUCUCUGUGUCAUAGAAAAACUGAGGAUCGUUACACCAAUUAAAGACACAGACGUGAAGGAGGGAAGCGAGAUUGUGUUUAACUGUGAGACCAAUACUGAGGGAGGCAAGGCCAAGUGGCUGAAGAAUGAGGAGACCAUUUUUGAAAGCAGCAAGUACAUGAUGGUUCAGAGAGACAACGUCUUCUCUCUGAGGAUCAAAGAUGCCCAGAAGGCCGAUGAGGCCACCUACACUAUCUCUCUGACUAACAACAGGGGAGAACAAGCCAAGUGCUCUGCCAGCGCUAAAGUUGCAGAGGAAAAACUCAAAUUCCUGGAGCCCAUUGAAGACAUUGAGACUCAGGAGAAGAAGACCAUCAGCUUUGUUUGCAAAGUGAACCGGUCUGAGGUGACCGUAAGAUGGAUGAAGGCCGGCCAGGAGGUGACCCUCAGCAAGCGCAUCGUCUACAGAGCCGAUGGACUCAAACACACCCUGACUAUCAAAGACUGUGCCAUGGAAGAUGAGGGCGAGUACACUGCCAUGGUUGGAGACGACAAGUGUGCUGCUGAGCUGAUCAUCAGCGAGGCGCCAACUGACUUCACAGGACAGCUCAGAGAUCAGACUAUUACUGAGUUUGAGGAUGCAGAGUUCACUUGCAAGCUGAGCAAGGAGAAGGCUGCUGUCAAGUGGUACAAGAAUGGACGAGAGAUCCGAGAAGGACCAAGAUAUCAUAUGGAAAAAGAAGGCAAAACAUGCAGAUUGAUCAUCAAGGUGUGCAGACCAGAUGAUGAGUGUGAAUAUGCCUGUGGUGUGGAUGAGAGAAGGACCAGAGCCAGGCUCUUUGUAGAAGAGACCCCAGUGGAGAUCAUCAGACCACCACAGGACAUGUUUGAACCUCCAGGCUCAGAUGUCGUGUUCGAGGUGGAGCUCAACAAGGACAGAGUGGAGGUUAAGUGGAUGAGAAACAACAUGAUCAUCGUGCAGGGAGACAAGUACCAGAUGAUCAGUGAGGGGAAGAUCCACAGGUUACAAGUCUGUGAGAUCAGACCCAGAGACCAAGGAGAGUACCGCAUUGUGGCCAAAGACAAGGAUGCCCGGGCCAAACUGGAGCUGGCAGCUGUUCCAAAGAUCAAGACCACUGACCAGAAUCUGGUGACGGACGCUGGAAAACCCUUCGUCAUGUCGGUUCCUUACGAUGCCUACCCUCGUGCUGAUGCAGAGUGGUUCUUUGAUGGCAAAAGCUUACCUGUUCAAAACAUUGAUACGUCGCUUGACAAAACCGAGUACCGUCUUAAGAGCCCUACCAAGGAGGACCAGGGUCGGUACAGAGUGGUAAUCAAAAAUAAACAUGGUGAGGGUGAAGCUUUCAUCAACCUGGAUGUGGUUGAUGUCCCUGGACCUAUUAAGAACCUAAGAGUGGUCGACACUGCUGAUGGUGAGGUCAGCUUAGCCUGGGAGGAGCCCGAGAGUGAUGGUGGCAGCAAGAUCAUCGCUUAUGUGGUAGAACGACGCGAUGUAAAGCGGAAGACCUGGACUCUUGCUACAGACCGGGCUGAUACUCCAGAGUACUGUGUCAGUGGUCUCCAGAAGGACUCCCUGUACCUGUUCAGAGUCUGUGCUCGUAACAGAGUUGGCCCCGGUCCCAUUGUUGCAACUGACGAUGCCGUUCAGGCCAAGAACAAGUUUGAUGUUCCAGAUGCUCCAGAAAAUGUUGGCAUUGGUGUGGUGAACAAGUUUGGAGCCACUGUCAACUGGGAGCCUCCUAAGUUUGAUGGGGGCUCAGAGAUCACUGCAUACGUGAUUGAGCUCCGUGACAGAACCUCUGUGAAAUGGGAGGCGGCCCUGGUGUGUGGAGCCAGUGAUCGAUCGGCUACUCUGAAUGACGUAGUGGAGCACAAGGAGUACAUCUUCAGAGUCCGAGCUGAAAACAAGGCCGGAAUUGGACGGCCUAGUGCUGCAACCAACCCAGUCAAGAUCAUGGAUCCCAUUGAGAGGCCAAGUCCACCUCUGAACCUGAACUACAGUGACCAAAUCAACACCGCUGUCACUCUGACCUGGGAAACCCCGUUAAGCAACGGUGGCAGCAUGAUCACCGGGUACAUUAUCGAGAAAUGUGAUGAGGGCUCAGACAAGUGGUUACGCUGCAACGCCAGACUGUGUCCUGACCUCUCCUACCGGGUUUCUGGACUGAAGCCUGGUCAGAAGUACCUGUACAGAGUGUGUGCUGAGAAUGCUGCUGGUGUCUCAGAUCCAACAGAGCAGCUGGGACCACUGCUUGCCGACGACCCACAUGUUGGUCCAACCUUUGAUCUAAGCGGCUUUAGGAAUGGCCUGGAAGUUAUUGCCCCUCAGCCUCUCACCAUCAGGGUCCCCAUUACCGGAUACCCCACUCCCACAGCAAAGUGGAACUUUGGAGAAAAGGAGCUGACCACAGCAGAGGAGCGUGUCUCCAUGGUAACAAAGCCAACGUUUACAGAGCUGACAAUCUCUCCAAGUGUCCGUCCUGAUAAAGGCACAUACACCCUGCACCUGGAGAAUGAUGUCACAUCCGUCUCUGGAGAGAUUGAGGUCAAUGUCAUCGCAUGUCCAAGUGCACCCAAAGACUUUAAGGUAGCUGAAGUAACUCGGCACCAUGUCCACCUGAUGUGGGAGCCGCCAGAACACGAUGGAGGAAGUCCAGUUACCCACUAUCAGAUAGAAAAGAGAGAGGUUUCCCGCAAGACCUGGGCCAAGGUUGCUACUGGUGUCAUGGAUCUGGAGCACACAGUAACAGAUGUGAUUGAGGGAAAAGAAUAUCUGUUUAGCGUUAUUGCCUGCAACAAGUGUGGACCUGGAGAACCAGCCUACAUAGAUGAGCCCGUAAACGUCUCCUCACCUGCCACUAUUCCUGAUCCUCCUGAGAACCUGAAAUGGCGUGACAAGAGUGGCAAGAGCAUCUUCCUUUCCUGGGAACCUCCAAAAUAUGACGGUGGUGCUCCGGUUAAAGGUUACGUGGUUGAUAAGUGUCAACGUGGGACAGACAAGUGGGAACCCUGUGGUGACCCCAUUCCUGAACUCAAGUUCCAGGUGACAGGGCUGAUCGAGGGCCAGUGGUACGCCUACAGAAUCAGAGCAGUGAACAAGUUGGGGGCAAGCAGACCCUGCAGGGCCACCGAUGAAAUUCAGGCUGUAGAUGCUCGAGAACCUCCAGAGAUCCAGCUGGAUGUGAAGCUGCUGGCAGGCCUGACUGCCAGAGCAGGCACCAAGAUUGAGCUUCCUGCAGACGUCAAAGGACAGCCUGAUCCUCGUGUAAAAUGGACCAAGGCUGACUUGGUCCUACGGGCUGAUGACCGUAUAACCAUUGAGACCCAGCCGGGACACUCCAAAGUUUCCAUAGGCAACACCACCAGAGAAGACACGGCCACUUACAUCAUAGAGGCGGUCAACAUCUGUGGACGCGCCACUGCCACCAUUGAUGUCAACAUCCUAGAUAAACCAGGCCCUCCAGCUGCCUUUGAUAUCUCAGAGAUCACCAACGAGUCCUGCGUUUUAGCCUGGAACCCUCCCAGAGACGAUGGUGGCUCACCCAUCGCCAACUACAUUGUUGAAGCUCGUCAGACAGACAAAGAGGAGUGGGUCAAAUUGUCAGCCACUGUGAAGGACACCACCUUCAAGGCCUGCAAGCUUAUUGCUAUGAAGGAGUACAUCUUCAGGGUCAGUGCAGAGAACCAGUAUGGCAUUGGCAUUCCUACAGAGCACACACCAAUCAUUGCUAAGUACUCUUUUGAUCCACCUGGUCCUCCAACCAGAGUCACUCCUUCUGACAUUGCCAAGGAUGCGGUGACACUGACCUGGUUUGAGCCAGAUGAGGACGGUGGCAGCCCCAUCACAGGAUACUGGAUUGAGAAGUUUGAUCAAGAAAGCGACAAGUGGAUACGAUGCAACAAACUGCCCAUCAAGGACACAACUUUCAGGGUAAAAGGACUUCCCACCAAGAAGAAGUACAGCUUCCGUGUGUUGGCAGAGAAUCUGGCUGGACCUGGAAAACCAAGUGCAGAGACAGAUCCUGUGCUUAUUAAAGAUCCCAUUGAUCCUCCAUGGGCACCCGGAAAACCUGUUGUCAGGGAAGUUGGCAAGACCACUGCCUUGUUAGCGUGGACACGACCGGAGCACGACGGCGGGGCAAAGAUUGAAGGUUACAUCAUCGAGUUCCAGAAGACUGGAAGCGAGGAAUGGAUCCGUAUUGCAGAGGACGUUCCUCAGACAGAGCACCAGCUGCAGGGUCUGAUGGAGAAGCAGGAGUACUCAUUCAGAGUUAAAGCUGUCAAUAAGGCGGGCGAGAGUGAACCCAGCGAACCCAGUGACCCCGUGGUCUGCAAGGAGAGACUCUACCCUCCAUCUGCUCCUCAGUGGCUGGAAGUCGCCAACAUCACCAAGAUCAGUGCUGAUCUGAAAUGGCAGGCUCCAAGCAGUGAUGGAGGUUCACCCAUCACAAACUAUGUGGUGGAAAAGAGGGAUGUGAGGCGGAAGGCCUGGCAGACUGUUGACACCACCAUCAAGGAGCUCAAAUACUCAGUGACUCCUCUGAAUGAAGGAUCCCUCUACGUGUUCAGAGUUGCUGCUGAAAAUGCCGUUGGAAUGGGAGAGUUCUGCGAGCUGGAGGAUGCAGUUCUCGCCAAGGACACAUUCACAACUCCUGGACCUCCAUACGCCCUAACAGUGAUGGAAGUCACUAAGAGACAUGUGGAGCUCAAGUGGGAACCUCCAAAGAGCAAUGGUGGAAGACCCAUAACCAAGUAUGUGAUUGAAAAGAAAGAAAAGGUUGGAACUCGAUGGCUGAAGUGCUGCAAGACUCCAGAUAAACAGACACAGUUCAAGGUGACAGAUGUUGAUGAAGGAUCAGAGGUGCAGUUCCAGGUCAGAGCUGAGAAUGAGGCCGGAGUGGGAGACCCGAGUGAGCCCACUGUCAUCCUCACCAUCGAGGAUCCAACAAGUCCUCCAUCUCCUCCUCUGGAAGUGGCCAUUGUUGAUGCCAGCAGGGAACACAUCAAUGUCACCUGGAAACCACCAGCCAAAGAUGGCGGCUGCCCAAUAACUGGAUACCAUGUUGAGGUGGCAGAGGCUCGUCCAGAACUCAAGUGGCUGAGGGUAAAUGCCCGGCCCAUUAAAGAGCUGAAGUUUAGGAUUGAUGAUGGAAUCAAACCAGAGAAAAAGUAUGUGAUUAGAGUUCGUGCCAUCAACUCUAUUGGUGUCAGCGAUCCCUCUGAAAUCUCCGACAAAGUUGCCACCAAAGAUCCUGACUGUGCUCCAACCUUGGAUCUGGAUGGACAGGAUGUGAUUGUGGUUGAAGGUGAGAAGCUGCACCUGAACAUCCCCUACAAAGCAAUCCCAACUCCCAAGAUGGUUUGGCAGAAAGACACAGUAGAGUGUAAAGCCGACGACCGGCUCUCCAUGACCGUUGAGAUGAACAGCGCUCACCUGGAGAUGCUGAAGUGCCAGCGUGCCGACGCUGGUGCCUACACCAUCACUCUGGAGAACACUCUGGGCACUGCUACUGGCACCAUCAACGUCAAAGUUAUCGGGCUCCCUGGUCAGUGUAAAGACAUCACCUCCAGUGACGUCACUAAGAAUUCCUGCAAGAUCAGCUGGGAAGCUCCAGAAGACGAUGGAGGCACACCCAUAGUCAGCUACACUCUGGAGCGCCGAGAAGCAUCCAAGAAAACCUACAUGCCCAUCAUGUCAGGGGAAAAUGUCCUCACCUACAACACGAAAGACCUUUAUAUCAACUGUGAGUACUACUUCAGAGUGAAGGCUGUCAACAAGGUCGGAGCAGGAGAAUAUUUGGAGCUACGUAACCCGGUUCUCACCGAGGAAAUUAAACAGAAACCAGACCCUCCCAUCCAGGUUGAGGGUCAUGACCCCACAUCUAAGUCCAUCACAGUCACCUGGAAGGCUCCAGACUACGAUGGCGGCUGCCCAAUACAGGGUUACAUAGUGGAGAAGAUAGAGAAAGAUGGUGACCGCUACGAGAAGGUCACCCCAAAUCUGGUUCCCGGGUUCUCCUACGUGGUGACUGGCCUGAAAGAAGACAUGGAGUACCAGUUCAGAGUCCGAGCAGAAAAUGCCGCUGGGCUCAGCGAGCCUUCCCGCAGCACGCCGCUUAUAAAGGCUGCAGACCCUGUUGAUAAACCAACAGUCACACUGCAUGCACGUGUGCAGUCCGGCCUCUGCAUUAAGAAGGGCGAGGAAAUCCGCAUCGAUGCUUACAUCUCUGGCUCUCCGUAUCCCAAAGUCACCUGGCUGAGAAAUGAGGAGGAUGUGACCAAGGAACCUGCCAAAAAGAUUGUUCCUGUGUUAAAAAAGAAGAAGACCAAAGCCAAUGUUCCAGAACCAGAGGAGGAGUUUGUGACUCCUCUGCGUGAACGUCUUGGUCUGGAUAAAACCACCAAAGGCCAGUCUGCUCUGAUGAUCCGUGACUCUGUCAGGGUUGACCACGGCAACUACACGAUCAGGGUGGAAAACACGCAUGGUGCUGCUUCUGCCACCUGCUUCGUCAAUGUCCUGGACAAGCCUGGCCCUCCAAUAAACUUCACUUUUGAUGAGAUCAGGAACACCUCUGUCAUCUGUAACUGGGAGCCUCCGGCGGAUGAUGGAGGCAGCGAGAUUCUGAACUACAUCCUUGAGAAGAAGGACAACAAGAAUGAUGAGAUUGGCUGGAUCACUAUCACCUCCACCCUGAAGGGCACCAGUUUCCCUGUCACCAAACUCAUCGAAGGGAAGGAAUACAUCUUCAGAGUAACAGCUGAGAACAAAUAUGGCUGCGGUUUGCCAUGCAUCUCUGAUCCACUUGUCGCCAAGAACCAAUUCAAUCCUCCUGAUGCUCCCAACACUCCCAGAGUGCAUGAGGUGACAGCAAACUCCGCUCACAUCUCCUGGCAUGAGCCAAAGGACAAUGGCAGCCCGAUCCUGGGCUACUGGAUUGAGAGGAAGGAGGUGAACAGCAAACACUGGACCAGAGUCAACCGGGCCCUCCUCAAUUCUCUAGAUGUGAAGGUCACCGGACUGAUGGAGGGACUCACCUAUAUCUUCAGAGUAUGUGCAGAAAACCUGGCUGGCCCUGGGCCCUUCAGCGAGCCCACUGAGCGCAUUGUGGCCAUGGACGCCAUUCUUCCUCCUGGGCCCCCCACUCCACGGGUUGUGGACACUGGCAAUGAUUCUGUCAUCUUGGCCUGGAAGCCACCAUUGUACAAUGGUGGAGGCGAGAUCCUGGGAUACCACAUUGAGAAGGUUUUGGUCGGAGAGAAAGAAUGGAGUCGCUGCACAGAGUUCAGGUGUAAAGAAUUAACAUUCACAGUGACAGGCCUCACUGAAGGAGCAGACUAUUACUUCCGGGUCCUUGCUAUUAAUGAUGCUGGCCCAGGAGCUCCUGGUCUCACUGAACCUGUAACCGUCAAAGAGCCACAAGAAACUCCUGUUGUGGAAUUUGAUGACUCUGUGAAGAACGGCGUCAUGAUCAAGGCUGGUGACUCCCUGAGGCUUCCUGCAGUGGUGACGGGCCGACCUCAGCCAGAGGUCAAAUGGGCCAAAGACGAGGCAGAAAUUGACAAGGAGAGAAUGAUUGUGGAGACGGAGGGUAAGAGGAGCACUCUGUUCAUCAAGAAGGCUGUGAGGGCAGAUCAUGGAAAAUACCAGAUCACCGGCACCAACAGCAGUGGCACCAAGACCGCAGAGACCAGAGUGGACGUCAUGGAUGUCCCUGGACCAGUGGUUGACUUGAAGACUGUCCUGGUGACGAAGAAGAACAUUGUUCUCACCUGGUCAGACCCUCUGGACAAUGGAGGCAGUGACAUCAUUGGCUAUGAAGUGCUGAGGAAAGACACCAAGAUGAAGCUGUUCCGUCAGCCCAUUGAGGUCGCGUCCUGUAAGUGUGAUGUUCAGGGCCUGCUGGGUGGUGAAGAAUACGACUUCAGAGUCAUCGCCAGAAACAAGUAUGGUGACGGCACACCAGCAGAUCUGGGACCCAUCCUGGCUGAGGAUCCUAAAGGGACUCCAUCUGCUCCUGAGAAACUGCACUACACUGACCGGAGCAAGUCAACUAUUACUCUGGCUUGGCUGCCCCCUCGCACUGAUGGCGGCAGCCCCAUCAGAGGGUACUACGUUGAGAAGAUGAGAUCAGAUAGCACAGAGUACGAGGUGGCCAAUCGUAAGAUCUUUACAGAGUGCUGUGGAACUAUUGAAAACCUCUCUGAGAACCAGGAGUACCAGUUCCGUGUUAAAGCUGUAAAUGAAGUUGGAGAAGGCGAUCCUUCCAAACCAAUAACUGCCAAGAUCCAGGACGAUGAAGUUGCUCCAGUUAUUUCAAUUCUGAAGUUUUUCAAGAGCAAUGCCAUCAAUGUGAGGAAAGGAGCAGCCAUAGACAUCCCGGCAGAGGUGAUUGGACUGCCUUUGCCAACAUUCCAGUGGAUGAAGGAUGAUGUGGUGAUUGAGAAUCCUGAUGAGGAGAAGAUGACCAUGGAGUCAGAGGAGGUGAACAGAACAACAAUAAAGACAAAGAUAGCUAUCCCAGUGACCGUCCGACAGGACAAAGGAAACUACAAGCUGGUAGCUGAAAACUGUCAUGGCAAAGCUCAGCAUGUGAUCAGAGUUGAAAUCCUCGACCGCCCCCUUCCACCAAGGAAUGUUGUUGUGUCGGACAUCAAAGCAGACUCUUGCUACCUGACGUGGGACGCUCCGGAGGACAACGGAGGCAGUGAGAUAACCAACUACAUCGUGGAGCGCAGAGACGCCAGCAAGAAGAAAUCAGACUUUGAUGUUCUGACCAUCAAUCUGAUCGACAGAAGAUAUGGGGUCUACAAAUUGGACUUGAAUGGAGUCUACCAAUUCAGGAUCAAAGCUGAAAACAAGUAUGGUGUCAGUGAUGGCUGUGAUUCAGAAAAAGUCCAGCUUAGGGAUCCGUUUGGCCUCCCUGGACCUCCACGUAACCCUAAAAUCAUAGCUGCAACAGCAACCACUAUGACGGUCACCUGGGAUCCCCCUCUGGACAAUGGCGGCUCCACCAUCCAGGGCUAUUGGCUGGAGAAGAGGGAGCGCGGUGCCGUUUACUGGGGUCGUGUUAACCGAGCUCCAGUCACCAAACCAGCGGUUAAGGGGCUGGAAUACACAGUGUUGAGGCUCAUAGAAGGAACAGAGUACCAGUUCAGGAUUGCGGCCUGCAACGCAGCAGGAGUCGGACCACACAGCGAACCCACUGAGUGCCGCUUCGCCACCGAUCCAUGCAAUCCUCCAAGCCCACCUGGCAGCCCAGAGGUUAAAGAUAAGACCAAGAGCAGCAUCACACUCACCUGGACUCCUCCAGAAAGAGAUGGUGGAAGCCCGAUCAAGGGUUACAUUGUUGAGGUUCAUGAGGAGGGCUCUCCAGAUUGGAGAAGGGUCAACCCAGCCGACAAGCUCCACCCAUCCACUGAAAUUACCGUCCCUGACCUGAAAGAGGGCAAGAAGUGCAAGUUCAGGAUUUAUGCAGUGAACGCCGCAGGAAACUCAGAGCCUGCUAGGACGGGCGAUAUCCUGGUUCAGGACAUCCUGAUCGAACCCACAGUGACUCUGGAUGUGAGUGCUCACGACCUGCUGAACUGCAGAGCAGGAACCACUGUCAGAAUUCCUGCCACCAUAAAAGGACGACCCAUUCCCAAAGUCACCUGGACCUUCGUUGAUGGAACUGCCGAGACUGAAAAGAAGAACGACCUUCACACGCUGCCCAUUGAUUCAGAGAUCCAUUCUACUGACACAACUUCAUUGGUGGUGAUCCCAGAAAGCAAGCUGAGCCACACCGGUCGAUUCAUCCUCAACGCAGAGAGUCCAGCUGGACACAAAGUACUCAAAGUCAGAGUCAAUGUACUCGACCUUCCUGGACCUGUUAGAAAUCUGAAGGUGAGUGAUGUGACCAGAGGAACCUGCAGACUCACCUGGAAGCCUCCAGAAAGUGAUGGAGGAGAGAGAGUGAAGAGCUACUUCAUUGAGAAGAAGACUGUGGAAGGCAAAGCCUGGACCAAGGUAAACCCAACCUGUGCUACCCAGUCUCUGGUGGUUCCAGACCUCAUUAAUGGUGAGGAGUACCUUUUCCGUGUCAAAGCUGAAAACCGCUUUGGCUUUGGCCCAUUUGUUGAGACUCCUGAAGGAACCAAAGCUAAAGAUCCCAUCCAUCCUCCGGAUCCUCCAACAAGGCUCAAGAUCCACAACAUAAGAAAGGGCACUCUCACUUUGACCUGGAAGGCUCCGAAGAACGACGGAGGUUCGCCAGUCACGCACUACAGCGUCGAUCUUCUCUGCUGGGAUUCCAGUGGUGCCCAAAAGGAGUCUUGGAGGAGAUGCAACAGGAGAGAUGUCGACACCACAAACUUUAAGGUGGAGGACCUGACAGAGGGAGAUGAGUAUGAGUUCAGAGUGAUAGCUUACAAUGAGGCCGGACCCAGCCGACCAUCAACCACUGCUGGACCCGUCAUCAUCCAGGACCAGACCUGUGCUCCAUCCAUUGAGCUGGAGGAGUUCAUGGAGGUGGAGCAGGGCUCUGACAUCAGCAUUGUGGCGAAGCUUCGUGGCUGUCCCUUCCCAACACUCACCUGGUUCAAGGCGCCUCCCCACAAGCCUGACGACAAGGUCGAGGUCCAGUACAACGAGCACAUCAACAAGAUUGUGUCAGAUGACAGCUGCACGCUGCUCAUCCAGCAGGGCAAACGCCACGACACUGGCCUCUACACUCUGGUGGCCUCCAACAGUCUUGGCAAAGCAUCCAAGGAAAUGAGGCUCAACGUUCUCGGUCGUCCUGGUCCUCCCUCAGCUCCUAUUAAGUUUGAAGAAAUUGGCGCAGAGAAGAUUACGCUCUCCUGGCUACCACCAAAGGAUGAUGGUGGCUCUAAAAUCACAAACUAUGUCAUCUGGAGGCGUGUGGCUAAUAGGAAGACCUGGGUACCUGUGACAAAUGAGCCCAAGGAACGAAUCUGGACAGUGGAGAACCUCAUGGAGGGCCACGAAUAUGUGUUCCGCAUCAUGGCACAGAAUAAGUAUGGAGUUGGCGAGCCACUGGACAGUGACCCUGAGGUUGCCCGAAACCGUUGCACUGUUCCUGGUCAGUGUGAGAAGCCAACAGUAACCAACAUCACCAUGGAUUCAAUGACCGUCAACUGGGAGGAGCCUGAGGAUGACGGCGGCACCCCGAUCACUGGCUACUGGCUGGAGCGCAAAGAGACCACAGGCAAACGUUGGGCUCGUGUUUCCAGGGACCCUCUCCGUCCCAUGGGCCUUGGCGAGUCCUUCGUAGUGAGUGGACUUGUUGAGGGGUCUCAGUAUUUAUUCAGAGUUUCUGCCAUCAACGCUGCGGGUCCAGGACUUGCUAGUCCUCCAACAGACCCUGUCUUUGCCAGAGACCCUAUCUCUCCCCCGUCUCCUCCGACCCCGAAGGUUUCUGAUUGGACGAAAUCCACAGUAGAUCUCGAGUGGAUUCCACCCUUAAAAGAUGGAGGAUCCAAGAUAAUCGGCUACUGGGUGGAGUACAAGGAGGAGGGCACUGAGGCCUGGGUUAAGGCUAAGGAAACUGAAAUUCGAGGGACACGUUUUGUGAUCAGUGGUCUAAAGACAGGCGGUCAGUACAGGUUCAGGGUGAUUGCCUUCAAUGCUGCUGGUAACGGUGAGCCAGGUGAAGUCCCAGAGGUGCUUGAGGUCAACGACAGAGCCAUUGCUCCUGAGGUGGAUCUGGAUGCCUCGAUUAAGGAGAGGAUGGUGGUCCAUGCGGGUGGUGUGAUCCGUCUGAUUGCCUAUGUGUCAGGGCAGCCGACACCUGAGGUCACCUGGACCAGAGAUGGUGCUGGACUGCCACCAGAAGCUAAAGUGGAGACCACCGCCAUCAGCUCUUCGCUGGUCAUCAAGCCCUGUACAAGAAAACACCUUGGUGUUUAUACCCUGACCGCCAAGAAUGCCAGUGGGGAGAAAACAAAGAAUGUCACGGUAGAAGUCCUAGAUGUUCCCGGACCUGUUGGCAUCCCAUUCCUGGCUGAAAACCUGAGCAUCGACUCCUGCAAGCUCAGCUGGUUCUUCCCUGACAAUGAUGGCGGUUCACCCAUCAGCAACUACAUCAUUGAGAAGCGUGAAGCUGAGCGUAAAGCCUGGACAUCACUGUCCUAUAGUGCCAGCAGGCAGAAUGCCAUUGCUCGCGAUCUCACCCUCGGAAAAGCCUUCUUUUUCAGAGUGGCCGCCGAGAACGCCAUUGGCAUUGGACCUUUUGUUGAGACAGCAGCUCCGAUUGUUAUCAAGGAGCCGAUGAGUGUACCGGACCGUCCCGAAGAACUGGAAGUCACCAAGGUUACCAAAAAUUUGAUCAGCGUCACUUGGAAAGCGCCCAAAUAUGACGGUGGCUCUGAGAUUACCAUGUACAUUAUUGAAGCACGUAUGAUUGGCAAAGACAAGUUCACCAGACUUACCAAAGAGAAGUUGAUGGACAGGAAGUUCACAUAUGAUGGUCUCAGAGAGGGAGAUACCUAUGAGUUCAGGGUGAUUGCCGUAAAUGAAGUUGGACAGAGUAAACCAUCAUUCUGCACUAAACCAAUCACUUGCAAGGAUGCACUUGAGCCACCAACCAUUGAGUUGGACUUCCGUGAUAAGAUCAUUAUACGUGUGGGAGAGAGCUGCCUACUUCAGGGACGCUACACAGGCAAACCAGCUCCAUCCAUUGUUUGGUACAGAGAUGACGAGGAGCUGAAGGCUGACAAACACGUAAUAUUCAAGAACACUCCAACCAUGCUGUCGCUUGGCCUGGUGAAGGCAGAGCGACAGCACAGUGGCAGAUAUGUGGUGGUUGUGGAAAACAGCACCGGAUCCAGGAAGGGCGUCUGCAACAUCACGGUCGUAGAUCGUCCAACACCUCCUGUUGGCCCUGUGGUGUUUGAGGAGGUGCACAGGGAAUAUAUGGUUAUCUCCUGGAAGCCUCCUCUGGACAAUGGAGGUGUUGAGGUGUCAAAUUACAUAAUUGAGAAGAGAGAUGUCAACAGAGAGAUCUGGACCACAGUAACAUCUGCCUCAACCAAGACCACAUGCAAGAUUCCAAAACUAACUGAAGGCAGGGAGUACAUCAUGAGAAUAUCUGCAGAGAAUAUGUACGGUAUCAGCGAUGCUCUGGAGUCUGAGGAGAUGAAAGCUAAAGAUCUGUUCAGAGUCCCUGAAGCCCCUGAGAUGCCAACAGUCAGAGAGGUAUAUGGUACCAAUGCUUUGGUUCUGUGGAACCGACCGCGUGAUGGAGGUAAACCCAUCACCAACUACAUCCUGGAAAAGAAGGAGCCUGGAGCCAAGAGGUGGUCAAGAGUCACCAGAGACCCACUGUACCCAGCCACUCAGUACCGUGUCCAGGACUUGGUUGAGGGCUGCGAGUAUGAAUUCAGGGUGAUGGCUGAGAAUGAGUUGGGAACUGGAGAUCCUAGUCUCCCAUCCAAACCAAUCCUUGCCAAGGAUCCCAUUGUGCGUCCAAGUCCUCCAGUUACCCCUGAAGCUUAUGACAAGACCAAAGACUCAGUCAGUCUGAAGUGGCAGAUGCCACGCCACGAUGGAAAAGGGCGAAUCUUUGGCUACCUUGUGGAGUAUCAGAGUCCUGGUGCCGUAGAGUGGAUUCAGGCCAACACGACUCCAGAGCAGUGUCCUGACCUCCAUUAUGUGGUGACAGGUCUGACUGAUGGACAGGAGUAUUCCUUCAGGAUCUUUACAGUAAAUGCAGCAGGCAAAUCCGACCCUGCCUUUGUCAAACAGACCAUCAAAGUCCAUGACAGGCUAGAGGAGCCAGAGUUACUCUUGGAUGCCAACAUGGCUCGUGACCACUUAGCCAUGCUGGGCACUGAUAUCACACUUAGUGCCACAAUUAAGGGUGUGCCGACACCAACAGUCUCCUGGAAGAAGAAUGAUGGAGAUGUUCCUUCUCACAUCACUGUUGCAGUUACGGCCACUGGUAGCAAAGUCUUCAUUCCCAAGUGUGUCCGUGCAGAUUCUGGCAACUACACUCUUACAGUUGAGAAUGCUGGUGGAAAGAAAUCUGCAACCGUUGCCGUGCUUGUGCUGAAUAAGCCUUCUCCUCCAAGAGAUCUUACGGUGUCUGAGGUGACCAGUGAGUCUGCUUAUCUGACAUGGAAGGCUCCAGAGGACAAUGGCGGUGCAGUCAUCUCCCAUUACGUCGUGCAAAAGAAGGAUGUGGCUGCAGAUCAAUGGGUACCAGUUGCUCCAGCCAAUAAGAAGCUUAGUCUGAUGGUGAUGUACCUGAUGGAGGGAAUCCAGUACUUAUUUAGGGUGGCUGCUGAAAACCAGUUUGGCAGGAGUGACUUUGUCGUGACCAAGACACCUAUCAAGGCUGUUGAUUCUCUUUAUCCACCUGGCCCACCCAAAAACCUCCACCACACUGAUGCAGACAAGACAGAGGUGUGGUUGGCCUGGGAAUGGCCCGAUCGCACUGGUGGAAGUGAAAUUACUGGGUUCAUUGUAGAACACCAAGAAGAGGGCCAAACUGACUGGGUUACCUUCAAAACUGUGAGCAACAACCACAGCCAUGUAACAGGUCUGGUUGAAGGCAAGACUUACCGCUUCAGGGUCAAAGCUCAGAAUGCUAUUGGUGUUAGCCGCCCUGACACCAGUAUCCCUAUUACUUGUCAGGAGAAGACAUUACCACCUACUAUUGAAGUUGAUGUGAAGCUUAUUGAGGGUCUCGUAGUCAAAGCUGGCAGUACUAUUACUCUACCAGCUAAGAUGACAGGAAUCCCUCUUCCCACUGCCAAAUGGAUCAGCGAUGGCAAGGAGAUCACUCCCGAGGGCCGACUUAAAAUUGAGUCUGCUGGUCCUUCAACCACCCUAAGUAUCACAGAGUGCCAGAGAGGAGAUACUGGAGAGUACAUAGUCACUGUGUCAAAUCCUGCAGGUAGUAAGACCGCUGCCCUACAUGUCACUGUAUUGGAUCUACCAGGACCACCAAUCGGGCCCAUCAAUAUCUUGGAGGUCACCCCAGAUCACAUGAUGAUACAGUGGAGGGCACCUAAAGAUGAUGGUGGCACACCUAUCACUAACUAUGUGGUAGAAAAGAAAGAUGUCAAGAAGCCAUGGGAGCCCUGGUCAGUGGUGAGCUCUAGCGGCACCAGUACAAAGGCCAAGGUGACAAGGUUGGAGAAAGGUCGUGAGUACAUUGUCAGGGUUCGAGCAGAGAACAAGAUUGGGAUCGGUGCUAGUCUUGAAAGUCCUCCUACUAUUGCCAAGCAUAUGUUUAAUCCUCCUGGACCUCCAGGCUUUCCUGAGUGUUCUGAUAUCACAGAAAACGCCGUAACAGUGGAAUGGGCCCUACCUGACCAUGAUGGAGGCAGCCCCAUUAGUGGCUAUAUUGUUGAACGCAGAGAGAUGACAGGAAAGUGGAUUCGUGUCAAUAAAACCCCUGUGCUAGACCUAAGAUACAGAGUCUCUGGUCUGUUUGAAGGCAAUAGCUAUGAAUUCCGAGUGUUUGCUGAGAAUAUUGCUGGCAUCAGUGAGCCUUCACUCACAUCUGACCCAAUCAAAGCCACCCGUGCCAUCACAAAACCUGGACCUCCUGGUAACCCCAAGCUUAAGGAUUGGAGUAAAUCUUAUGCAGACAUCUGCUGGACCAAACCCACAAGAGAUGGAGGGAGUCCAAUUCUGGGCUAUGUCAUUGAGAUUCAGAAGUCAGGAUCUGCCCAGUGGGACAGAAUCAACAAGGAUCUAAUAAAGAUCUGUGCUUAUAGAGUGCCUGGGCUGAUUGAAGGAAUGGAGUACAGAAUACGUAUCAGAGCUACAAACAAGGUUGGAGACAGUGAACCCCGGGAGGUACCCGAGACCAUUUUGGCAAAAGACAUCCUGGUGCCUCCUGAAGUUGUGGUUGAUGUCUCCUGUCGUGACUCUGUGACAGUCAGAGCAGGACAGAUAAUAAGUUUGAUUACUAGAGUAAAAGGCAGACCAGAUCCAGAGAUCACAUGGACCAAGGAUGCCAGAGCCUUGUCUCAAGAAAAGCGCCUUGAAAUGAAUAACAACUACCCUGUUUGUGAACUAAUUAUCAGUGAUUCUGUCAGGUCAGAUUAUGGAAAAUAUGGUAUUGUUGCAAAGAACAGCAGUGGACAGGCUCAGGCCACUAUUUUGGUCAAUGUCUUGGACACACCAGGACCUUGUCAAAAUUUGAAAGUGGCUUAUGCGACAAAGAAAUCUUGCAUGGUCUCCUGGGAAAACCCUGAAGACAAUGGAGGAACGGAGAUUAUUCAGUAUACAAUUGAAUGCCGUCAGCCAAGUCAAAGAGGGUGGACAGUGGUCUCCAAUGACUGGACCAAGCGCUUGAUAAAGGCUCCUCUUACUGAGGGCUGUGAAUACUUCUUCCGUGUGAGUGCUGAAAAUAAAAUAGGAGUUGGUCCAUCCACAGAGACAAAGUCACCUGUCUUGGCAGUUGAUCCUAUUGAAAAACCUGGGGAACCCAUAGAUUUCCACAUAUCUGAGAUCGGAAAGACCUUCUGCUUCUUGAAGUGGAAGAAACCUGAUUACGAUGGUGGUAGUAGAAACAUAGCUUAUCAUAUUGAAAAGAAACCAAAAGAAGCUGAAGAGUGGGAGAGGCUUCACAAGGGUGCUAUCAAGGAGACCUACUUUAUGGCAGACAGGUGUAUUGAAAAUCAAAUCUAUCAGUUCAGAGUUCAGACUAAAAAUGAGGGAGGCGAAAGUAAUUGGGUGACAACAGGAGAAGUACUAGUUAAGGAACAACUGGUAGUGCCCGAGGUUAAGAUUAAACUGGAUGGAACUCUUGUUGUUAGAGCAGGAGAUUCUUUUGCAGUAGAAGCAAUAGUCAAGGGCAAACCUCAGCCGGAUGUCAAAUGGACAAAGGAUGAGACCACAGAGGAGAUUAAGAAAGGCCCCAGACUGCAACUUGAAACUGGUGCAGACUUUUCCAAACUGUUGAUUACUGGUGCUAGACGCACAGACAGUGGCAAAUAUGUUGUCACAGCCUCCAACAGUGUAGGAACCAGCUCCGCUAAAUGCAGGAUUAAUGUAUUAGACAGACCUGGUCCCAUCAGGGACCUCAAGGUGUCUGAUAUCACUAUUGACAGGUGCAACCUGGCCUGGGAAGUUCCUGAAGAUGAUGGUGGCUGUGAUAUUUACAAUUACAUCAUCGAGAAAUGUGAGACAAAGAGAGGGGUUUGGUCUGUACAUUCUAAUGCUGUCAUCACCAAUAAAGCUAAAGUAACACGACUUAUUGAGGGUAAUGAGUACAUCUUCAGGGUUCGAGCUGAGAAUAAAAUGGGCCCUGGACCUGCAGUUCAGAGUGAGGCUAUUGUUGCUGGCACACAGUUCAGUGUACCUGAUGCCCCUGAAGCACCAGAGGUCACCAAGAUCGGAAAAGAGGAGAUGACUGUGCAAUGGUCAGAGCCUGACAGAGAUGGAGGAAAACCAAUCAUAGGCUAUCUUUUGGAGAAGAGAGAGGAGCAUGCAGUCAGGUGGUCCCCUGUCAACAAGGAUCCAGUCCCUGGAACUCGUUUCACUGUCACUGGACUAUUACCUCUCCAUGAUUAUCAGUAUAGAGUUAAAGCUGUCAAUGAAAUUGGUGUUGGUACUCCAAGUAAGGCUUCUCGUGCCAUCACUGCAAAGGAUGCAGUUGAGCCUCCUGCACCACCUACCAACUUAAAGGUUGUGGACAGCACAAAAUCCACAAUUACCCUGAGCUGGACAAAGCCUGUGUCUGAUGGGGGAGCCCCUCUCAUUGGCUAUGUUGUGGAAAUAAGGGCACAGGGGAGUGCAAAGAAAGGAGAUGAUGGCUGGAAGAGAUGCAAUGUGGCAGCACAACUUAUUGUCUGCGAGUUUACAGUCACAAGUCUAGAUGAGAAGCUAGUUUAUGAAUUCAGGGUGUCUGCUCAAAACCAAGUGGGUAUGAGCCUGCCCUGUAACCUGGAGGGUGCUGUGAUUCCAAGGGAAAUUUUAGAGGCACCAGAGAUUGACUUGGAUGCCAACCUGAAGGAGGGCCUCACAGUUCGUGCUGGUUGUCCUAUUAGACUUUGCGCCACCAUCAGAGGGCGACCACAUCCAACAGUCACUUGGAGAAGAAUGGGUAUUGACAACGUUAUUAGAAAGGGCAAAGUCGACCUCAUCGACACAAUGACCUUCCUGGUCAUUCCUGACAGCACACGUGAUGACUCUGGGAAAUAUUGCCUGACUCUACAGAGCCCUGCAGGAGAAAAAGCUGUGUUUGUCAAUGUUAAAGUUCUUGAUACUCCUGGACCAGUACUAAAUCUUGAAGGUACGGACAUUAAGCAGACCUCACUCACGUUGUCUUGGAAUCCUCCAGAGAUCACUGGUGGCAGUGAGGUGACACACUACAUAGUUGAAAAGCGAGAGAUUGACCGCAAGACAUGGGCAACUGUCAAGACUGAAGUUCAGCCUGAUAAGAUUCCUCUCAAAGUCAGUGGUCUGAUACCUGGCACUGAAUACUACUUUAGAGUCAUAGCUGUCAACGAGUAUGGUGCUGGAGUUCCCAAAGUGACACCUACUUCCUACCUGGCUUCCGAUCCUGUCAGCAAACCAGACCCUUGCCAGAAGAUUGAAAUUCUGGAGAUAACCAAGAACAGUGCAAUAAUUGGCUGGGUGAAGCCUGAAAGAGAUGGUGGUGCCAAAAUUGAUGGCUAUGUGAUUGAAUACAUUGAAGUCAAACCUCCACCAGAGCCACCAGCCCCUGUUGAGGUGGUUGAAGGAGAGGGAGUUCCUCCACCACCUCCACCUCCACCAGUAGUAGAGGAGGAAGAAGAAGCUGAACCAGAAAAAGAAGUGUGGAAUGCCUACACAACAGUUAAAGGUUUAUCAGUCAGUGUCAGUGGCCUGAAGGAGGGGAAAAGGUACAAGUUCAGAGUGGCUGCCAAGAACAUCAUGGGGAUGAGUUCUUUCACUGAGACUAGAGAGCCGACCGAGAUCAAGGAACAGAUGAUUGAGCCAAAGAUUGUUAUGGCAGAGACUGCAAGUGCUAGAGCUGGAGCCAAGCUUAGAGUGGAGGCACUGGUUUCAGGAAAACCUGUUCCAACAUGCAAGUGGAUACGUGGUGAGAAAGCAGUGGUCCCAUCCAGUCGCUUGGCUGUGCAUCAGUCGGGCAACUUGUGUGUCCUGAUCAUCAAAGAUGUGACAAGGAGUGACAGUGGAGAUUAUAGUCUUGUUGCUGAGAACAGCACUGGACAAAUUUCCCAGGCAAUAAAGAUCAUUAUUAGAGACAUCCCUGGUCCCCCUGAAGGCCCUGUGGAGAUCAGUGACAUUGAUUCUGAUGCUUGCUCCCUGUCUUGGAACAAACCUCUGGAGGAUGGCGGCAGCAAUAUCACAAACUAUGUUAUUGAAAAAUGUGAUGUGGCCAGAGGCGAUUGGGUGACCGCCCUUUCCUCCUGCGCAAAAACCAGUUGUAGAUUGGGAAAACUUAUUCCUGGAAAAGAAUAUGCAUUCCGCAUCCGCGCUGAAAACCGUUAUGGUGUGUCAGACUCAUUCAUUCAAUCAGACAGAAUGGUUGCAAAGUUCCCUUUUGAUGUUCCAAGUGAGCCCCUAAAUUGUCAUGUCAACAAGACCAACAAGGAUUGUAUGUUCAUUAGCUGGGAUAAACCGGAGAGUGAUGGCGGUAGUCCCAUCACAGGGUAUUACAUUGAGCGCAAGGAGAGAAACAGUCUUCUGUGGGUGAAAGCCAAUGACACUGUGGUCCGCACAACUGAAUACCCCUGCGCCGGCCUUAUUGAAGGCUUGGAGUAUACUUUCAGAGUAUCAGCCAUUAACCGUGCUGGUCAGGGCAAACCAAGCAAGAAAACCGACUUUGUAACAGCAAGAACACCUGUUGACACUCCUGGUAAACCUGAAGUUUUGGAUGUAACCAAAAACUCUGUCUCUUUGGUUUGGGCCCGUCCUAAAAAUGAUGGAGGAAGCAAGAUCAUAGGUUAUUAUGUUGAGGCUAUGCGGGUUCCAGGAGACACUUGGAUACGUUGCAACACCAGCAGUCAGAAUGUUCCCAGGGAGGAGUAUACGGUGACAGGACUUGAAAGAGACCUUCAGUACCAGUUCAGAGUUAUUGCUAAAACUGCAGUGAACAUGAGCAAGCCUUCAGAACCAACAGAUCCAAUCCUGGUCUGUGCUGAGAAUGUUCCUCCAAGGAUUGAACUUAAUGCCAAGAUGCAAAAAGCUUUAACAGUUAAGGCUGGAGUCACAAUCUUGCUGGAAGCAGAUGUGUUUGGUAAGCCUAUGCCCAGAGUCACUUGGAAGAGAGGUGAUGAUACUCUGAAGUCAGGUGAAGGCCAGGUCAUUACACAGCAAAGACAACAUUUCCAAUUAGAGAUACCAGCUGUCACCAAAGAACACACAGGAACCUACACUGUGUUGGCUGAGAAUGCAAGUGGCUCAAAGACUGCAGAAAUACAGGUCAAAGUACUGGAUGUGCCUGGGCCCCCUGCAAGUGCCACAUAUACAGAAGUGUUAGCCUCCAGUAUCAAGUUGACAUGGCAGCCUCCUUUGAAAGAUGGUGGUGCCCCUGUCAGCAACUACAUUGUGGACAAGCGUGAAACCAGCAGAACUAACUGGGCACAGGUGUCAGCAAAGAUAAAGGGUGACAUAUUAGAAUUUAAUGUGGAAAAACUAAUCGAAGGUCGUGAAUACCAGUUCCGAAUUCGUGCUGAAAAUACAUGGGGAGUUGGAGACCCACUUAUCACAAACCCAGUCAUCGCUAAGAACCCUUUCACUGUCCCCGGUCCUUGUGAAGCCCCUGUAAUCACCAACGUGACCAAAGACAAAAUGACUGUGAGCUGGAAGGAGCCUGUUGAUGAUGGAAAGUCUACCAUUCUGGGCUACGUGGUGGAAAAGAAAGAGACCAAGGAGAUGAAGUGGACCAAGAUUAAUAAAAAACCCUUAACAGAAAGGUCUCUUGAAGUAACAGGUCUAACAGAGGGAAUUGAGUACGAGUUCCGAGUCAUUGCUGUCAACAUAGCUGGGCUGGGAAAACCCAGUGAACCCUCUGAAGGCACCACAGCACAGGAUCCUAUUACUCCUCCUGGACCUGUUAUAAACCCGUCCGUGACAGAUACCACCAACAGCACAAUCAGUCUCACUUGGACUGUACCAGCUAACAACGGUGGAAGCCCCAUUAUCGGUUACUUAGUGGAAUGCAAGAGAGCCAACACAACAGACUGGAUCCGCUGCAAUGUCCCCAGGAACCUACAGGACACCAACUAUGUCAUCCAGAACUUAAUUGACAAAGCAGAGUACCAGUGUCGCAUCACUGCUGUCAAUAAAGUAGGCUUCAGUGAGCCAGCUGAAGUCCCAGGCAAACAUGUCGCCAAGGAUAUCAUAGUUGCUCCUGAGGCAGAGCUAAGUGCUGAACUGAAAGAGCUCCUUGAACUUACUGCUGGCAGCAAUAUGAAGUUGUAUGCAACCAUCAAGGGUCGUCCCACUCCCAAGGUCACAUGGGCAAAGAUGAACACCAACAUUAAGGACCGCCAGGGCAUUGUCAUCAAAUCUAGCAACAUUGACACCAUGGUUAUGGUGGAGAAAGUCAACAGAUAUGAUGCUGGCAAAUACAUUCUGUCUCUAGACAGCUUGGCUGGCAUGAAGAUGUAUACCAUUGUUGUCAAAGUUCUUGAUACACCUGGUCCACCAGUAAACCUGAUGGUGAAAGAGACAUCCAAAGACAGUGCAGACAUCCUCUGGGAUGCUCCUCUGAUUGAUGGGGGUUUUGAAGUCACUCACUACAUAGUAGAGAAACGUGACACUGAAAGAAAGGCCUGGUCUAUUGUCUCAAACAACUGCACCAAGACUUCUUUUAAGGUUCCAGACCUAGAUGCUGGGCGGUCCUACUGCUUUAGAGUGUCAGCAGUCAACAAGCUUGGUACUGGAGAAUCUUGUGAAACAGCUGAUUCUGUCAGGGCAACAGAGGAGCCUGGGCCUGUCAUGGACUUCAAAACCUUGCUGGUGACCAAAGACUCAUGCACUCUAAGCUGGAAGAAACCUCUCACUGACGGAGGCAGUCGCAUUAUCUGCUAUGUGCUAGAGGUUCUCAAUGGUGAAGACAAAUAUAAAGAACUUAUGAGGUCCAAGAACAUGCAGUACAGUGCCAAGGACCUUGUGGAGGGUAGAGAGUACAAGUAUCGGGUCAAAGCUGUAAAUGAUUCAGGAGAAAGCUCUGCUAAGGAGCUGACUGUGAUUGCUAAGGACCAAAUUAUUCUUCCAAGCUGUGACCUAAGAGAGUUGCCCAACAUGUGCUACAUUGCCAAAGAGGGCAGCACCGUUCGUUUAAAGAUUCCAAUUGUUGGGAAACCUACACCCAAGGUCACCUGGAAAAAGGGAGAUGAUGAAGAUUUGACAGAUACUGGCAGGGUUUGUGCCGAGUCAUCUGCAGUCAACACCACCCUCCUAAUCAGGGACUGCCAGAGAACUGAUGCUUCCAAGUACACCAUCACCUUAAGAAACAGUGCUGGCACCAAAGAAUCCACCAUCUUCAUCAGGGUGGUAGGAAAACCCGGUAUCCCUGUUGGACCAAUAAAAUUCAAGGAUGUUACUGCUGAUGGUGCUACAUUAAAGUGGGGUGUUCCUAAGGAUGAUGGCGGCUCUGAAAUCACAAACUACAUCCUGGAAAAAAGGGACUCCAUCACCAACAUGUGGGUGAAUGUUUCAUCCACUGUGGAGACAAAUACAAUGAGGGUGACAGGUCUCCAUGAGGGCACAGAAUAUAUCUUCAGAGUCAGUGCAGAGAACAAAUAUGGUGUUGGGGAGGGACUGAAGUCUGACCCUGUUGUUGCAAAACAUCCAUUUAAUGUACCUGAUGCACCUCCGCCUCCUCAAAUCAUGAGUAUGCGGCAUGAUUCUGCAUAUCUUGCCUGGUCUGACCCAAGAAAGACUGGAGGAUCUCCUAUUACAGGAUACCAUGUUGAAUUUAAGGAGAGGAACAGUAUGUUGUGGAAAAGGGCCAGUCCAUCUGCCUUAAAGAUGAAGGAACACAAAGUCACUGGACUAACUGAAGGCUUGGAGUAUGAGUUCAGAGUAAUGGCCAUUAACUUGGCUGGAAUUGGCAGACCGAGUGCUCCAACUGACCCACAGGUAGCCCUAGAUCCCAUCGAUGCACCUGGUAAACCAGAAGUAAUCAGCAUUACUAGAAGCACUGUGACCCUCCAGUGGACUGAACCUCAAUUUGACGGCGGCCACAGGUUGACAGGAUACAUUGUAGAGAAGCGUGAUUUGCCUUCCAAGAUCUGGGUGAAAGCCAACAAUGUGAAUGUUGUGGACCCUGCAUUUACUGUUGCUGAUCUACAAGAGGGCUGCAAAUAUGAGUUCAGGAUCAGGGCAAAGAAUGCUGCCGGUGCCCUCAGCCCACCCUCUGAGCAGACAGAUACCAUUAUGUGCACAGAUGAAUAUGCUGCACCAACCAUUAUCAUUGAUGCUCAAGUAAAGGAAGGUCUGACUGUCAGGGCAGGUGAUACGAUUGUUGUGACUGCAACAAGCAUUUUAGGAAAACCUGCACCAACCUCAUGCUGGUCAAAGGGAGGAAAAUACUUCAAACCCUCUGACUUAGUUCAAAUUGAAACCACUCCAACAUCAUCCACUUUAUCUGUAAAAUAUGCUAGCAGAAAGGACUCUGGAGAAUAUAUCAUCACAGCCACCAAUCCCUUUGGUGUAAAGGAGGAAACGGUCAAGGUCAAAGUUCUGGAUGUUCCUGGUUCUCCUGGACCCAUUGAAUGCAGUGGUGUAUCCUCUGAAAAGGUGAUUCUUACUUGGACAGCCCCUACAGAGGAUGGAGGCUCUCCUAUCAAAUAUUACACCCUGGAAAAGAGGGAAACUAGCCGUCUGCUCUGGACAGUCCUGGAAGAGAACGUCAUUGAUUGUCACUAUGUGGCCAACAAACUCAUUCAGGGCAAUGAAUAUUUCUUCAGAGUCUCUGCUGUGAACCAGUAUGGUGCUAGUGAGCCAUCUCAUUCUGAAGCUGUCAAGAUGGUUGACAGAUUUGGUCCCCCGGGUCCGCCAUCUAAACCUGAAGUUGAAAAAGUAGAUGGACAUUCAGUAACUUUGACUUGGAGAAGACCUGCUGAAGAUGGAGGAAGUGACAUUAUUGGCUAUAGUAUAGAGAAAAAGGAAAAGAAAGCGAUGCGCUGGGUUAGGGCAUCCAAGAAAACCAUUGCUGAGCUCAGUUUUGAAGUCACUGGACUCACUGAGGAUGUUGAAUAUGAGUUCCGUGUUCUUGCUGAGAACAAAGCUGGUUUUGGAGAGCCAAGUGAGCCAUCUAUGCCUGUCAAAACAAUAGUUGCUGCCUAUGUUCCAGGACCUCCUGUCAAUUCAAGAGUAACAGACACAACCAAAACUACUGCUACUCUUAACUGGGGGAAACCUCUGGAUAAUGGUGGUCUUGAAGUCACUGGAUAUAUAAUUGAGCACCAAAAAGAGGGAACAGAAGAAUGGAUUAAGGAUACCCCUUCAUCACCACUCAGAAUCACAGAGUUUGUUGUCCCUGGCUUGGAAACCGGUGCCAAGUACCAUUUCAGGAUUAGUGCUGUAAAUGCCAAAGGAGCUGGUGAACCUGGUGAAACCCAGGAAUUGGUUCAGAUUGUAGAACAUGCUGCUGAGCCUGAUUUAGAGUUGGAUAUUGAGCUGAGGAGAACCCUUGUUGUUAGAGCUGGUUGUUCUAUCCGUCUCUUUGUGCCAAUCAAAGGUCGUCCUGCUCCCAAAGUCACUUGGAGUAAAGACGGUGGCCCUGUUCCACGUGCAGUCAUUGAUAGCACUGAAUCUUUCACAAUGCUACUUAUUCCUGAAAGUUCAAGGAUUGAUGCUGGUAAAUAUGAGAUUACGCUUGAAAACUCUGCUGGAAAGAAAAGUGCAGACAUUCAUGUGAGAGUUUUGGAUUCACCUGGACCUCCUCUUAACCUCAAGCCGGUAAAGAUAGACAAAGAAAGUAUUACACUUCAGUGGGAUAGUCCUUUAAUUGAUGGAGGAGCCAAAAUUACAAAUUACAUAAUUGAGAAAAGAGAAUCAACACGCAAGGCUUUUGCUACUGCAAUUACAAAGUGUCCCACAACAUCAGUCAGAAUUGGUGACUUGGGUGAAGGCUGUGAGUACUACUUCAGAGUGUCUGCUGAGAAUGAGUUUGGCAUUGGAGAGGCAGUUGAAACUACUGAUCCAAUUCGUGCAUCUCAAGCACCUACGCCUCCAGAAAGCAUUAUUCCCACUGACAUCACAAAGAACUCUGUGAGCCUGGCAUGGACCAAACCCAAACAUGAUGGUGGAAGCAGAAUUUCAGGUUAUGUCCUAGAAGCCAAGAAGAAGGGAACAGACCAGUGGGCACAUGUUACAACAGUGAAGACCUUGGACUUCACCGUGAAGAACCUUAAUGAGAAUGAGGAAUAUAUUUUCCAUGUCAUGGCUGUCAAUCAAUCUGGCAGAAGUGCUCCACGUGAGAGCAAGCCCAUUAUUGUCAAAGAUUCUACAUCACUUCCAGAGUUUGACUUGCGUGGUGUAUGUCAGAAGACUGUUAUAGCCAAAGCAGGGGAUGACAUUAAGGUUGAAAUUCCAGUUAUGGGGCGUCCCAGACCAACAAUUUCUUGGCAGAAGGAUGGAGCAGCCCUAAAACUCACACAAAGAGUCAAUGUAGAAACUACUGCAGCUACUGCUAUUAUCAGCAUCAGUGAAUGCACUAGAGCUGACAGUGGUGUUUAUACCAUGACCGCCAAGAACAUUGUUGGAUCUGUGACAGAGAACAUAAUUAUCAAAGUGCAUGAUAUACCUGGGCCACCAAAAGGACCAGUGAAGAUUGUGGAAAUAUCACGCACCUAUUGUAUAUUUUCUUGGGAUGCUCCUGAGAAUGAUGGAGGUAUUCCAAUUAAUAACUAUGUGGUUGAAAUCAGAGACACUACUUCUCAAACAUGGACUGAACUCUCAUGCACUGUUAUUCGCACAGUAUUUAAAGCUAUUCGACUAACCACUGGAUCAGAGUACCAGUUUAGAAUAAAAGCUAAGAAUAGAUAUGGUGUUGGACCUCCCAUCACCUCAGAGUCAGUGGUUGCUGCCUAUCCAUUCAAAGUACCUGGGCCACCAGGAACUCCCAGUGUAGUUGCAUUCACCAAAGACUCAAUAACAAUUGGCUGGAAUGAACCUGUCUCUGAUGGUGGAAAUGAAGUUAUUGGUUAUCAUGUUGAGAGGAAGGAAAGAAGUGGCAUUAUAUGGCAUAGGAUCAGCAAUAGUCUUGUGAAAGGCAAUGUUUUUAAGUCAACAGGACUUGAAGACGGAGUUGCCUAUGAAUUCCGUGUCUUGGCUGAAAACAUGGCUGGAAUUGGUAAACCCAGUAAAGCUUCAGAGCCAAUACUAGCCUUGGACCCUGUGGAUCCACCAGGUCAGCCUGUGCCAAUUUUUGUUAACAAGAACGCCAUCACAGUUCAGUGGACAAAGCCUGCCUAUGAUGGCGGCUUUAAGAUCACUGGUUACACAGUAGAAAAAAGAGAAUUGCCUGCUGGUCGUUGGAUCAGAGCUAACUUUACCAACAUUAUUGAAACGGCAUUCACUGUCAGUGGACUCACUCAGGACAUCUCAUAUGAGUUCCGUGUCAUAGCCAGAAACUCAGCAGGAGCUGUGAGCAUACCAUCCGAACCAUCUGACCCAAUUACAUGUAAAGAUAACAUAAUUGAGCCACGUAUUAUGGUCGAUGCCAUCUUUAAGGACACGGUUCUUUUGAAAGCAGGAGAGUCUUUUAAGCUUGAAGCUGAUAUUGCUGGUCAGCCAAUCCCAUCUAUGGCUUGGACAAAGGAUGGAAAGGAGGUUGAGAACACAAUGAAACUGGAGGUUAGGUUUACCGAACUGACAACUAUUCUGACUAACAAAGACUCUGUUAGAUCAGAUGGAGGUGAAUUUGUUUUGACUGCUACAAACGUUGGUGGAUUUGCGAAACAUGUCUUUAACGUAAAAGUGCUUGACAGACCUGGACCACCAAUUGGCCCUCUGAAAGUGUCUGAUGUAACUGCUGACAACUGUGUACUUACGUGGGCUCCACCAGCGGAUGAUGGUGGUGCCAAAAUCGAAGGAUAUGUAGUUGAGAAACGCGAAUCAAGUCGACUGGUUUGGACCAAUGUAAUUUCAGAUUUGCAAGUUACACAGCACAAAGUGACUAAGCUACUCAAAGGAAAUGAAUAUAUAUUCAGAGUAAUGGCUGUGAACAAAUAUGGUCUUGGAGAAUCUCUUGAAUCAGAACCCACUAUUGCAGACAACCCGUAUGUGAAACCUGACCCCCCAGAAAACCCCGAGGUGACAGCUAUUACUAAAGAUUCGAUGGUUGUCAUGUGGCAAGCACCUAAGAGUGAUGGUGGAACUCCCAUCACCAACUACAGUAUUGAAAGGAAAGACAGAGCUGGCCUUCGAUGGGUUAAAUGCAAUAUAAGAAAAGUUAAGGACCUACAGUUCAAAGCAACAGGGCUUACCACAGGACAUGAAUAUGAAUUUAGAAUAUUUGCUGAGAAUGCUGCUGGAGUGAGUGUACCAAGUGUACCCAGUCUAUUUUAUAGAGCCACUGAUGGGCUGUACAAGCCAGGAGCUCCAUGUAACCCCAGAAUCCUGGACACGACCAAAUCCUCAAUCACUGUUGCAUGGAACAAACCUGUAUAUAGUGGUGGCUCUGAAAUCACUGGUUAUAUUGUUGAGACAUGCAUCCCAUGUGAAAAAGAAGAAGAGGAGGAAUGGACCAUUGUUACUCCUAAGGAAGGUCUUCUUGCAACUUCAUUUACCCUCACUAAUCUUAAAGAAAACCAGGAGUAUAAGAUUAGUAUUUCCGCCAUGAAUAGCGAAGGUGUUGGAGAAGCAGCAUUUAUUCCUGGAAAUCCAAAAGCUGAGGACAGACUUCUUCCUCCUGAGAUGGACGUGGAUGCUGAGCUCCGCAAAGUGGUCAGUCUAAGAGCUUGCUGCACACUUAGACUGUUUGUUCCAAUAAGAGGCAGACCAGCUCCUCAGGCUAAGUGGUCUAAAGGUGACGGUGAGCCUAUAGAGAGAGCAACCAUUGACAGCACAUCAUCAUACACAUCACUUGUAAUUGAAAAUGUAAACAGAUUUGACAGUGGAAAAUAUAACCUCACCAUUGAAAACAGCUCUGGUUCCAAAACUGUGACAGUUCAGGUAAGGGUCCUUGAUACACCAAGUGCGCCACAAAAUCUAAAAAUUACCUCUGUCACAAACGAAGCUGUCACAUUAACAUGGGAUCCACCAAUGAACGAUGGAGGAGUCAAAAUUAAGAAUUAUAUAGUUGAAAAGCGUGAGUCAACACGGAAAGCAUAUGCCACAGUUAAAGCCAAUUGCCAUAAUACUUCCUUUACAGUUGACCAACUUCUGGAAGGCUGCAAUUAUUAUUUUAGAGUUUUAGCUGAAAAUGAAUAUGGCAUUGGCUUGCCCAUCGAAACACCUGAAUCAGUUAAAGUGUCUGAGAAGCCACAGCCACCUGGCAAAAUCACUCUUAAAGAUGUCACCAAAAACAGUGUAACUCUAUCAUGGGAAAAACCAGAACAUGAUGGUGGCAGCAGAGUAGGAUGUUAUGUUGUUGAGAUUCAGCCUAAGGGUGUGGAUAAGUGGACCCAAGCUACAAUUGUGAAAGACACAGAAGCUACUAUAAGUGGACUAAAUGCAGGGGAGGAGUAUAUGUUCCGUGUAGCAGCAAAGAAUGAGAAAGGAACUAGUGAUCCUCGUCAAAUUGGCGUCCCUGUGAUAGUCAAAGAUCUCAUCAUUGCUCCAGUUGCUAAAAUGUUGUUCAAUACAUUUAGUGUGUUGGCAGGAGAAGACUUGACAGUGGAAGUUCCAUAUGUGGCACGUCCCAAAGCAGCUGUUACCUGGGUCAAAGAUGGUCAGCCUCUGAAAAGAACUACCAGGGUCAACUUUGGUGCAUCAGACACAGUGCUGGACCUCAACAUUAAAGAGGCAGCUAAAGAUGAUGUUGGCCAAUACACUAUUACUCUUGGCAAUACAGCUGGAGAGACAACAGUAAAUAUUGGUAUUGUUGUUCUAGACAAACCUGGCCAGCCCAGAGGGCCAGUUAAGGUAGAAGAGGUUACUUCUGAUAGUAUAACAAUCUCCUGGAAUCCACCUGAAUAUGAUGGUGGAUGCACUAUUAAAAACUAUGUCGUGGAGAAAAGGGACACAUCCACAACGAACUGGAUGGUUGUAACUCACAAUCUAGCAAGAACAAAAAUUAAGGCAGGCAGACUGAAGACUGGCUCUGAAUAUCAGUUUAGGAUUGUGGCUGAAAACAGACAUGGAAAAGGCCCAGCUCUUUCCUCAGAAUGUAUUGUUGCUCAGUACCCAUACAAGCUUCCAGGACCACCAGGAACACCAAACAUUGCAGCCUGUUCUAUGGACAGCAUGGUUGUAGCCUGGAAUGAGCCUGUGAAUGAUGGUGGAAGUACUAUCUUAGGCUAUCAUCUUGAACGUAAAGAGAGAAAUAGCAUCUUAUGGGUCAAACUAAACAAGUCUCUCAUUACUGACCAAACAUUUAAAACGACAGGUCUAGAACCAGGAAUGGAGUAUGAAUACAGAGUUUAUGCAGAAAACAUUGUAGGAAUAGGCAAAGCAAGCAAAGUGUCUGAAGGGCAUAUUGCAAGAGAUCCUUGUGAUCCUCCUGGCACUCCAGAAGCAACAAAAAUCACAAAAGACUCCAUAACGAUUGUUUGGACCAAGCCUGAAUAUGAUGGUGGUGCAAAGGUAACUGGUUACGUUGUUGAAAAGAAGGAACUUCCUGAGGGUCGUUGGUUGAAGGCCAAUUUCACAAAUGUGAUUGAGACAGAAUAUGUCGCAACUGGACUUGUGCAAGAUAACCAAUAUGAGUUUCGGGUUAUUGCCAGAAAUGCUGCUGGUGUUUUCAGUUUACCCUCAUACAGCACUGGCCCUAUAACUGCCAGGGAUGAGAUUGAACCACCACGCAUCAGCAUUGACCCUGAAUAUACACAGACUCUUGUGGUUAAUGCUGGAGACAACUUCAAAAUUGAUGCUGAUGUUCAUGGCAAACCACUGCCCUCCAUUCACUGGCUGAAGGGAGAACAGGAGCUUGGCAAUACAAUUCACAGAGAAAUUAAGAACACACCCACUAAAGCUUACAUAUCUAUAAAGGAAUCUAAACUUUCAGACGGAGGACAAUACACACUGUUGCUGAAAAAUCCUGGAGGAGAAAAGGCUACACAAAUCAACGUUGUUGUCCUUGAUAAACCUGGGGAACCACAUGGACCUCUUGUUGUUACAGGCAUCGCCAAAGAUCAUUGCUCUCUUGCAUGGAAACCACCACUUCAGGAUGGUGGCAGCAAAAUAUCUCACUAUAUUGUUGAGAGAAGAGAGACAAGUCGUCUUGUCUGGACUGUUGUUGAUCCAAAAGUAAAGAAUAUUUGUCUCAAAGUAAAUAAACUUCUCGAAGGAGAUGAAUAUAUCUUCAGAGUUCAUGCAGUCAACCAGUUUGGAGUGGGUCCACCACUUGAGUCUGCUCCUGUUCUAAUUAAAGAUCCAUAUGUCCUACCUGGAUCACCAAAGAAUGUAGAAGUUUCCAAUGUUAAAAAGGAUUCGAUGGUGCUCAGCUGGGAGGCUCCUUCUGAAGAUGGGGGUAGUCCCAUUACUGGAUACAUAAUUGAGAAACAUGACAAAGAAGGAGUGAGAUGGACAAGAUGCAAUAGACAAACAGUUACAGAUCUGACCUUUAAAGUAACUGGAUUACUGGAAACCCAUAUUUAUGAAUUCAGAGUUGCUGCUGAAAAUGCUGUGGGUGUUGGGGAGCCAAGCACCUCAACCGUUUUCUACAAAGCUCUUGAUCCCAUCUUCCGACCUGGUCCACCACAAAAUCCUAAGGUCACUGACACAACAAAAUCAUCAGUAUUUUUGUCAUGGGGGAAGCCUGUAUGUGAUGGAGGCUGUGAGAUUCAGGCGUAUAUCGUUGAGUGUUGCAUUGCCACAGAACCAGUGGUGCAACCUGAAGCACCAGAUGCAUCAGCCUCUGCCACAGAUGCACCUGCUGAGAAUUGGAUCAUAUGCACACCCCCAACAGGUGUGAAGACAACUAAAUUUGAAGUUGGAAAUCUGAAGGAAAACCAAACGUACAAGUUUAGAGUGUGUGCUAUCAACAAGGUAGGAGUUGGAGAGCAUGCUGAUCUCUCUGGAGCUGUGGUUGUGCAGGACAGAACAGAGGAGCCAGACCUUGACAUUGACCCAGAACUUAGAAAGAUUGUGUCUAUCAAAGCUGGUGCUUCCCUUAGAUUGUUUAUCCCCAUUAAAGGAAGACCCAGUCCUACCAUUAAGUGGGACAAAGAUGAAGAGACUCUCAAAGAGACUGCUCAAGUUGAAAUAACCAGCAGUUAUACAUCCCUUGUAAUUGAUAAAAUGAGCAGAAAUGACAGUGGAAAAUAUACAGUUACUGCUCAGAACUCCAGUGGUACCAAGUCUGCAUUUGUUGUUGUCCGUGUUCUAGAUACACCCAGCGCCCCGGUUGCUCUUAAAGUGAAAGAAAUUACAAAUCAGUCAGUGACACUGGCGUGGGAACCACCUCUUUUAGAUGGUGGAUCCAAGAUUAAGAACUACAUUAUUGAAAAGAGAGAAAGCACACGUAAAACCUAUGCUGCUGUUGUGACAAACUGUCAUGCUCUUUCAUGUAAGAUUGAACCCCUUCAAGAAGGCUGUAGUUACUAUUUCAGAGUACUAGCUGAAAAUACUUUUGGCGUCGGCUUGCCUGCAUCAACAGUAGACCCUCUUAAGGUUUCAGAAGUGCCUCAGUCUCCAAAAACUUUGAUUGUUACAGAUCAGACAAAAACAAGCAUCUCUCUGGCAUGGGAGAGACCAGAGUAUGAUGGUGGAAGCAGAGUUCAACAAUAUCUGCUUGAGGUACAGUUGAAGGGCCAGGACAAAUGGUCUGGUGUAAAUACAUUUAAGACUAUGGAGACUACAGUGUCCAAUCUGAAUCCAGGACAGGAAUAUCUGUUUAGAGUUACUGCAAUCAAUGACAAAGGAAAGAGUGACCCAAAAGCCCUUGCUGGUCCAGUGAUGACCAAGGAUCUGGUCUUUGAGCCAGAUAUCCGGCCUGCAUUCAGCAGCUACAGUGUUCAUGUUGGCAAAGACAUGAAUGUUGAUAUUCCCAUCUUUGGUCGUCCAAAGCCAACUAUUGCAUGGACGAAGGAUGGAGCCCCAUUGAAGUUUACCACCAGAGUAAAUAUUCACAAUACAACUACGCACACAACUCUAAGCAUUAAGGAGGCAGCAAGUGACGAUAUUGGUAUGUAUACUAUAACUGCCACUAACUCAGCAGGAAAGAAGGAAAGUGCAAUCGAAAUAAUUGUUCUGGACAAACCUGGACCUCCAUCUGGUCCAGUGAGGUUUGAUGAAAUCACAACACAGAGUGUCACAAUUUCAUGGAACCCACCCAAACAUAUUGGUGGGUGUCAAAUCUCAAACUACAUUGUACAAAAAAGAGAUACUACCACAACAACAUGGGAGAAUGUGACCACCAACUGUGCUAGAACAACCAUCAAGGUCACUAGACUAAAGACAGGAGCUGAGUACCAGUUUAGGAUCAUUGCCCAGAAUCGCUAUGGAAAAAGUCAAGGUUUAGAUUCAUCAGCUGUAGUGGCUCAAUAUCCUUACAAAGAGCCAGGCCCACCAGGAACUCCCUUUAUUACUUCUCUCUCCAGAGACCACCAAAUUGUUGAGUGGCAUGAACCUAUAAUAGAUGGAGGAAGUCCUGUUCUUGGAUACCAUCUUGAAAGAAAGGAGAGGAAUAGUAUUCUCUGGGUCAAGAUAAAUAAGACACUUAUUCAUGGGACUAGUUUCAAGAGUCAUCCAUUGGAGGAGGGUAUAGAAUAUGAAUACAGGGUCUAUGCUGAAAAUAUUGUUGGCAUUGGAAGAAGCAGUAAGAUUUCAGAGGGUUGUGUUGCCCGUGACCCAUGUGAUCCCCCUGGUACACCAGAAGCUGUCCAUGUGACCAAGGAUACAAUUGUCAUUCAGUGGACUAAACCAGAAUAUGAUGGAGGCAGUAAUAUUACUGGCUACAUUAUAGAAAAACGUGAUCUGCCAGAAGGCAGGUGGGUAAGGGCAAACUUCACGAAUGUGAUUGAGACUCAGUUUACUGUUUCUGGUCUCACAGAAAAUGCACAGUAUGACUUUAGAGUCAUUGCGAAAAAUUCAGUUGGGACAGUCAGCAAGCCGUCAUACAACAGUGGACCUAUAACAGCAAGUGACAAGGUCGAGUCUCCUAAAUACUCAAUUGACCCUGCUUUUACCAAGACUGUCAUCAUAAAUGCUGGAGAGACAUUCCGGUUGGAUGCAGAUGUCCGUGGCAAGCCACUGCCUUCAGUCCAGUGGUUCAAGGAUGAAAAGCCAGUUGAGAAUACAAUCAGACUAGAGAUCAAAAACACAGAAAAUCAUGCAAUGAUCAUUGUUAAGGACUGUGUUAGAGUUGAUGGUGGAAUUUACACACUUCUGCUGAUAAAUGAGGCUGGCAGCGAAACUGUUCCAUUUAAGGUUUUGGUAAUGGAUAGACCUAGUCCAUGUGAAGGGCCUCUCCAUGUCACUGGAGUAGCUGAGGAUAGAUGCACACUGGCAUGGCGGGCCCCACUACAUGAUGGAGGUAGUCCUAUUACACAUUACAUCAUUGAGAGGAGAGAGACAAGUCGCCUAGCUUGGACUGUUGUUUCUAGUACCUGUAACACCACAUGUUACAAAGUUACUAAAUUACUGGAGGGCAAUGAGUAUAUGUUCCGUGUAAUGGCAGUUAACAGCCAUGGAGUCAGUGAGGCACUGGAGUCUGCUGCAGUUACUAUGAAGAAUCCUUUUGUACCACCUGGUUCACCUCACAUUGAAGACAUAUUCAACAUUACCCAUGAAGGUAUGACAAUAACUUGGUCUGCCCCUGAGACUGAUGGUGGUACCGAGAUUAUCAGUUAUAUAGUUGAAAAGAAGGACAGGGCUGGAAUCAAGUGGACCAGAUGUAACAGACAAAAAAUAACUGAUUUAUCAUAUAGAGUUACAGGCCUAACCACAGGUCAUGAGUAUGAGUUCAGAGUAUCUGCUGAGAACAUUGUUGGUCCAGGAGAACCAAGCCUUCCUAGUUCAUACUACAAGGCAUCUGACCCCAAGUACAAACCUGGUGCCCCAGCAUAUGUCAAUGUAAUUGACUCUACAAAAUCCUCCAUCACAGUUUCUUGGGGAAAGCCUCUGUCUGAUGGUGGUAGUACCAUCCAAGGAUAUAUUGUUGAUGUAUGCAAGGCUGAAGAGGAAGAAUGGAAGAUGGUUACACCCCCUACUGGUCUGCGUGUCAACAAAUAUGAAAUUCCUAAACUUACUGAGGGCCAGGAAUACAAAAUUCAAGUGUGUGCUUUGAACAAAAUGGGAGUUGGUGAACCAGUUGUUCUUUCUGGAACGGCGAAGCCAGAGGAAAGGAUGGAUCCACCACAAAUUCAUCUUGACUCCGAGCUGAGAAAAGGCAUCACUGUAAAAGCUGGUGGAUCUGUUAGAAUCUAUAUUCCUUUCAAGGGAAGGCCAACACCUGAGAUUAAAUGGACAAAGGAUGAUGGAGACCUUUCUGAAAAAGCUGUGGUUGAGAAAGCUGUGAACUUCACACAGCUCUCUAUUGACAGUUCUGACAGACAUGACUCAGGAAAAUACACUCUAACCUUGACAAACAGCAGUGGCUCAGUCUCUGAGUUUGUUUCAGUAAAAGUCCUGGACACACCUGGGGCUCCACAGAACCUUGUGGUUAAAGAUAUCAAAAAGGAUUCUGUUACACUUGUAUGGGAUGCACCAGCAAUUGAUGGAGGUUCAAAAAUCAAGAACUAUGUCAUUGAUAAGCGUGAAUCAACAAGGAAGGCAUACGCAAAUGUCUCCACAAAAUGCACCAAGACCACAUUUAAAGUUGACAAUUUAAUUGAAGGAGCUAUGUACUACUUCAGAGUCAUGGCUGAGAAUGAUUAUGGAAUUGGUCUGUGUGUAGAGACAAAAACUGCUUCAAAAGCCUCUGAAGUGCCACUGCCUGUUGGAAAAGUGUUUCUUACAGAUGUCACAAAAACAAGUGCCACACUGGCCUGGGAGAAACCUGAGCAUGACGGUGGCAGUAGGAUUGGUGGUUACCUGAUUGAGAUGCAACCUAAGGGCACAGAUAAGUGGGGAGUUGCAGGAAACCCAAAGACUUGUGAAGGAACUGUUACAGGCCUGACAGCAGGCACAGAAUACUUAUUCAGGAUCAUUGCUUACAAUGAGAAAGGAAAGAGUGAGCCAAAGGCACUUGCUGCACCAGUUAUUGCAAAUGACAUGACCAUAGAACCAAGCAUCAAGAUGCAAUUUAAUACUUACAAUGUGUUAGCUGGAAAAGAUCUUAAACUGGAAUUUCCUGUACUUGGAAGGCCCAAACCUAAAAUCAGCUGGGCAAAGGAUGGUCAGGCUUUAAAGGUGACCUCUAGAGUUAAUGUUUUUAACACUCCAUUAACAACUGGAAUUCAGAUUACUGAGGCAUGUAAGGAAGACUUUGGCAAAUAUUCUAUUACUGCAGCAAGCACUGUCAGCACCAUCACAGAAGAUGUAACUAUUAUUAUCCUCGACAAGCCUGGCCCACCGAAAGGUCCAGUUAAAGUGGUGGAAGUAAGCAACACUUUUGUCCAUCUAUCUUGGGAGCCCCCAGCGUACACUGGUGGUUGUCAAGUUAAGAACUACAUUGUAGAAAAGAGAGAUACCACAACCACAACAUGGCAGCCAGUUGUUACACAGCUGGCUAGAACAGCUUUUAAGGUGACAAAACUGAAAACUGGAGCAGAAUAUCAGUUUAGAAUUAUAGCAGAAAACAGAUAUGGAAAAAGUGCACCUCUAGACUCCAAGACCAUUGUAGUGCAGUAUCCUUACAAACCACCUGGGCCUCCUGGUACACCAUAUGUUAAAUAUGCAACUAAGGACAUGAUGAUCAUUGAAUGGAAUGAGCCAGUUAGUGAUGGUGGGAGUGCAGUUAUUGGUUACCACCUUGAAAGUAAAGAGAGAAGCAGCAUCCUCUGGAACAAACUAAACAAAACUCGAAUUACAGAUACUCAAUUCAAGAUCUGCAAUCUUGAGGAAGGCAUUGGUUAUGAAUUCAGAGUUUAUGCUGAAAAUAUUGUUGGCGUUGGUCGAUGCAGUAAAGUAUCUGAGUCCUUUGUUGCUCGCGACCCAUGUGAUCCUCCUGGUGCUCCAGAAGCUGUAUAUAUUACUAAAAAUCUAAUUAAAAUUCAGUGGACCAAACCUCAGUAUGAUGGUGGUAGUAAAAUAAAUGGAUACAUUGUAGAAAGAAAAGACAUCUCCUCACCUGAUGGUCACUGGGUAAGAUCCAACUUUACUAACAUAAUUGAGACGGAGUACACAGUGACUGGUCUGACAGAGAGUGAGCAGUAUGAAUUUAGAGUUAUUGCAAGAAAUGCUGCUGGAGUCUUCAGUGGGCCAUCAGACAGCUCUGGACCCAUCACUGCUGCAGAUGACAUUGAAGCACCAAGGGCCUCAAUGGACCCCAAAUACAAGGAUAUAAUUGUUGUUUAUGCGGGGGAGAGUUUGCUUUUCGAUGCAGACAUUUAUGGAACUCCACAACCUGAGGUUGUGUGGCUUAAAGAGGGGAAAGAAAUGGAGAAAGCCUUGCGCAUUGAAGCUAAAACUACACACAAAUGUGCAGCUAUGACCAUAAAGGAUGUUACCAAACUAGAUAGUGGCCAUUAUGACCUUGUUCUCAAAAAUAUUGGUGGUACAAAAACCUUCCCCAUCACUGUUAAAGUCCUUGACAAACCAGGUCCACCAAUUGGUCCCAUUAAAGUGUCUGAAAUCAUGGCUGACAGGUGCAUCCUUGCCUGGUCUGAACCAGCUCUGGAUGGUGGAGCUAGCAUCAGUCACUAUGUUUUAGAGAAGAGAGAGACCAGCAGGUUGUCUUGGACUGUAGUUGCACCAGAAGUAAAAAGCCUGUACCAUAAAGUAAAAAAUUUGCUUCCAGGAAAUGAGUACAUUUUCAGAGUCAGGGCAGUGAACAAAUAUGGGGCUGGUGAUUGCCUUCAGAGUGAACCUAUUAUUGCACGCAAUCCUUACAAGCCACCAAGUGCUCCUGGAAUUCCUGAAGCAAGUCAGAUCACAAGGGACUCCAUGGUUCUGUUUUGGACACCUCCAGAAAACACAGGUGGAGUUGACAUCCAAGCUUACCAUCUUGAAAAGCGUGACAAAGAUAGUGUGAGGUGGACAAAAUGCAACAGGCAAAAGUUGACAGAAACAAACUUCAAGGUCACAGGUCUUAUGCCAGACCACUUUUAUGAGUUCCGUGUUGCUGCUGAAAAUGAGACUGGAAUAGGAGACCUCAGUGAAUUAUCCCUUUUCUAUAGAGCAUGUGACGCUACAACACCACCUGGACCUCCACGCCACCCUAAGGUGACAGACUACACAAAGUCUUCUGUGUCCCUCUCGUGGGGUAAACCUGACUUUGAUGGUGGAGCCUACAUCAAGGGAUACAUUGUUGAAAUGAGGGAGUAUACACCACAACCAGAAUUAACUGAGGAAGCAGAAGUAGCGCCAGCAGUACAAGCACCAGUUGAAAAAGAAUGGAGCAUGUGUACUCCACCAACAGGUAUUCAGGUCACUAAACUCACUAUCACAGACCUGAAGGAUGGCGGAGAGUAUCAGUUCCGUGUCUGUGCCAUUAACUCAGAAGGAGUUGGGGAAGCAGCUAAUUUCCAUGGCACAGUAAUAACUUCCGACAGAGCAGAUCCACCAGAGAUGGAGUUGGAUGCAGACCUCAGAAAGGUGGUGUCUGUUCGGGCUGGUGGAACUCUGCGCUUGUUUGUCCCUAUUAGAGGCAGACCUGAACCUUCUGUGAAAUGGGAGAAACUUGAGAGCACUUUAACAGACCAUGCUGCAAUUGACACUACUUCUUCAUACACCAUGCUUGUCAUUGACAAUGUUAACCGCUUUGACAGUGGGAAAUAUUCUUUAACACUGGAGAACAGCAGUGGUACAAAAUCUGCAGUUAUUUCAGUAAGAAUUUUGGACACACCAAGUGCACCACAAAACUUCACUGUUAAGGAGCUCAAGAAAGAUUCAGUAACUCUUGCCUGGGACACACCACUCAAUGAUGGUGGUGCAAAAAUUACAAACUACAUUGUAGAGAAAAGGGAAUCUGUGAGAAAGGCCUAUACUACUAUCACAAGCAAUUGUACUGCCAACUCAUUCAAAAUUGAAGACCUCCCUGAAGGUGGAAUAUUCUAUUUCAGAGUGUGUGCUGUCAAUGCAUAUGGUCAGGGACAGGCAGUUGAAACUAAAGAAACCAAAGUGUCUGAGGUGCCUCAACCACCAAACAAGGUAACUCUUGUGGAUGUAACAAAAACCAGUGCAUCACUGGCCUGGGAGAAGCCUACUCAUGAUGGUGGCAGCAAAGUAAUGUGCUACAAUGUAGAAUUCAAACCUAAGAGUGGUGACAAGUGGGGGACAGCAUGUACAGUCAAAGUACCAGAAGCAACAGUUCCUAAUCUGAAUCCCAAUGAAGCAUAUCUCUUCAGAGUUCUUGCAAUAAAUGAGAAGGGAAAGAGUGAGCCAAAAGAUCUUGGAUUGCCAGUGGUGGCAAAAGAUGUUGCAAUAGAACCAUCCAUAAAUCUACUGUUUACAACAUAUAGUGUCAAGGUUGGGGAUGAUCUCACUCUUGAAGUGCCUGUGAGAGGCAGACCAAAACCUGUUGUAUCAUGGAAGAAGGAUAGCCUUCCUUUGAAACAAACAUCAUCAUUAACAAUCAUAAAUACAGCAACAUCAUCUAAAAUUGUUAUUAAAGGAGCUAGCAGAGAACAUGUUGGCAAAUAUGAGAUUACCUUGGCUAACACUGCUGGAACAGUAACAGCUAGUAUUGGAGUUGUUGUCCUGGACAAACCCGGUCCACCUAAAGGAAUUAAGGUGGAUGCUGUGACUUCAGACAGCAUUACACUGUCUUGGUCCCCACCAGAAUAUGAUGGUGGCUGCUCCAUCAGCAACUAUAUUGUGGAGAAGAGAGAUACAAACACACAGGAGUGGCAAAUAGUGGCAAGUAAUGUUGCCAGAACAUCUUUCAAAGCUGGCCGCCUUACACAUGGAGCAGAGUACCAAUUCCGCAUAUAUGCAGUUAACCGUUACGGAAAGAGUAGUUUCCUUGAUUCCCCAGGAAUUACUGCUCAAUAUAAUUUCAAACAACCUGGACCUCCAUCAACACCUAUUGUCAAACUGGCUACUAAGUCAUACAUGUUGGUGACUUGGAAUGAGCCAGUCAGUGAUGGUGGUAGUCCUGUUCUGGGCUAUCAUUUAGAAAGGAAGGAGCGUUCUAGCAUUCUUUGGACAAAGAUGAACAGAGGAAUGAUCAAAGACACAGAAUACAAAGUCACUGGUAUUGAAGAGGGAAUGCUCUAUGAAUACCGUGCCUAUGCAGAAAAUAUUGCUGGCAUUGGUAAAUGCAGCAAGGCCUGUGAACCUGUUGCAGCAAGAGAUCCAUGUGAUCCUCCAGGCACACCUGUGGUUACUGCUAUUACAAGAACAUCUGUCUCAUUAUCUUGGGAUAAACCAGAGUAUGAUGGCGGAUCCAAGGUUUCUGGCUACAUCAUUGAGCGGAGAGACCUUCCUGAGGGUAGAUGGACCAGGUGCAACUUUACCAAUGUGCCGGAGACUUAUUAUGAUGCUACAGGCCUUACAGAGAACAGUCAGUAUGAUUUCCGUGUAAUUGCAAAGAAUGCUGUUGGACAGUUCAGUAUCCCAUCAUUCAAUACAGGCCCAAUUACUGUCAAGGAUGAUGUAGAUCCACCACGCAUCAUGAUGGAUGUCAAGUUUAGAGAGACUGUGUUUGUGAAAGCAGGAGAAACGCUGAAGAUUAAUGCUGACUUUGCUGGACGUCCUGCCCCUGUCAUCUGCUGGACAAAGGAUGACAAAGAGAUUGAGCUGAGAGCCAGAAUUCAGAUUAUUUCAACAGACACAAGCACUUGUGUUGUUGUAAAGGACUGUGUCAAAAGAGAUUCUGGACAGUAUGUGCUAACUGUCCAGAAUAUUGGGGGAACAGUCACUAUGCCAAUUAAUUGUGUGAUAAUCGAUAAACCAGGGCCCCCCGCAGGCCCUCUCCAGAUCACUGGUCUUACAGCUGAGGACUGCACUCUGUCAUGGGGUCCUUCUCAGGAAACUGGUGGUGCUAAAAUCACACAUUAUGUUGUUGAGAAGCGUGAGACCAGUCGUUUGGCAUGGACAUUGGUAAAGGGCGAUGUCACAAAGACCUACUUUAAAGUGACAGGUCUGCUUAAGGGUAAUGAAUAUCUCUUUAGAGUUCUAGCUGUUAACAAGCAUGGCGUUGGGGAGGCUCUGGAGAGUGAAGUUAUAAAAAUUACAGAUCCAUACACAAUUCCAACUGCUCCCGCAGGUGUUGAUGUCACUGAUAUAACUGGAGAUUCUAUGACCCUUACCUGGUGUAAGCCAGCCAAUGAUGGAGGUAGUCCCAUUGCUGGAUAUGUAAUUGAACGUCGUGAGAAGACAGGCAUGCGCUGGAUUCGGGUGAACAGAGAUCUAGUUAAAGAUGUUACCAUGGUGGUGACAAAACUUCGCAAGGGUUGUGAGUAUGACUUCAAAGUCUAUGCUGAAAAUGCAGCUGGCCUGAGUCCUCCCAGUGAACCAUCUGCAACAUUCAGAGCACUAGAUCCCCUGAUUGUUCCUUGUCGUCCAACCAAGCCAAAAAUUAUAAAUUCCACUAAAGACACUGUGUCUAUCCUCUGGAGGCCACCAGCAAAAGAUGGUGGUGCGCCCAUCUUAGGAUAUAGUGUAGAAUACAGAGAAUUUAUUCGCAAACCAGAGCCAGACAUUGAGGAUGAAGAGGAAUAUGAGGAGGAAGAAGUACCUGAGUCACCUGAAGAACUAGCCAGAUGGGUUGAGGCAAUACCUCUUACCAAAAGUUUGGAGUUUACAGUCACUGGAUUAAAGACAGAUGUAGAGUAUGAAUUCUGUGUAAAGGCAAUAAAUAAAGUGGGCAGCAGUGUGCGUAGCCCAUACUCAGAUCCAGGUGCAGCAGCAGACAGAACAGCAGAGCCAUCAUUUGAUGCUGAUAUUGAGAUGCGCAAGGUUCUCAUUGUAAAACAUGGUACGUCAUUCACUCUUAGUGCACCAUUCAAGGGAAAACCAGCACCAACAGUUCAAUGGAGCAAAGAAGGUGUUGAUCUAACAGUAAGAGGAACCAUUGAAGCAACAGAAUCCAGCACAUCUCUGACUAUUGAGAAGUCAACCAGGAAUGACUCUGGAGAGUACUGUGUCACAAUUGAAUCACCAUUGGGUAAAGCAACUUUGCCCAUUGUAGUGAAAGUGCUUGACUCUCCUGGACCUCCAAUCAAUGUCAAAGUUUCAUCUGUGACUAGGGAUUCUGCAACACUGAUGUGGGAAGCUCCAGAAAAUGAUGGUGGAGAUGCAGUAAAAGCCUACCAUGUUGAAAAACGUGAGGCAAGUAAGAAGGCCUGGGUGUCUGUGACAAGCAAUUGUCACGCUUUGACCUAUAAGGUGGAAGACUUGCAGGAGGGUGCUGUCUAUUACUUCAGAGUUAUAGCGGAAAAUGAGAAUGGAGUGGGUGUACCUCAAGAAGCGAAGGGAGGAACAAAGAUUACAGAAGUACCAAGUCCACCACUGAAACUUGGAGUUGCAAAUGUCACUAAAGACAGUGUUACACUUGCCUGGACAAGACCAGAAUAUGACGGUGGAAGCAGGGUCACUGGUUACCUCAUUGAUGCUGUGGAGAAGGGUCAGACCAAGUGGGUGAAAUGUGCAACUGUGAGGACCUUGACUCAUACCAUCAAGAGCCUGAGAGAAGGGGCUGAGUACUUCUUCAGAGUUCGUGCUGAAAACCAUGCUGGACUCAGUGAACCUAAGGAAAUGAUUGUUCCAGUUAUUGUCAAGGAGAUACAGGAGGCUCCAGAAUUUGACUUAAAGAAUUACCCCAAGAAUACAGUAUAUGUAAAAGCAGGAUCUGACCUGACAUUUGAGAUUCCUCUUACUGGCAAACCCAUGCCAAAGGUGACAAUAUCCAAAAACAAUGUUGUCAUCAAAGGGUCCAAGAGACUUCUGACAGAAGUGACUCCUGAUAGCCUACUUAUAACUUUAAAUGAAAGCAUUUCAAGUGAUGCUGGAAAAUAUGAAGUCACUGCCUCAAAUGGAGGGGGAACAACCAAGAUUUCUCUUAUUUUCAUUGUGCUGGAUAAACCUGGACCUCCAGUUGGUCCAGUUCAGAUUGGAGAGGUUGGAGAGACCACAGUAUGUCUAAAGUGGGAUCCUCCAGAAUAUGAUGGUGGAAGUCCUGUUACCAACUAUGUUGUUAUGAAACGUGAAACAAGUACUCCUGCUUGGGUAGAGGUGUCAACUAACAUCGCCAGGAGUGCUAUCAAGGUGACUAAGCUAACCAAGGGGGAGGAGUAUCAGUUCAGAAUCAAGGCUGAGAAUCGCUAUGGUCUAAGCAGCCACAUUGACAGCAAACCAGUCAUGAUCCAACUACCUUACAUAAUCCCGGGUCCUCCAUCCACCCCAUGGGUUAGCUUUGUUUCCAGAGAGAGUUUGACAGUGUGCUGGAAUGAGCCAGUCAGUGAUGGCGGAAGCCCUGUAGUUGGGUAUCACCUUCAAAUGAAAGAGAGAAGCAGCAUCAUCUGGCAGAAGGUUAAUAAAACAGCAAUACCAGGAAACCAGUGGCGAGUUACAAAUAUCUGUCCAGGCCUCAUCUAUGAAUUCAAGGUAGCAGCUGAAAAUGCUGCUGGUAUCGGAAAGAUGAGCAAGACAUCUGAAGAGGUGCUUGCAAUUGAUGCCUGUGAUCCCCCAGCAAAUGUUCGUGUCACAGAAGUCACAAAGAACUCUGUCAGCCUGACUUGGCAGAGACCAGCAUUUGAUGGAGGCAGCAAGAUAACUGGCUACAGUGUGGAGAGAAGGGAAGCUCCUAAUGGCAGAUGGGUGAAGGCCAACUUUACAAACAUCAUUGAAUUGGGCUUCACUGCAUAUGGACUCACUCAAGAUGAAUCUUAUGAGUUCAGAGUUUAUGCUAAGAAUGCUGUUGGAUCUGUCAGCAACCCUUCUCUUAUUGCUGGCCCCGUCACCUGUGUUGAUGCAUGUGGUGCCCCAGCUAUUGAUCUUCCUCCUGAGUAUCUGGAUGUGGUCCAGUAUAAAGCUGGGGCUUCAGUAAAACUUAGAGUAGAAAUUUUUGCCAAGCCUCUGCCAACUAUUGUGUGGCUCAAGGAUGGAAAGGAGCUGGUAUCCUCUUCUACAGUGUCUGUUGAAAGCACAACAGACUCUUCUGCUGUUUUGAUUAAGGAUGCAACUCGCUUUGACACAGGCUCAUAUGAGAUUAAGAUAAAAAAUGUUUUGGGAUCAGCUUCUGCUACAAUAAGGAUUGAAAUCCUUGACAAACCUGGACCCCCCUCUGGCCUUAUCAAUUUCAACUCCAUAACAGCAGACCGGAUAAUCUUCAGCUGGGAACCAGUUCCAGAGUCUGACCAGGGAGGUUCCAAAGUUACCCACUAUAUUGUUGAGAAGCGUGAAACCAGCAGAGUGGUCUGGUCAACUGUUUCAGAUAGACAUGAGAAUACACACAUCACAGUCGGAAAGUUGGUGCGUGGAAAUGAGUAUGUUUUCAGAGUGAUGGGAGUUAACAAAUUUGGAGUUGGAGAGCCUCUCGAGUCUGAACCGGUCAUCGCUAAGAAUGCCUUUGUAACUCCUGGCCAACCUCAUACUCCGGAAGUAAAUACGACCACCAAGACCACAAUGCUAGUAGAAUGGGACAAACCUGGAGUGGAUGGUGGUAGCCCUGUGACUGGCUACUAUCUAGAGAGACGGGAUAAGAAGAGCUUGCGCUGGAUCAGAGUGUAUAAAGAUCCGAUCACUGACAUCAAACAGAUGGUGUACCACCUGACAGAAGGAAAUGAGUAUCAGUAUCGUGUCUGUGCCAUUAACAAAGCUGGGGAGGGACCAUUCUCUGAUGUAUCAGACUAUUAUAAGGCUGCUGACCCAGUUGAUCCACCAGAUGAGCCUUGCAAGCUAAAGGUUGUGGACUCAACAAAGACAUCCAUCACCCUGGGUUGGUCUAAACCUGAAUGGGAUGGAGGUAGCGAGGUUACUAGUUAUAUGGUGGAGAAGCUUGUUGAAGGAGAGAAAGACUGGGCCAUGGUUACUUCCAAGGGUGAGGUUAAGACUACAGAGUACACAGUUCACGAUCUAAAACCAGAUACAAACUACUUCUUCAGAGUCUCUGCUGUGAACUGUGCUGGCCGCGGAGAACCUUUAGAGAUGACUGAGCCUGUGCAGGCCAAAGAUAUCCUGGAGGAAGCACAGAUUGACUCAGAUGUUGCCAUGAGAACUCAUUAUAUUGUCAAGGCUGGUAAAGAUGUGGAGUUGUCUGUUCCAUUGAAGGGCAGACCUGCUCCCACUGCUUCCUGGAGCAAAGGAGAAGAAUGCAUAGAUCGCAAUCCCAAAUAUGAGUUCCAUCACUCAGACACAACAACUGUGCUCAUUAUGCGUGAAGUGACCAGACUUGACACUGGAAAAUACACAGUCAAGAUAGAGAAUGGCGUCGGACAACCAAAAACACUAUCUCUGUCUGUGAAGGUACAGGAUACCCCAGCUCAGUGCAGAAACUUGGUUAUGAAGGAUGUUACCCGUGGAAAAGUCACCCUCUGCUGGGACCCUCCACUCCUUGAUGGUGGUGCUGAGAUCACAAACUACAUUGUUGAGAAGAGGGACUCCUCUAAGAGAUCAUACUCUGCAGUGACAAACAAAUGCACAAAUACUACAUACACUAUUGAAGAUCUCUCAGAAAAGACAACUUUCUUCUUCCGUGUCUUAGCAGAAAAUGAGAAUGGUAUUGGUGAUCCAUGUGAAACACAGGAGCCUGUCAAGGCUACAGAAACUCCAGGACCAGUCAAAGAAAUUUCUAUGAAAGAUUCAUCUAAGACCUCUGUGACACUACAGUGGCUAAAGCCUGAUUACGAUGGAGGCAGCAUCAUCUCUGACUAUGUCAUUGAGAAAAAGCUUAAGGAUGAUGAGUGGUCAAUGGGAGGAGUCAGCAGACAAUGUGAAUUUGAGGUCAAGAAUCUCAAGGAGCACUCUGAGGUGUUCUUCAGAGUUGCAGCCAGAAAUGAGAAGGGACAGGGUGAUUUUGUUGAGCAUGGCCCUAUCAAGGUCAUUGACUACAUCAUCACUCCUGAGGCAGACCUCAGAGAAUACCCAGGUGGUAGCCUCAGUGUGCGUUUGGGUCAUAAUGUUCAUAUUGAGUUGCCAUACAGAGGCAAGCCCAGACCUGCUGUGCAGUGGUUAAAGGACAGCCUGCCUCUGAAGGAAAGUGACCAAGUUCGAUUUAAGACAACUGAAAACAAAGCCACUCUAAUGAUUAAGAAUGUAAAGAAGGAGAAUGAAGGUAAAUACACCCUGAGUCUUGACAACAAGAUCAACAGGAAAUCUUUCCACAUCUUUGUCGUUACUCUUGGUCCACCAUCAAAGCCAGUUGGUCCCAUUCGCCUGGAUGAAGUCAGAGCUGACAAUAUCAUGAUCUCCUGGGAUGAGCCUAAUGAUAAUGGUGGUGGAGACAUUACUUGUUACAUAGUGGAGAAACGAGACACCUCACAGUCUAACUGGAAGAUGGCUUCCUCCCAUGUUGAGGGUACUCAGUUUAGAGUCCCCAAUUUGAUCAAGGGUGUCCAAUACCAGUUCAGAGUGUGUGCUGAAAACCGAUAUGGUGUGAGUGAGCCUCUAAUCUCACAAAUGGUUAUUGCCAAGCACCAAUUCAGACCUCCAGGACCGCCAGGAAAACCAGUUGUUUACAAUGUUACUAAUGAUGGCAUGACAAUCCAGUGGGAAAAACCAAUCUAUGAUGGUGGAACCCCCAUCCAGGGAUAUCAUGUGGAGAAAAAAGAAAAGAAUAGCAUCAUGUGGCAAAAAGUGAACACUGUCCUUAUAAAAGAAAUGGAUUACAGGAUUUUGGAACUCAUAGAAGGUCUUGAGUACACUUUUAGAGUCUAUGCUCAAAAUGAUGCUGGCUUUAGCCGAAUGAGUGAUGAAAGCAAGCCAACAAUGGCUGUGAGUCCUGUUGACCCACCUGGCCAACCUGAUUACAUUGAUGUAACCAGUGACUCAGUAACACUAAAAUGGGAUGCCCCUAAACGUGAUGGCGGUAGCAAGAUAACAAGCUACAGCAUUGAGAAACGUCAAGGACAUGGUCGCUGGUUCAAGGCCAAUCUGACUGAAGUACAUGACUGUCAGUACACUGUCACCGGGUUGACAACAAAUGAGCGCUACGAGUUCAGAGUCAUUGCUAGAAAUGCAAUAGGCAUUGUCAGUCCCCCAUCCAACUCUUCUGGUUUUAUUGCUGUACGAAGUGAAAAUGCUCCUCCAAAUAUUGAGUUUGGCCCCGAGUACUUUGAGGGUUUGACAGUAAAGGCAGGAGAUAACAUCCGGGUGAAAGUGACUGUCACUGGACGCCCAGUUCCGAAAGUUGUCUGGUUCAAAGAUGAUGUGGAGAUUACCAAAAAGAUGAUGGACAUUAUUACUGUUCCUGGAUCCAGCACUCUGUUUGUCCGAGAUGCUGACCGCACACACCGUGGCCUAUACACUGUAGAAGCUACCAAUGGAUCUGGAACCAAAAAGGAGACUAUUCUAAUUCAAGUACAAGACACUCCAGGGGAACCAGUAGGACCAAUCACCUUCACAAAUAUCUCAGAGGGCAAGUGCACUCUGUCUUGGAAUCCACCAGAAAAUGAUGGCUGCUCUGAGAUUACACAUUACAUCAUUGAAAAACGGGAAACUGCCAAAAUUUCCUGGGCCUUAGUGUCUGAUGAAUGUAAGGAGUGUGCUUUUAAUGCCACCAAGCUCAUCAAGUCCAAUGAGUACCAGUUCAGGGUGUCUGCAGUUAACAAGUUUGGUGUUGGUAGGCCCCUGGAAUCCAGUCCUGUCAUUGCACAAUUGCAAUACACAACUCCUGAUGCCCCAGGAACUCCUGAUGCCACUGAGGUGACAGGAGAGAGCAUAACACUGUCCUGGACUCCUCCAACAUCUGAUGGAGGCAACCCUAUUCAGCACUAUAUUCUAGAGAAAAGAGAAAAGAAAACCGUUCGGUUCUACAAGGUGAUCACCAAAAAACCUAUCAUUGAAUGUGCUCACAAGGUGCUUAACCUAUCAGAAGAUAUGGAAUACGAGUUCCGAGUCAUGGCUGUCAACGACGCUGGCGUUGGGCCUCCUAGCAACAUCUCUUUGCCAAUCAAGGCUGCUGAACCUAAAGACAUUCCAUGUGCUCCAUCUGUGGUUUGCGUGUCAGACUCCACAAACACUUCCAUUAGUUUGGAAUGGACCAAACCAGUUGAUGAUGGAGGCAUGGAGAUCAUUGGCUACAUCAUUGAAAUGGUGAAGGGAGAGGGCACUGAAUGGAAGAGAGUAAAUGAGGAACUUGUGUCAGAAACUAAUUAUGUGGUGAAAGGUCUACAGACAGGAGCUGAGUACAAAUUCCGUGUUGCAGCAGUUAAUCAUAUAGGCAGAGGUGAAGACAAGGAGAUUCCAGAACGUGCUCAGGCUGUUGAUAGGUUAACACCACCACAGGUGGACAUUGAUGCCACAUUUAAGCAGACACACAUAGUCAAGGCUGGAAGUUCUAUAUGUUUGGGCAUUCACUUCCGAGGAAAGCCCAUUCCUUCUGCUACAUGGGUGAAGGAGGAAGGAGAGCUAAGUGGAAUGUCAGAGAUCACAACUAUUGAUGGUUACAGCUCUUUAAGCAUCGAAAACUGCUCUAGAUAUGACACAGGCAAAUACACAGUUAACCUGGAGAAUUCCAGUGGUAGUAAGGCUGUUACCUUUGUGGUAAAAGUAAUGGAUACACCUGGACCGCCAGAGGCCGUAGCUUUCAAGGAAGUCUCCAGAGGAUCAGUCACACUUGUCUGGAAGCCACCUGUCAAUGACGGUGGAGCUCGUAUUCAUCACUAUAUUGUUGAGAGGCGUGAGGCUAGUCGACGGACAUGGCAGCAAUCUGGUGGCAAAUGCACACAGGGUAUUCUCAAGAUCCAGGAUCUGCUGGAGGGAGUUCCUUAUUUCUUCAGAGUCUCAGCUGAAAACCACCAUGGUCUGGGUGAGGCCUUUGAGCUAACUGAACCAGUCAUUGCCACAGCAGAGCCAUCAUCUCCAAAGAGACUGGAUAUCAUCGAUACCACAGAUAAUUCUGUGUUACUAGGCUGGUUGAAGCCAGAACAUGAUGGUGGCAGCCGCAUUCAGGGUUAUCUUAUUGAGGCUAGACCAAAGGGUGGAGACAAAUGGGUAGUGGUUGGAAACACCAAGAAUCUUACCUUUGCUGUUGAAAAGCUCAAUAAGGGUGAUGAGUAUGACUUCCGUGUGAAGGCUAAAAAUGAAGCAGGUUAUAGUUUACCAAAGAAAACUCUGGCGCCUGUGCUGGUAAAGGAGCCUCAUAUUGAGCCUGCUGCUGACCUUAGUGAGAUACCCAACCAGCUUAUCACAUGCAGGUCUGGCAGCACAUUCACCAUUGAUGUUCCUAUCAGUGGUAGGCCUGCUCCUAAGGUCUCAUGGAAGUUGGAAGAAAUGAGACUAAAGAACUCAGACAGAGUCACCAUCAAAGUAACUAAAGACAGAGCUAGUAUCUCAGUCAAAGAAGCCAUGAGAGGAGAUGGAGGAAAAUACUAUCUUACGCUGGAAAAUGUAACAGGAACCAAGACAUUUACGGUUGAAGUUAACGUUACAGGCAGACCAAGUCCUCCAUCUGGACCAAUUGAAAUUUCCUCCAUCUCCUCUGAGUCCUGCAUUGUUAAUUGGCAACCGCCUGAGGAUGAUGGUGGCACUGACAUCACCAACUACAUUGUGGAGAAGCGUGAAUCUGGCUCCACGGCUUGGCAGUUGAUCAACUCCAGUGUGAAACGCACAUCUCUUCAUGUUGGUCAUCUGACCAAAUAUAUGCAAUACACAUUCAGAGUCUCAGCUGAGAACCGAUUUGGGGUCAGCAAGCCCACCGAGUCCGAGACGAUCGUUGCAGAACAUCCCUUCUCACCUCCAGGACCCCCAACAAAACCUUCAGUCUUUAAUGUCACAGCAAACACAAUGACUCUAAGAUGGGAGGAACCCUACCAUGAUGGUGGAAGCAAGGUGACAGGCUACUGGAUUGAAAAGAAGGAGAGGAACAAUAUAUUGUGGGUUAGGGAAAAUAAGAUCCCAUGCUUUGAAUGCUACUACAAGGUGGAAGGCCUAGUUGAAGGCCUGCAAUACCAGUUCAGGGUUUAUGCCAUGAACAGUGCAGGACUCAGCAAAGCCAGUGAGGCCUCUAAGGGAGCAGUUGCUCAAAAUCCAGUUGAUCCACCAAGUAAACCUGAAGUUACCAAGGUUACAAGAACCACUGUCUCCUUGAAAUGGUCAGCUCCAUUGAAUGAUGGCGGUAGUCCAAUUGUUGGCUACAUCAUCGAACGAAAGCCCUACACUUUGACAGGCGAGGGCCGCUGGCUCAAGUGUAACUACACCAAUGUAACAGAUCAUUUCUUAACUGUUACCGCCCUGGGAGAGGGAGAGGCCUAUGAAUUUAGGGUGAUCGCAAAGAAUGCCAACCAAGUCUUCAGCACACCAUCUGAAUCCACAGGGUCUGUGCAGUGCAAGACUGAUUUUGAACCACCAAAGGCCAAUUUGGACAGCAAACUUCUCUCUGAAACUGUAAUGGUCAGAGCUGGUUCAGACCUGGUUCUGGAUGCUGCAGUGGGAGGUAGACCUGAUCCAAAGGCUUUCUGGUCCAAGGGCAACAGGGAACUGGAGAUGUGUGAAAAAUAUCACCUGCAGUACAGCCCUACCAGAGCUAUGGCCAUUAUUAAAUUUUGUGACAGAGAUGAUACUGGAAAAUACAUCCUAACAGCCAGAAACGUGAGUGGAACCAAGACUGCAGAGGUCAAUGUCAAAGUGCUUGACACACCUGGAGUGUGUGAAGGCAACAUUGAAAUCAGCAAGAUAACAGAAGAGUCAUGCACUCUAAGCUGGAAGCCUCCUCUUGAGGAUGGCGGAGAUGACAUUACACACUACAUUGUAGAGAGGCGUGAUACCAACAGACUGAACUGGGUGAUCAUGAAUGCUGAGUGCAAGGAGCUGACAUGCAACAUCACUGGUUUGUUCAAGAACACAGAGUACUUGUUCAGAGUUCGUGGAGUCAACAAGUAUGGUUCUGGCGUUUAUCUCCAGUCACAGCCGAUGGUGGCCAAAAACACAUUCACUGUGCCCACUCCUCCUGGAACCCCAGAGAUCCUAGUUUCAGGAAAGGAUUUUGCCACUAUAGAGUGGCUAAAGCCAGAAAAUGAUGGUGGUAGCCCAAUAACUCAUUACCUGGUUGAAAGACAUGAGAGAAAGAGUGCCCGCUGGGUAAAGGUGAACAAGGAUGGUGCUCACCUGGAUACCACUCUAAAGGUGGCCGGUUUGACUGAAGGCAACAUCUAUCAGUUCAGAGUAACAGCCAUAAACAAGGCCGGCGAGAGUGAACCCAGUGAGGUUUCUCUGUAUGUUGUCUGCAGAGUGCCAACGAGCACUCCCGCACCUCCUUCUAUUCCUCGAAUCAUCGACACCCAUGCUGACAGCAUCAGCCUUGCUUGGUCUCGACCUGUGGAAGAUGGAGGUGCUGAUGUCAUUGGCUACAUUCUGGAGAUGCAGGAAGCUGGAGCAGAGGAAUGGAAGAAGGCCCAUGAGAAGACCUUGCGUUCUGCAGAGUAUGUGGUGACUGGACUUUCUGCAGGCAAGAAGUAUUGUUUCAGAGUGGCUGGUAUCAAUGUCAAUGGAACAGGAGACUUUAGUGAACCAUGUGCUGAGACUGAGCCAGUGGAAAGAAUUGAACCUCCUGAUUUUGAGCUCCACGAUGACCUCAAAAAGACAAUCUGCUUGCGUGCUGGUGGCUCCCUCCGCUUAUUUGUCAGUGUCACAGGUCGUCCUGCCCCUACCAUAACAUGGAGCAAACCUGGUGUUGACCUCCAUAAUAGAGGCUUCAUUGAGGUCACAAACAAAUCCACCACUCUCAUAAUUGACAAGGUUCAUCGCUAUGAUGCUGGCAAGUAUACGCUGUUGGCUGAGAACACUGCUGGGAAGCAGGAAGUCAGUAUUCUUGUCAAGGUUUACGACACACCUGGACCAACUGGGCCAAUCAAGAUGAAAGAGCUCACUAAGGACUCUGCCACCAUUUCCUGGGAAGCCCCAGCUGUGGAUGGUGGUGCUCCUGUCAAUAACUACAUAAUUGAAAGACGAGAGGCCUCAAUGAGAGCCUACAAGACAGUAACUUCCAAGUGCAGUAAAACUUCCUAUAAGAUUGAUAAUCUGAUGGAGGGAAUGCUAUAUUACUUCCGUGUCCUCCCUGAAAACAUUUAUGGAAUUGGAGAGCCCUGCGAGACUCCAGACGUCGUCCUGGUUUGUGAAGUUCCUCUUCCACCACAUAAGUUUGAGAUGUCAGAUGUCACUAAGAGCACAGUCACUCUGUCUUGGGAAAAGCCAGAGCAUGAUGGUGGCAGUAGGUUGACAGGUUACAUCAUUGAAGCUUGCAAGUUUGGUACUGACAAGUGGAUGAAGGUGGCAACACUGAAGCUCACAGACUUUGAGCACACCGUAGAGAAACUGAAUGAGAAAGAACAAUAUUUGUUCAGAAUUAAAGCUGUCAACAGCAGAGGAGCCAGUGAGCCAAAAGAACUUGUUGCUGCUGUCACUGUCCAGGAACAGAGAGUGAUGCCUGCAGUAGACUUGUCCAGCAUUCCCCAGAAGGUUGUUAAUGUUUUGGCUGGUAAGACAUUGGAGCUGGACCUCCCAAUCAUUGGCAGACCUCCUCCUGUUUCAUCCUGGUAUUUUGCGGACAACAAGAUAAAGAUAACAGAUCGGGUGAAGGUCAAGAGCACUGGCAAGUUCUCCAAGUUAACUGUGUCUGACACUACCAUUAAUGACAGCGGUGACUACACACUAGAAGUCAAGAAUGCUGUUGGAGUCAUCACUGAGGUCAUCAAGGUCAUCAUUCUCUCUAAACCAGAUGAACCUCAAGGGCCUAUACGAUUUGAUGAAAUUGAUGCCACUACUGUCACCUGCAGCUGGGAUCCCCCAGUCAGAGAUGGUGGAGCUCCCAUUAGUGGUUAUUUAGUAGAACAGCGUGAUGCUCACAGGCCUGGCUGGGUGACUGUUUCUGACUCUGUGAGCAGACCGUUGUUCAGGUUUGAGAACCUCAUUGAGGGAGAUGAAUAUGUCUUCCGUGCAGCUGCUGUGAAUCGCUAUGGCACCGGAGAGUUCCUCCAGUCUGAGAUUGUCACUUGUAGGAGCUUGAAAAAUGUGCCUGGACCUCCUGGUCGUCCAAUUACCUUUGAUGUGUCUCGUGAUGGAAUGACUGUUGCUUGGGAGCCACCAGAUGAAGACGGAGGUCUUGAGGUUUCUGGAUACAUCAUUGAGCGCAAAGAAGUAAGGGCUGACCGAUGGGUGCGUGCAAACAAGAACCCUGUCACUAUGACCAGGUACAGGUCAACUGGGUUGAUUGAAGGCCUGGAAUAUGAACAUAGAAUUACAGCCAUUAACGCAAGAGGCCUGAGCAAACCAAGUUUGCCAUCCAAGCCAGCAGUAGCAACAGAUCCCAUUGAUCCACCCGGCUGUCCUCAAAACCCAAGAAUCACAGAUACUACCAAGUCAUCUGUGUCACUUGCUUGGAGUCCACCUGAUGAUGAGGGAGAUGCUAGAGUAGAUGGUUAUUUGAUUGAGAUGCAGAAGGUGGGCUCUGUGGCUUGGAUCAAGUGCAACACCACUCCAUCUCUCAUAUGCGAGUACACGCUGACCAACAUGCCACAAGGAGAGGAGUUCAAAUUCCGUGUAAUGGCUUGUAAUGCUGGUGGUUCUGGAGAACCUGCAGAAGUACCAGGAACGGUCAAAGUAACAGAAAUGCUUGAAUCCCCUGAUUAUGAACUGGAGUUGAAAUACAAAGAUGUGUACGUUGUCCGUCAUGGAGGAGUGGUUAGACUCUCUGUACCCAUUAAAGGCAAACCCCUUCCAACUUGUAAAUGGUCAAAGGAUACUGGAGCUAUCGCUGUGAAGGCUAUGAUUGCCUCCACCGAGGACUCCAGUGAGUUGGUGAUAAAGGGAGCAGAAAGGAGUGACUCUGGUCUGUAUGAGCUCCUGCUGGAAAAUAAGGUUGGAAAGAAGAAAGCCCAGAUUAAGGUCAGAGUCAUCGGGCGCCCAAGUGCUCCAGAGGGACCGAUGGUCUUUGAGGAAAUCCAAGCCAACUCUGUAAAGGUCUCCUGGAAGCCACCCAAGGAUGAUGGCGGCUCAGAGAUUCUUGGCUACAUUGUAGAAAGGCGUGAAGCAGCCAGAAAUGCCUGGUACACCGUGGACUCUAGAGUAACUGAGACCCAGCUUGUUGUUAAGGGCUUAAAAGAAGGAACAGAAUACCACUUCAAAGUUACUGCUGAAAACUCAUUUGGCAUCAGUGCAUCUCUAAAAUCUGAACAGCCGCUAGUACCAAAGACUCCUCUCUGUCCUCCUGAGCCUUCAACUGCACCACCUGAGAUAAUGGAUGUUACCAAAAGCUCAGUGGCACUUGCCUGGUCCAGACCAAAGGAUGAUGGAGGAUCUGCCAUCAACGGUUAUUUUGUUGAGUACAAGGAGGUUUCCACUGAGACAUGGAUCCGCCACGAGACCAAGAUCAUCUCUACUAUGUUCACUUUACAUGGACUUACCCCUGAUACAGACUACCAAUUCCGCAUUAUUGCUGUUAACAACAUAGGUGAAAGUGAGGCUGGUCCAGCAUCUGAUCCUGUGACAUGCAAAGAUCCAUUUGACAAGCCCAGCCAACCAGGAGAGAUUGACACAGUGAAUGUGAGUAACAACUUUAUUACUAUUUCCUGGCAACCUCCUGAGUGUGAUGGUGGAAAGGAAGUCCUGGGCUACUGGGUUGAGUACAGAAAGUCUGUGGAGAGCACCUGGAAGAAGUGCAAUAAACAGAGGGUUAAGGAAAAGGAAUUCACUAUGGUGGGCUUGGCUGAGGCCACCGAAUAUGAGUUCAGAGUCUUUGCUGAGAAUGAAACAGGAAUGAGUAGACCCCGUAGGACUGCCACAUGCAUCAAGACGAAACUAAUAGCUGAAAGUAAACCAAGCCUUAGGAAAGAAAUGGAUGAAACCACCGCCAAGCUUGGACAGCCUGCUGUCAUGAAAUGCCAGAUUGUUGGCCGACCUGUUCCAGAAAUUAAGUGGUAUCACGCUGGCAAGGAAAUUGUUGAGUCCCGCAAGUAUGAGAUGAGCUCUGAUGGCCGCAACCACUCCCUGUCUAUCAUGACAGACCAGCAGGAAGAUGAAGGAGAAUAUACCUGCAAGGCAGUGAAUGAAGCAGGAGAAGUUGAGACCACUGGCAUUCUAGUGUUGGAGGCUGCUCCAUCCUUCCACCCCGAUUACCCUCUUAAGGAAACAUAUUAUGCUGGACUGGGAACAACUCUACGCAUCCAUGCCGUUUAUAUUGGUCGUCCUCAGCCAAAGAUCAUGUGGCUGCAUGGAGCUAAGACACUGGAAAACACAGAGGAUAUUAGCAUUGAGACCACUGAGCACUACACACACCUAAUAGUAAAGAAUGCUCAGCGCAGAGUGAAUGGAGGAAAAUAUAGGAUCAGAUUGCAUAACCACUUUGGCAGGGCUGACACUGCAUUCAAUGUUGAAAUUUAUGACAAACCUGAUAUACCUCAGGGACCCAUUGUCCUGGAUGCCCUCCUUAAGAACUCUGUCAUUAUCAGCUGGAAACCUCCCAAGGAUGAUGGAGGCUGUAUGAUCACCAACUAUAUUGUAGAAAAAAGAGAAGACAAAGAGGGCACGGAGUGGGAACUUGUGUCUUCCUCCAUUAACAGCACAUCUUGCCGUGUGCCCAACCUCAUUGACAGUGCUGGAUACUUUUUCCGUGUUUAUGCCCAGAAUAGAUAUGGCAACAGUGAGCCACUGGAGCUCAUCUCCCCCAUCCUGAUCAAGAGCCAACUGGAGAGACCAUCACCACCUUUGUCACCAGUUGUUUCUGGUAUCACUAAGGAUUCCUGUGUGGUUUCCUGGAAACCCCCACUAAGUGAUGGGGGAUCUAAGAUCAAGAGCUAUUGCCUUGAAAAGAAACAUAAAAAAGAUAAGAAGGAAUGGACCGAAUGGACUCCAGUUACCACAGAUGAGAUCAAGCAAACUGUGUUCUCCGUCAAACGCCUGACUGAGGGCAUUGAAUACAUCUUCCGUGUCAAGUGUGAAAACCUUGGAGGAGAAAGUGAUUACAGUGAGGAGACCCCUGCCAUCAUACCUGCAACUGCCAUAGACGUCCGCGCUCCUGCCUUCAAGGAGGAGCUGAGGAACAUGAGUGUCAAAUACAAGAGCAAUGCUACCCUUGUGUGCAAGAUUACAGGGCAGCCUAAGCCUGUGAUUAAAUGGUUUAGACGAGGAAAGGAGAUCCACUCAGAUGGAAAGAAGAUCAAGAUCCAGGAGUUUAAGGGAGGAUACCACCAGCUGGUCAUCACUGAGGCUGAUGAGGAAGACUCCACUGUUUAUCAGAUCAGAGCCACCAACCAAGGGGGCUCAAUAUGUGCUACAGUCUCUCUAGAUGUUGAAAUCCCUGCCAAGAUCCAUUUGCCAAAGAACCUGAAAGACAAGGAAGCCAUCCCAGCUUUACGUGGGGAGGUGGUCAAUAUCAAGAUUCCCUUCAGUGGUAAACCAGAUCCUGUUAUUACAUGGCAGAAGGGACAAGAUCUUAUUGACAGUAAUGGUCACUACCAGGUGAUCGUCACCAGAUCGUUCACUUCCCUGGUUUUUGCCAAUGGAGUGGAAAAGAAGGAUGCAGGUUUCUACAUUGUCUGUGCCAAGAACAGAUUUGGUAUUGAUCAACAAACCGUUGAAUUGGAUGUUGCUGAUGUGCCUGAUCCACCUCGUGGCAUCAAAGCCAGUGAUGUAUCCAGAGACUCAGUCACACUGAACUGGGUGGCUCCAGCCAAUGAUGGUGGCAGCAAGGUUGUAAGCUACAUCAUUGAAAAAUGUCCGACCACUGCUGAGAGGUGGGAACGUGUUGCACAGUCCCGUGACACCCACUACACUGUAAUUAAUUUGUUUGGAGGUACAAGCUAUCAGUUCAGAGUUAUUGCUGAAAACAAAUUUGGACAGAGUGCUCCAUCUGAAAGCAGUGGACCUGUCAUGACUAAAGAAGACAAAUCCAGAGUUUUGCUUUAUGACAGGGAGGUUGGUGAUACUGAACGAGUUCCCAAGGGCAAAGCUCAACACUCCGACACCAAGAAUCUGCACAACAAAUAUUCCAUUGCAGAAGAACUGGGCAGAGGCCAAUUUGGCAUUAUUCACCGCUGUGUUGAUAUUAGCUCUGAGCAGACCUACAUGGCCAAAUUUGUCAAAGUGAGAGGUGCUGAUCAGGCAAUAAUUAAAAAGGAAAUUGCAACACUCAAUUUGGCCAAACACGCUAACUUCCUGCUUCUUCAUGAGUCCUUUGAAAGCCCAGAGGAAUUGGUCCUGAUCUAUGACUUUAUUUCUGGCCAUGACAUCUUUGAGCGCCUUAAUACAGCAGAGUUUGAGCUCAAUGAACGGGAGAUUGUUAACUAUAUCAGGCAGAUUUGUUCAGCCCUGGAAUAUUUGCAUUCUCAGAGAUAUGGGCACUUUGAUAUCAGACCUGAAAACAUUGUAUACACAACUAGAAGCAGCUCAAUUGUGAAGAUUAUUGAACUGGGACAAUCCAGACACCUGACACCUGGAGAACAAAUCAAGAUUCAGUACACUACUGCAGAGUAUGCUGCCCCUGAGAUCCACCAGUGUGACAUGGUUAGUACAGUUACUGACAUGUGGUCUGUGGGUGUCCUUACCUACGUGCUUCUCAGUGGUCUUAAUCCAUUCACAGCCGAAACCAACCAACAAAUGAUUGAUAACAUUUCAAAUGCAGCCUAUGGCUAUGAUGAUGAGUCAUUUAAGCAAGUCAGUGUAGAAGCCUUAGACUUUACAGAUCGUUUAAUGACAAAAGAACGCAAGCACCGUAUGACUGCAGCUGAGGCUCUGCUGCAUCCAUGGCUAACAAAACCUACAGAAGAGAUAAGUGCCAGGGCAAUCCCAGUAGGUAGACACAAGAGAUACUACCAGGCAAUGGUCAAGAAAGAAUGGAGCACUGUAGUUUCUGCUGCCCGGGUGGCCAGCGGUGGUUCAAUCAGGUCCCAGCGUGGUGUCUUUGUCUCUAAAGUAAAGAUUGCUCCAUUUGAACAUGGUCCUCUUGCAGGCCAAGUUAGCCAUGCAGUGGUCAAUGAAGGAGACAAUGUGAAGUUCAUCUGCAACAUUGAAAAUUAUGACAGCACCACUGAAGUUACAUGGUACUGUGGUGUCAGGCAACUUGAAGCUGGAGACAAGUAUGAAAUUGAAUAUGAAGAUGGUCUGGCUGUCAUUACCAUCAACAAGAUCACUAGAGCAGAUGAUGGCACGUACAGAUGCAAGGUUGUGAAUGAGUAUGGUGAAGAUAGUGCUUAUGCAGAGCUUUUUGUCAGUGGGGUUAGAUCCUACCGUGACUUCUUCACUACUCGUGUGGUUAGAAGAACAAAGCGAAGAGUUGACACUGCUAGAAUGCUGCAGAAGCCACCAGAAUUUACUCUUCCUCUGGUCAACCGCACAGCCUAUCUUGGUGAGGAUGUGCGCUUUGGAGUAACCAUCACUGUUCAUCCUGAGCCUCGUGUUAUCUGGCAUAAAUCUGGACAAAAGCUUAUCCCUGGACAUGAUGACAGGAAAUACACCUUCACUACUGACAAAGGCUUGUACCAGCUUAUAAUCCACAAUUUGGAAAAGGAGGAUGAUGCUGAGUACAGUGUUGUAGCCCGUAACAGGUAUGGAGACGACAGCUGCAAGGCCCGCCUCACUGUUGUUCCUCGUCCUAAACCAGCAGACCUCACUUUGAGGCCCAUGUUCAAACGGCUGCUUGCAAACAUUGAGUGCAGGGAGGGUCAGAAUGUUCGUUUUGAGAUUAGAGUUUCUGGCCACCCAACACUGAAGUGGGAGAAAGAUGGCACACCUUUAGCCUUUGGACCAUCCAUAGAAGUUGUUCAUGAAGGCUUGGACUACUACAUCCUUCAUGUAAGAGACACUCUCCCUGAGGACUCUGGUGUAUACAGGGUUACAGCAACCAACUCUGCUGGAUCUGCCAGUUGCCAAGCAACUCUUAAAGUGGAGAGAGUAACUCAUGUGAAAAAGGAGUAUGAGCCCAGUGAAAAGGAGAAGCAAAAGAUAGCUGGACAAGAGGAAUUGGACAAAAAGGUUAGACUGGCUCAGAUUUUGUCAGGCACUGUUGUUACACCUCUUCCACCCGCAGCAGUAGAAGCUGUCAGGGAGGCAGCCACUAUGUUUAAACCUGCUGUCACAACUAAGAAAGGUGAGAAAACUGAGGCUGAGAUCAAGAAAGAACAAGAGGAGAGAAAGAAGAGAGCAGAUGAGAAAAGGCUUCGUAUGCCAUAUGUUGUUCCUGCACCUCGUGUCAUUAAUCCAGCUGUUCUUGAGGAAGAUGUAGAAAUUAAACACUUCCAGCCACUGUCUGACAUGAAAUGGUACAAAAAGCUGCGGGAUCAAUAUGAAUUCCCUGAGCCAAUGGAAAAAAUCAGGCAAAAGAGAAUGAAACGUAUCCGUCUGUCACGGUGGGAACAGUUUUAUGAGGUGCCCAUCAGGAUCAAGGAACAGUAUAAGCCUAAGUGGCGCAUCUCUUCAAUGACUCAGGAUGACUUGGAGACUGUGAGACCUGCAAGGCAUCGCACUCCUUCUCCUGAAAUGGAGGCCUACCGCAGGCUCAGGAGACGUUCUCUGGGAGACCUCUCAGAUGAGGAGCUGCUGCUCCCUGUAGGUGAAUAUCUCUCUAUGAAGAGAACAGAAGAAGAAAGACUCCGUCUGGAGGAAGAGUUGGAGCUUGGUUACUCUGCUUCUCCACCUAGUCUAAGUCCAGUUCGCUUUGAGCUGUCUGCUUUGCGCCCAACAUCUCCACGGAGAGUCUACAGUGAUGAGGAAGAAGGAGAAGAGAUUAAAAGAUAUGAUUCAUACAGAAUUCCUUCUAAAUAUGAGGCUGGCCCAAGUUUUGUUGAUCUCCGCCAACGUCAUGACAAGACAACAUACAAGCCUCCAAGACAGAAACAACGGGUGUAUGAAGAAAGAGAAGAUUUGGAGCUGCUACGUCCACAUGCAACCACUCAGAGAAUCUCUUCUUACAAGAGUCAACUCAAGCACAUGGAAUUUGAGGAGAAGACACGCACCUCUAAAAAGGAAGCCGUUACAGUUUCAACCUACUCUGAGAGCACUGAAUCUGAGCAUCUAACAACUUUUGCAACAGAAUAUAUUCCUAAGCCUAUUAAAAAGAUUCCAUUACCUGAACCACAGGUAGAAAAGUCAUACGAAGCAGAAAAGGCUCUAAAGACAGAUGUCACACUUCCAAAAGUGGACUUUUUGUCCAGGUAUGAGGAGAGAAAACAGGCACUCAGAUCAGAGAGAAGAUCUGUAGAGAAGAAAGUUGAGGUUGUAACACAGGCUCCCUUCAGCCUGGACCACGCCCCACGUAUUACCAUCAGGAUGCGAUCUCAUCGUGUACCCUACGGUUCCAACACAAAAUUUACCCUGAAUAUCCAAGCCAAACCUGAACCUGAGAUCAAAUGGUUCCACAAUGGCAAGGAGAUUCAUCAGAGCAGCAAAUACUACAUGACCAACAUCAGUGGAGUUUUAACUCUCCAGAUCAACAACUGUGUGACAGAAGAUUCAGGUACAUACCGUGUAGUCUGCAAGAAUGCUAAAGGAGAAACUUCGGAUUAUGCUACAUUAGAUGUAGCAGGGGAAGAGUAUGCUGCUUUUUCAUCACUCCGCAAAGAUGAGGAACCACCAUCAGCUCAUCUGCCAGAGAUGACACGAACAGAAGUGUAUCAUGUUUCUUCAUCCAAAACAACUGUAAAGGAAACGGUCACUGAAAUUGUAAAAGAGACAACUACUGUUGUUGAGGAGCCAAGGGAGAAACCAGGAGUCCCUGCCACAAUCCUGACUAAACCACAGUCCUUGACUGUGGAGGAAGGAGACAAUGCCCGAUUUGAGUGUGAUGUGGCUGGUGAACCAGCACCUUCCAUGUCCUGGCUUCGUGAAGGAACCACCGUUGCUCCUUCUGCCCGUCACCACAUUGUAUCCACUCAGUACAAUUCUACCUUUGAGAUUUCUGCAGUUGAGGUGUCGGAUGAAGGGAGUUACACCUUGCUAGUAGAAAAUGCUAGUGGAAAGCAGGAAGCCCAUUUCACUUUAAAAAUAAAAAAGUCUGAGUCAAAGGAGAAAGUAGUUGCUACUCCCAGAAUUACUUCUCCUGAGGCUAAAUCACCAUUACCCAAGUCCCCUGAACCAGUCAAAUCCCCUCAGAGAGUCAAGUCACCUGAGCCAGUCAAAUCUCCCCAAAGAGUAAAAUCUCCAGUUUCCCCAAAGUCCCCGACACCAAAGUCCCCGACACCAAAGUCUCCUACUCCGAAGUCCCCAACUCCCAAAUCCCCAACUCCAUCUGAAAGGGAGCAAGUGAUCCCACCAAUCAAGUCACCCAAGAGGGUGAUGUCACCAACUAUUGCAAAGAAGCCCUUUUUUUCAGCAGGACUCAAUGAUGUCACUGCAUCCUGUGACUCUAUUGUCAAACUGUCUGUGAAGGUGACAGGAGAGCCCAAACCUACUGUGUCUUGGUCAAAGGAUGGAAAGGCACUGUCUCAAGGUGGAAAGUAUGAAUUAUUUGAGGACCAAUGUUCAGCUCAUCUAGAGAUCUAUGAAUCAGAGGUAUCCGAUAGUGGUGUCUACAAGUGCACAGCCAUAAACUCCUCUGGAGCAGUAUCAACAACCUGCACAGUCACAGUGAAAGAAUUAAAGAGCCCAGUUCCAAUCUCUGAGGAAAUCCUAAGAAAGAAAAUGGUGGAUGAGGAAAUAUUGUCUUGCAUGAAGGAUGUGAAGUCCUCUGAAAUCCAGAAAUCCAUCAAAGAAGGUCAGUCUGUGACUCUUAGGGCCAACAUUCAUGGGGCUUCUGACAUCAGAUGGAUUCUGAACGGGCAGGAACUGGACAACUCAGAGCAGUACAAAUAUGGGGUAUCUGGAAAUGACCAGACUCUGACCAUCAAGUGUGUAAGUCAGCGAGAGCAAGGGAUUAUCACCUGUCAAGCUCAAACAGAGCAAGGCCUGAUUCGGUGUCAGUUCAACAUCGAUGUCACACUCAAGAGCUCUGAUGCUCCCUACUUCCUGGUGCAACCAAGGUCUCAAAACGUGAACGAGGGACAAAAUGUUACGUUUACAUGUGAAAUUGGUGGAGACCUUUCCCCUGAAGUGGAGUGGUUGAAAGACAACACAGUUAUUUGUGUCACUCCAAACAUCAAACUGAGCCGUUCGAAGAACUUAUACACACUGGAGAUUUGUGAAGCCACAAUUGCAGAUAGUGGGAAAUAUACAAUAAAAGCCAGGAAUAAGUUUGGGCAGUGCUCUGCAACAUCAUCGCUCAACGUCCUUACUCUUGUUGAGGAACCAAUACAAAUGCCUAUUGUGGAGCAAAGAGCUUCUACUGAGGCUGCUAUGAGCAUGCAGAAAAGUUUCUUAGCCUCGUCAGUUCAUGUGGAAGCUUCCUCAAUGCAGGCCAGCAGUUACAGCAGCAGUUCCCACUCUGCUGUUGGCCAAUAUUCGUUUGACAGCAUGUCUGCAACAAGCAUGUCUGCCAUGAUGGCUGAGUCAGUGGUUUCCAUGAGCUCCAGCAGCAAAACAACUGGAAUGUCUGCCUGUUCGCAUGUAAAGGCGUUUUCUACCGGGGCUAAAACAGGCACUCCACCAAAGAUCGAAGCUCUUCCACAGGAUGUUAGUGCAGAGCCGGGGAAGUUUCUGACAGUGGCAGGCCUGUUCUCUGGAGAUCCUGCCCCCUCAGUUCAGUGGGUCCGCUCAGGUCGGACCCUUCCCAAUGGAGAUGAGCGGUUCCACGUGGAUAACACAGCAGAUCUCUCCACCCUAAUGAUCUCUGGGGUGAAGGAGGACGACGCCGGAGCAUACACACUCCGACUGUCCAACGACCUUGGCUCUGACUCUGCAACUGUCAACGUGCACAUCCGGUCCAUGUAAAAAAUGAGAAAAAAAAUCAUAUCCCCUAUUCCCUUAGUCCUCAACUUUUUAUUUACAAUAAUCUUACUUGAUAAAGAUCUGGAAUAUUCUUGUAAAUAGGAACUAUUUUUGUACCAAACUUGACGUUAAUUUAUGCCAAACUAGACUAAAGUCUAAAGUUGUAAAAUGUGCCAUAUUGGAUAACUAUGACUCAAUUUUUCUGUGACAUGUACAUAAUGUAUAUAGCCGAGUUUACCGGUUAUGGGAAAUGUAUGCAUUGUUAUUUAUGACAAUAAUAUUAACUGAAA
Molecule: messenger RNA, 92199 nt
Organism: Poecilia latipinna (sailfin molly)
Lineage: Eukaryota; Metazoa; Chordata; Actinopteri; Cyprinodontiformes; Poeciliidae
Product: titin-like
Exons: 242
Coding region: 242-91912 (30556 amino acids)
Biological process (GO): protein phosphorylation
Molecular function (GO): protein binding; protein kinase activity; ATP binding
Source: RefSeq, a predicted model, not a curated record